Molecule: messenger RNA, 91581 nt
Organism: Perca fluviatilis (European perch)
Lineage: Eukaryota; Metazoa; Chordata; Actinopteri; Perciformes; Percidae
Product: titin-like
Biological process (GO): protein phosphorylation
Molecular function (GO): protein binding; ATP binding; protein kinase activity
Source: RefSeq, a predicted model, not a curated record
UUCCCAGCCUCGCCUCGGGUGGAGGGAUUGCACGGAGGCAACGCAAAACUACACUGUCAGUGUACUGUGUAGUUUUGUUCCAUCAGAAGGGGGGGGAUUUGGAGGCUCGACUGUUCUCACCUUGGAUUUUUCUGGGCGAAUCUUUCUGGAUAAGGAGACUGUUUCCUGUCUGAGUCCCUGGGCUACGUCCCAUCACUUUCAGGCACUCUUGUGGAUACAAGGUGCCGACCAACAUGUCCACACAGGCGCCGACGUUCACGCAGCCGCUGCAGAGCGUCGUGGCACUAGAGGGUAGUGCCGCGACGUUCCAGGCUCAAGUUAGUGGUUCCCCAGUUCCCGAGGUGAGCUGGUUCCGUGAUGGCCAGGUUCUCUCUGCCGCCGCCUUGCCCGGCGUGCAGAUCUCGUUCAGCGAUGGCCGCGCUGUUCUGACGAUCCCCGCGGUGACCGCCGCACACAGCGGGAGAUUCUCAGUCAGAGCGACCAACGGAGCCGGGCAGGCCACCAGCACCGCAGAACUCCUCGUCACAGCGGAGACGGCGCCCCCGAGCUUCUCCCAGCGGCUGCAGAGCGCCGCCGUGCGCCAGGGCAGCCAGGUGAAGCUGGACGUCAGGGUGUCGGGGAUCCCGGCGCCAACCGUGAAGUUCUUCCGAGAGGGAGCCGAGAUCCAGAGCUCCGCAGACUUCAGGAUCCUGCAGGACGGAGAGCUGCACAGCCUGCUGAUCGCCGAGGCUUUCCCAGAGGAUUCUGGGAAUUAUUCUGUCACCGCCAGCAACAGCAGCGGACGCGCCACCUCCACCUGCGAACUGCUCGUUCAAGGUGAAGAAGCCGUUCCGGCAAAGAAAACCAAAACGGUGAUUUCUACUUCUCAGAUUUCACAGAGCCGUCAGACCAGAGUGGAAAAGAGGAUGGAGGCCAGUUUCCAGGCCACCACCAUGAUGGAGAUGCAGGUGGAGGGCGGCGCCGAGAUGACUCAGCUGCUCGCUCACAAGACUCCGCCCAGAGUUCCUCCCAAACCCAUGUCCAAGUCCCCUCAGCCAUCGCUGGCCGCCAGGGUGGCCGGAGGACGGCAACAGUCGCCGUCACCGGUCAGACACGUGAAGGCACCCACGCCCACGCCUGGCAGGCCGGUGAAGUCCGACGCCGAUGUCCCGCCGCCUUGGAAGCGGGGAGACUUCGGGGCAGAGGCCAGCUACACCAGCAUGGCCAGCAUGGCCAGUAUGUCCAGUAUGACCAGUAUGACCAGUAUGACCAGUAUGAGCAGCAGCUCUGUCACCCAGCUGGGCCAGGAGCAGCGCUGGGAGCAGCAGGUCACUGGUGUCAAAGAGCCUCAAACUCUUGAAAUAGAGUCAGAAUCAUCUGGAGCGCCAGAUGAGACCAGUUUUACUCAGAACGACGAGGGAUGGGAUGACGCUACGAGCCACAAAGAAAUGACAUCCGACCAUAACUCAUACGUUGACUACUUCGACACAAGUUGCGAAACUUUUGACGGUCGAGACAGGAUGACCUUGUUCAAAGAAGAGCAAGAGUCCCGAAACACUUUUCAAAGUUGUGUGGAGACGCCAACGGACAACGUAAGCAAUGAAGACACAAUAGACAAGAUGGGUUUUAGUCCGUCAUACAUCUGUAAAGAUCUCUUUAACCACAAAGACUCAAACGGAGAGCUGCUCCACCUUGACUCAACCGCCUUGCCCGGAUUGUCCGAUAAAGAGCGGUGUUGCUGGGAUAAUCAAGAUGUCCGCCCGGCCUUCCAGCAGCCAGAGGAGCAGGCUGAGGGAGGGAAAAGAGCUGGGGCAGUGGCCACAGUGGUGGCCGCCGUUGACCUUGCUCGUGUCCGUCAGCCUGUGCAUGUCGAGGACAGUCGAGCUGAAGAAGAGGCUGGGGCUGUAGAGUUAAGGCAGCAGGCCGCCGCGGCCGCCACGGCUGCCGGUCAACAGUAUCAAGCCGGCUGGACAACAACAAGAGCGCCCGCUGGUCAAAUGCUCACUACUGCUCAGGAGUUCACUUCUGAACCAACCCUGCCGCUGCCUCAGAUUCAGAGAGCGACAGAAAUCUCCUCCCAUGUGGACACUGGUCUCGCCCCGUCUCCAGUUCCACAUUUCACAGUUUCUAAAGUUUCUGUCCCAAAACACGAGUCUAGCUCUGAGGUUUCCAUCGCCGGCUCGGCUAUUGCCACUCUGCAGAAAGAGUUAUCUUCCUCCUCUGCCACCGCAAGAAAGAUCAUCAAGCCUGUCAAGUCUCCCAGUCCGUCUCGUACAAUGGCGGAGACCAGAGAGACACUGGAGCCUGUCCCUCCACCAUUCAAAGACUUCACUGAGAAAUAUCAGAGUCAUUAUGGCACCGAGUUACAGACGGGGGUGGUGUUCUCGGGGGGCAUGGAGAGAAAAUAUGAGGACUGGGGAGCCCAGGUGUUGGAGGCAGCAGCCGUACCUUCUGCAGGCGGCGCCGUGAUCCCAGCCACGCUGGUGUCGGGUUUGAAGAACACAAAUGUGACGGAGGGCGAGUCGGUGACCCUGGAGUGCCAGAUCAGCGGUCACCCCACCCCCGUCAUCAUGUGGUUCAGAGAGGACUACAAGAUUGAGAGCUCCAUAGAUUUCCAGAUCAUCUACGAGAACGGAUUCGCCCAGCUAGUGAUCCGCGAGGCGUUUGCUGAAGACAGCGGACGGUUCACCUGCACCGCCACAAACGAGGCGGGAACCGUCAGCACUUCCUGCUACCUGCUCGUCCAGGUGUCCGAGGACAUCGAGAGCAGAGAGGAGAUCGCUGUCGUCACCGAACAUGUUGAAACUGCUGAGAAACUAGUAACCGAAGAAGGCAAAGAGGAGACCAUGUCUCAGGUGAGCGCGGCCGAGUCAGAUACUGCGGCCGCCGCUCCCUUCUUCAUCACAAAGCCAACCGUCCAGAAGCUGGUGGAAGGAGGAAGUGUCUUGUUUGAAUGCCAGGUCGGGGGAAGCCCCAAACCACACAUCAUCUGGAAGAAGGGCGGCGUACCGCUCACUACCGGAUACAGAUACAAAGUUGCCUACAAGAAGGAGACUGGAGAAUGCAAGUUAGAGAUCUCCAUGACCUUCGCUGAUGACGCUGGAGAAUACUCCGUGUUUGCGAAGAACAAGCUGGGAGAAGCCUCAGCCUCCGCCAAUCUGCUGGAGGAAGAGGAAUACGAAGUCUACAUGAAGAAACAGGAAGAAACCUUUAAGACUGAAGUGACAACUAUGGUGCAGGAGCCCAAAGUGGGAGACCUCCCCCCCGUUGUCGUUACAACAAUGGAGCAGAUGACCACCACCACCAUUAUCUCGGGACAGGAAUUCCAUCUUUCUGCCAUCGAGCUGAGGACCAUCCAGGAGUUUGAACUCACCAUUAUGAAGAUUACCUACAGAGAUAUUGUGUCUGAGGACGGAGAGCUGAUGGUGACUGCGACCCCCACCGAGGCUAUGCAGCCAACCUUUGACACUCCCGUCAAAAACUACAGGAUCAGGGAAGGGAUGAGCGUUACUUUCCACUGCAAGGUGGCUGGAAUGCCACUCCCCAAGAUCGCCUGGUUCAAAGACGGCCAGCGUAUCAGGGCUGGUGACCGUUACCAGAUGGAAGUUCUUCAGGAUGGACGAGCCAGUCUUCGUCUGCCUGUGGUUCUCCCAGAGGACGAGGGCGUGUACACCGCCUUCGCCUCCAACAUGAAAGGAAAUGUUGUCAGCUCUGGGAAGCUCUACAUUGAGUCGUCCGGAGCUGUAACACCUCAGAGAUACACACCACAGCCAGCCAUGCAGAGGAUCAGAUCCACAUCUCCUCGCUCUCUGAGCCGUUCUCCUGGCCGUUCUUCCAGCCGUUCUCCCGGCCGUUCUCCAGCCCGCCGGCUUGACGAGACAGACGAGGCUCAGCUGGAAAGACUCUACAAGCCUGUGUUUGUCAUGAAACCUUCCUCGUGUAAAUGCUCCGAGGGGCAAACUGCCAGAUUCGACUUAAAGGUUGUCGGCAGACCGAUGCCCGACACAUACUGGUUCCACAAUGGACAACAAGUAGUAAGCGACUACACCCACAAGAUAGUGGUUAAAGAGGAUGGUACCCAGUCCCUGAUCAUUGUCCCGGCCAUGCCACACGACUCCGGAGAGUGGACGGUCAUUGCCCAGAACAGAGCUGGACGGUCGUCCAUCUCUGUCACUCUCACCGUUGAUGCUAAAGAAACCCUGACACGCCCCCAGUUCACUGAGAAGCUGAAGAACAUCAGCGUAAAGCAGGGCACUCUGGUUGAACUGGCUGUCAAAGCCAUUGGUAACCCCCUGCCUGAUAUCGUCUGGCUGAAAAACAGUGACAUUAUCACCCCACACAAGCAUCCAAACAUCAGGAUUGAAGGAACCAGAGGAGAGGCCAAAUUCCAGAUUCCCUCAUCAGCUGGCACAGACAGCGCCUGGUACACUGCUACAGCUAUCAACAAGGCUGGCAGAGACACCACACGCUGCAGAGUCAAUGUUGAGGUAGACUAUGUUGAACCUGAACCAGAGAGGAAGCUUGUUAUUCCCAAAGGAACCUACAAGGCCAAGGAGAUCGCCCCGCCAGAGUUGGAGCCCCUUCAUCUGCGCUAUGGCCAAGAGCAGUGGGAGGAGGGCGACCUUUACGACAAAGAGAAGCAGCAGAAACCACAGUUCAAGAAGAAGCUGACCUCUAUCAGAAUGAAGCGCUUUGGUCCAGCUCAUUUUGAGUGCAGACUGACUCCAAUUGGCGACCCCACCAUGGCGGUGGAGUGGCUGCACGACGGCAAACCCCUGGAAGCUGCGAACAGGUUGCGCAUGGUCAACGAAUUUGGUUACUGCAGCCUUGACUAUGAAGCUGCCUACGCUAGAGACAGCGGCGUCAUCACUUGCAGAGCUACCAACAAGUUUGGAGCUGAUCAGACCUCAGCCACCCUGGUCGUCAAGGACGAGAAGGGUCUUGUUGAGGAAACACAACUUCCUGAAGGCAAGAAGGGAGCGCAUAGAAUGGACGAGAUUGAGCGCAUGGCUCAUGAGGGAGGACCCUAUGGAGUCACUGCUGAUGAAGACUCUGAGAAAAUGAAACCAGAGAUUGUUCUUCUUCCUGAACCAACAACAGUGAUGGAAGGCGAAACUGCACGAUUCCGCUGCAGAGUGACCGGUUAUCCCUCACCCAAGGUUAACUGGUACCUCAACGGACAACUUAUCCGCAAAAGCAAGAGAUACAGACUUCGGUAUGAUGGUAUUUACUACUUGGAGAUCACUGAAGUCAAAUCCUAUGACUCAGGAGAGGUGAGAUUGGUGGCCGAAAACAACAUUGGCUCAGUUGAGCACACCGUGAAGCUGGAGAUUCAACAGAAAGAGGACUUCAGAACUCAUCUGCGCCGUGCCCCAGAGGGUAAGGCAGCCGAGGCCGCACCCGAACCAGGAAAAACUUCUUUUGAGGUGGUGAAGACAGAGAUACCUGGAGACGACUCUCAGCUGAAAGAGGUGGUGAAGCUGAAGAAGGCCCAGAGAGUUGUCCAUGAGAAAUCCACAGAAGAGUCGGAGGAACUGAGGGGCAAGUUCAAACGCAGAACAGAGGAAGGCUAUUACGAGUCCAUCACUGCGGUGGAGCUCAAGUCACGCAAGAAGGACGAGUCCUACGAGGAUCUGCUGAAGAAAACAAAGGAGGAGCUGCUUCACCGGAAGCAGGAGAAGGAGGCGGCUGAAAAGAAGAAAGAGGAGGACCGCCGCAAACUUACAGCUACACCUCUACAACCACAAAGGGUCAAGCUCUCAGCCAGCAUGGAAGCUCCUAAGAUUGUGGAGCGUAUCACCAGCCAGACAGUCGCAGAGGGCGAUGAAGUCAAGUUCAGAGUUAGAGUCAUCGGCAGACCAGAACCUCAGUGUCAGUGGUUCAAGAAUGGCGUUCAGCUGCAGAAGACUGACCGUAUUAACUGGUACUGGCCUGAGGAUCAUGUGUGUGAACUGACUAUCAGAGACGUCAGAGCUGCGGAUUCGGCAAGUGUCAUGGUUAAAGCUACAAACACUGCUGGAGAGACUUCAGGACAUGCUUUCCUGCUGGUGCAAGCAAAGCAAGUCAUCACCUUUACACAGAAGCUGGAGGAAGUCAACGCAAAAGAGAAAGACACCAUGGCCACCUUUGAGUGUGAAACCAAUGAGCCUUUUGUCAAGGUCAAAUGGCUGAAGAAUAACGUGGAGAUCUUCUCCGGAGACAAAUACAGGAUGCACUCUGACAGAAAGGUCCACUUCCUGUCUGUGCUGAUGAUCGACAUGAGGGAUAACGCAGAAUUUACCUGCAAGGUUAUCGACGAAGAUGUCAGUACAACUGCCAAGCUCAAUGUUGAAGGAGAACCGCUGCAGAUCCUGAAGCAGCUGGAGAGCACCGAGGUUCCCGAGACGUACUCCGGAGAGUUUGAGUGUGUCUUGUCCCGUGAGGAUGCUGAAGGCAGCUGGUUCUUUGGAGAAAAGCUGCUCUCUCCCAGCAGUAAAUAUGUCAUUUCCUCCCGCCGUGGAAGACAUACCCUGUCUGUCAAAGAAGUUGAGAAGAAGGACCAGGGAAAAUAUACCUUCAAAGUGGCCGAGUUCAAGACAAGUGCCUCAUUGAAGAUGAAAUUGCGUCCAGUGACCCUGAUUCAGCCUCUGACGGAUUUGACCGUCUGCGAGGGCGAUAUCGCUCAGCUGGAGGUCAAGUUCUCCCAGGAACAUGUUGAAGGAAUCUGGAUGAAGAAUGGACAGCCAAUCACGGCUUCAGACCGUGUGCACAUUGUUAUCGACAAACAGAUCCACAAACUUCUGAUUGAAGACACCAACAAGGAUGAUCAUGCAAAGUACUCCUUUGAGGUUCCCGAUCAGGGGAUCUCAACCUCUGCAAAGCUGGUCAUUCAGACAAUUGGCAUCUUAAUCCCACUGAAGGACAUGAGUGCCAUUGAGGGCACCAAGGCCGUCCUGGAGACCAAGAUUUCCGCUCAGGACAUCACCUCAAUCAAAUGGUACCACAACGACAAACUGCUGGCGCCCAGUGACAGAGUUCAGAUGGUUUCAAAGGGAGCCAAGCAGCGUCUGGUCUUCAACCGCACCUACGCCUCUGAUGAAGGACACUACAAACUGGUGGUUGGCCGAGCUGACACCAGCUGCAAAUUUUCUGUUCAAACUGUCCAGAUCGUGAAACCGAUAAAGGACAAGCAGUGCUCCGAGUCUGAGAACGUCACAUUUGAAGUGGAGGUUUCUCACCCGGGCAUUGACGCCUUCUGGACCUUCAAGAGGCAGCUGCUCAAAGCCAGCGCCAAAUACAAGAUGGAGUCCAAGAACAAGCGCCACACCCUGACUGUCAUGAAUGCAAUGAAGGAUGAAGAGGGCGAGUACAUGUUCGCCGCUGGUGAGAAGAUGUGCGCUGCUACAUUAACUGUAUCAGGUGGCGCUAUCAAGAAACCCCUGCAUGAUUUGGUGGUGGCCGACUCCCAGACCGCCAUACUGGAGUGUGAAGUCGCCAACCCCACCGCCGAGGGCAAGUGGCUGAAAGACGGCCAACCUGUGGACUUCAAUGAGAACACGCUAAGCGAGGUGAAGGGUGUCGUCAGACGCCUCAUCAUCACGAUCACCAAAGCCACCGACGUCGGAGAGUACACCUACCAGGUCGCCACGUCCAAGACCUCAGCCAUGCUGAGAGUCGAGGCUGUGAAGAUCAAGAAGACCCUCAAGAACCUGAAUGUGGUCCAGACUCAGGAUGCCUUGUUUAGCCUGGAGCUGACCCACGAGGACGUGCGAGGAGCACAGUGGAUCAAGAACGGUGUUGAGAUCCAGCCCAGUAAUAAAUACGAGAUCACUAUUGAAGGCACAGUCCACAACCUGAAAAUCAAGAACUGCAGCACACAGGACGAGUCUGUUUACUCUUUCAAACUAGGAAAACUGUCUGCAAGCGGCAGGCUGAACGUUGAAACCAUCAAGAUCCUGAAGAAGCCAAAGGAUGUGACAUCACUGUUGGGUGCAACUGCCGUAUUUGAGCUGGGCAUCUCCGAGGAUGACAUCCCCGUGAAAUGGAUGUUCAACAACGUGGAGCUGAAGCCAGACGCCAACUACAGGAUGCUCUCUGAGAAGAAGACCCACAAACUGACUGUACAGGACGUGGACAGCAGCAAAGAGGGACAGUACACCGCUGUGGUGGGCCACCUCCAGUGCAGCGCUCGCCUCACGGUCGAGUCCCUGCGAGUCACCAAACCGCUGAAGAGCGUGAACGUCCCAGAGACCCAGGCGGCCACAUUUGAGUGUGAAGUGUCCCACUUCAAUGUACCGUCCACCUGGCUGAAGGACGGCGUGGAGAUCGAGAUGAGCGAGAAGUUCAGGAUCGUGGUUCAGGGGAAACUCCACCAGCUGAAGAUCAUGAACACCAGCAAGGACGACUCGGCCGAGUACACCUUCAUCUGCGGGAACGACCGAGUCUCUGCAACGCUUACCGUUAACCCCAUCGUCAUCACGACGAUGUUGCAGAACCUGGACGCUCAGGCGAAAGACACGGUCACAUUUGAGGUGAACAUCAACUAUGAGGGAAUUACGUACAAAUGGCUGAAGAACGGUGUGGAGAUCCGGUCCACGGACAGAUGCCAGACUCGCUGCAAACAGCUGACUCACACUCUGAGCAUCAGGAACGUUCACUUUGGAGACAGUGCAGAGUACACCUUCAUGGCCGGCUCUGCAGUCACUACAGCUAAACUCUACGUCGAGGCCCGCGUGGUUGAAUUCACUAAACACCUGAAGGAUAUGAAGAUCACGGAGAAGAAGAGAGCGACUUUCGAAUGUGAAGUUUCUGAACCGAACAUCCAGGUGAUGUGGAUGAAGGACGGCCAGGAACUGGAGAUGUCCGACAGAUAUAAAAUGUCGGCAGAUAAGUUCGUGCACCAUCUGACCGUGCCGUCGGUGCGCCUGUCGGACGCCGGAGAGUACACGGCAGUAGCCGGGUCCAGCAUGUCCAAGGCCCAGCUGGUCGUUCUGGGGCGGGACGUCAAGAUCUCCGAGCCCGCUAGCAGGGACAUCUCAGUCGUUGAGAAGCAGAGAGCGACCUUUGAGUUCGAGGUGAACGAGGACGACGUGGAAGGUCGCUGGCUGAGGAACGGCGUGGAGAUCCAGCUCUCAGCGGAGGAGAGGUUCUCCUACGUCUGCAUCCGCAAGCUGCACCGCCUCACCGUGUCGGAGACGUACCGUAGCGACGCCGGCGAGUACACCUUCCUCGCCGGCAAGAACAGGAGCACCAUGAACCUUCAAGUCAGACUGCCGGAGCCUCCGCAGAUCGUGCGCCACAUGCAGCCCCAGACGGCGAUGUCCGGCAGAUCGGUUCGCUUCUCGGUGCAGGUGAGCGGCCUCCCGGAGCCCCAGGUGUCCUGGUACAAAGACUCCCAGGCUCUGUCAACCAGCUACAAGUGCAAGUUCCUCCACGACGGAGACGAGCACACGCUGCUGCUGCUGGAAGUCUUCCCCGAGGACGCCGCUGUCUACAGCUGCGAGGCCAAGAACGACUACGGAGAGGCGACGAGCUCCGCUGCUCUCACUGUGGAAGUUCCAGAGGUGGCUGAAACCAUGGCUCGGGUCUCUGCUCCGGUCCUCAUCACUCCCAUGCGGGACAUCCUGGUCCCCGAGGGAAACCCGGCCCAGUUCCAGUGCUCCGUCUCUGGGGAAGAUUUGCAGAUUUCCUGGUUCUGUGGUGACAGAGAGAUCAGACAGUCAGACAUCUUCAGGAUGUCUCAUUAUGGUCAAACCUGCCAGUUGGAGAUCUCCAGAGCUCUCCCGAACCACGAAGGAGAGUACUCAUGUGCUGCCUCUAACUCGGCAGGAAUGGUGACGUGUUCUGCGACUCUGAACAUCGACGUAACUGCAGCGGAGCACGAACCUAAGACUCAGACAAAGGAGGAAGUGAAAGCCUUCACUAGCUCAACCGUCACAGUGGAAGAGGAAACCCAGGAGUCGUACUACACUGGCCUAAAGUUAGCAGAUAAAACCAGAACACUUGAACUUAAGCCAGAUUCCAAACGCUACUCCAGCACUUUGGCAAAGAAAAAAGAAAAGCCAGUUUUCCUCAGCGAACUUUCUCCGGCAGCUGUGACUGUUGGAGAAACUGCAAUGUUGACCGUCACGGUUUCUGGUUUCCCAAAGCCUGCUGUUCAGUGGUUCCACAACGGGCAAACUAUAACAAGUUCGUCCGUGUACACAUUUGUUCAGGAGCGAGACGAGUAUAGCUUGGUCAUUACAAAAGUUCGAAGGGAGUUUGAAGGAGAGUACUCGUGUACUGUCAGCAAUAGAUUUGGCCAGUCGACUUGCACUUCUUAUUUGCAUGUUCAGGUGAAGGAGCCAGAAAAGGAGGAACAAGUUGACAGGAGAACAUUUGUACCAACUGGCAAACCGCCAGAAUUCACUAAAAUUAUAGAGUCUCUUCAGUUGUCUGAGGGAGGUCAGGCUUUCUUCAGGUACAUUGUGACCGGAGAUCCUCUCCCUGAGGUUCAGUGGCUCAAAGGUAGCGUACACAUUCAGCCGAGUGGGUUCUGCAUCAUUGUGAACAACCCAGAUGGAUCAGGCUUUAUUAAUAUUAAGAGUGUCAAACAAGAGCACAGCGGCGUCUACACCUGCAAGGCCUCCAACCAACAUGGGGAAGCCUCUUGCACCGCAGAGCUGCUGGUGCUCCGUGAAAAAGUUCAGGAAAAGAAACUAAAAGGUUUGCAAAUAUCCAUGACUGAACAAACCACAGAAUCCCGAUUAUAUCAGGAAAGAACUCUGUCUGAUCAGAUGAUUUAUACUAUUAGCACUGAAGACCGGCAGAUUAUUCCCAGCGAGGAAGUGGGAACCCUCAGAGAGCUCAAUAUCUCUGCUGCCACCCUUCACCGAGAGCAGCUUACCCACCAGGCCGCUGUACUGCAGUCUCAUGAAAUACAAGAGCGGGUUUCUUUGGCUCCCACUCUUCCACCUCAGGUCUCUGCUGUUCCUGUGAAACAGCUUCACAUGGCGACUUUCUUGUCUUCCGUCCAGGAGAGACAAAAGAUCACUGAGCAGCACUCCGAACGGAUUCUCAGCCCUGAGAUCAUAGAACUCGAAUUAGCCAAAGAGCAGCCGUCAAAACUAAUGUCUGCCACAUCUGAAGAGUUCCUCCCACUUACUACGGUGAGAGCCGAGGCCUUGACGGACCUGGCCACAGAGCAUGUGAAGACUUUAAAGGAACCGAGGCAGCUUGUUACUAGUCACCAAGUAGAGCCCAAUCUGCCCAUCCUUGAUGAAACUUUAGGCGUCACCCACAGGCCAGAGGAAGAGAGGAGUUUCAGAGUCACAGAGGGGGUUAAGAUUUUAUACACGGCUCAGUCUACAGGGCAACUGCCACUCACAGAAAGACACUCUGAGCCUUUGCCAGAUUUAGAUGCAGCCACUAAACUAUUGGUUGAGAAAGAGCAAUCAAAGCCAGUGGUAGCACCAGUGAGCGAAUCUAGACUGGCGUUAUCCAAGGAGCAGACAUUUGAAAUGCACAGACCAGAGCAGGAGAGCAUCACUCCACACAAAGACGUGGUCUACAAGUCAGGUAUAGUUGCUGAAGAAAAGUUUGAACUCCAAGGUGAACAGACAGGACAGUUACCAGGGAUAGCUUCUUCUGUGUGUCUGCAACCUCAGAAAGAAGGAGAAAGACUUCUGAAUCUGCAGGUUAUCAGUGAUCAAGAUGUCUUGCAAUCUGAGGGUAGGUUCAGCAGCGAAAAGCCAUCUACAGAGCAGGCGGCAGCAAGGAAGAGUCCAACUUUGUUGUAUUCAGUGACUCAAGAAGAGCAAAGAACUGCAGUUUGCGAGGCAACCUUAGAGUUCUCAGCAAAGACAGAUGCCACAUCUGUUCAGCCGAAGAAAGAGUUACCGCCAAAAAAAUACCUCCAGUCGAUUCAUUCUUUUUCUGUGUUACCAAAAGAAGGAAUACUUACGAUCACCAAACCCGACGGGCAGAUGGCAACACAGAAACAGGAAAAGGCUAGAAGGCAUGCAGCUACCUCAGAGGAGAGAAGGGAGAUCACAGCAGAGUAUCACAAAGAUCUUGAUGUGUCGGUGACCGGGUUUCAGUCACAGCUUCGAACUGAGCCCAGGCCUUCGAGCAUCCUCACAGUCUCCUCCCAGCCAAUGCAGCUGCCGAAGGAGACGCCUUUUGUAAGCGAAGUCAAGCAGCAGCGAGCGCUAGUCCAGAAAGAGGACAACUGGAAUAUCAUGCAUUCUUUGAACGUCACAGAAACUCACAGUCUAGAGGAAGGUCACACUAUUAGCCUUAAAACUAAUGAGAAAUUCAAGCCUGAGAUGAAAAUAGAGCCUAAGAUACCUAAAAAAACUAUUUUUAUAGAGGAGAAGGCAGUUGCCACAGAAAGCUGUACUGUCUUAGAAGCCGCUGAGCAGGACUUUGCAGUCCAGAUCCAGGAGGGCCAGUCGGUGCGACAGUCAGUGUUGCUUGAAGAAAAGCAGGUCAUUAUGGGAGAGAAGUCAAGUGAGAUACAUAAAUCUGAGGGCUCGACCGUCAGCAUCCUGACGCAGCCUAAAGGAGUUCUGUUUGUUCACGAGUCUCUUGACACUCUGACUCUACCUAAAGAACUUAACUUUGUCAUUCAAAUUCCCAAACCUUCAAGCUUGAAUGUACGAUGUCAGCUCAGAGACGCUCUUCAGUCGGCUGUGGCCAGUGAUCAACCGGUGUUACUAGCCGAUAUUGUAGGACGGUUAGAGGCAGUGGAGGUACAGGAAGUGAAGGUUCAGAGAGAGCCCAAACUAGCCACAUCUACAUACCUGAUUACUACUCCAGGCGCCCCCAUGGAGAUCACGUUGUCUUUUGAAGGGGAAUACCCUCAGACAGCUGACCUAAGGUCUGAACUCCAGGUAGCUUUGCAUGCAAUGGUUUUCCAGGAGCAGCAAAGUCUUACAGCAGAGCAACCAGACACCAUGCAGACUGACAAGCCUCAAAAAGCGCUCGUUCUCUCAGCACCCUCCAAAGAGGUGUUGUCAUCUGUGGUAGACACCAUGAUGGUUGCAGAGAGUGCAGUUGGAUUUCCUCCUGCUUCAUCUCAGUCUGCAGCUGUCAAAACUGAAGCCAGGGCUUCAUUUCAAAGUGCAACUGUUAUGAGUCGGUCUGAGAUUCAUGAGUCUAGGCAGGUGGGUCAAGUUCCUGUUGAACAACAUGUGGACAUUUUUGUCCACAAAGAAACCAGAGAGGAGUUUCUAUCAGAGGCAAUCAUGAUCAGCGAGUCCUCUGACAGUAUGGUAGAUUAUCCUGUUGUCAUUGAAAAUCUGGAAGACAUUUGUGCUGAGGAAAACAGCAAGGCCAAAUUUACAGCCACCAUAAAGUACGUCACCAAAGUCAACUGGUUUUUCAAUGGCCAAUUGGUGGAAUCUGGCAAAGAGUUCAAGUGUUCCAAAGACCACGACACAUACACACUAGUUAUCAACAAAGUUGUCAAGGAGAAGCAUCAAGGAGAGUAUGUCUGUGAGGCUGAGAAUGAAGCCGGCAGGACUACAACAUCUUCAAGACUCACUGUGGUCUCGAAAGUGAAACCUGUGUUCAGGCACAGAAUUGUCCCUGUGGAGAUCAACAUUGGCAACCCUGCCAAGUUUGAAUGUGAAACUGAGGAUGCUCCGAAUGUGAGCUUCAAGUGGUUCAAAGAUGGACACCAAAUCAAAGAGAGUGACAAAUACAGGAUUAUCAGUCGCUUCAGUACUUCCUCUCUGGAACUUCUGAACCCAAACAAGGACGAUAGCGGUGAAUACACCUGCAAGGCGUCCAAUCAGCAUGGUGGUGACGAAUGUUCUGCCUCUCUCGUUGUGACAGAGCAUUGCCCCCCUGCCUUUAUAACUAAACCUGAGCCUCAGACUGUGUAUGUUGGAAAGAGGGCAAUGAUACAGUGUGUAAUAACAGGAUCUGCCCCACUGAAUGUUGUCUGGCUCAAAGACAACCAGGCCUUGCCCAAAGUGUCGACACACUACCAAACAUCGUGUGAAAAGAAUAAGCACACUCUUGAGAUAACCAAACUUUUGCCAGGUGAUAUGGGGCUUUAUGUGUGCAAGGUGUCCAAUAAUGUUGGGACAACCGAGUGCAGCACGGAGCUGCGUGUUAUUGAUAAACCCAACUUUGUAAAGCCCCUGGGUCCGAUCGCGGCUGUGGUCGGCGCUCCUCUGCACCUGGAGUGUCAGGUGGAUGAGGACACUGGAGUAAGUGUCACCUGGACCAGAGAUGGUAGAAAAGUCCAUCAGUCUCCAGACUGUAAACUGUCUUUUGAGGAUAAGACAGUUACUCUUGAUAUCCUAAAGACCACACUGAAAGAUUGUGGAAAUUAUGUGUGUACGGUGACAAAUGAAGCUGGAAGUGAAAGCUGCUCCACCUCGGUCAAGGUCCAAGAACCGCCAGUCUUUGUAAAGAGGCUGGAAGCCACCUCCGUUUGGAAGCAAGGCAGCACUGCACGUCUGCAGUGUGUCAUCAAAGGAUCCCCUGAACUUCACACGUCCUGGUUCUUUAAUAACAUCGAGUUGCAUGCUGGUGGCAGAUAUGAUAUCAGUCUGAAGGACGGUGUCACAACUCUUGAGAUAAAGGAUGUCAUGUUGAGUGACAGUGGGAACUUUACCUGUGAGGUUCUCAAUGAGUCUGGGUGUGAAAGCUGCAGCACUAAAGUAGCAGUGAAAGAACCGCCAUCUUUCAGAAAGGAGUUACUCUCCUUAGAGGCAGUCAGAGGAUCUGUAGCUGUAUUGGAGUGUGAGAUUUCAGGCUCUACGCCAUUCGAGGUGACCUGGAAAAAGAAUAAGAAAAGCCUGUCAGCAGAUAAGAAGUACAGAAUAGUGUCGCAGGGGUCCCUGACCUCACUGGAGAUCCACUCAUUUGAGAGCGCUGAUGCUGGUGAAUAUGAAUGUGUCGUAUCAAACGAGGUUGGGUCAGUAACCUCAAAGUCAUUGGCUAAACAGAGAGAGCCACCAAUGUUCUCAAAGAGGAUUGAAAGUGCGACAGCAGUGUUGGGAAAUACAGUGAAGCUACAGGGAACCCUUAAAGGAUCAGCUCCCAUCACUAUCAAAUGGAUGAAAGAUUCUGAGCUGCUAAGAGAUGAUGAUCCAAAUGUCAAAAUGGCUUUUGAGAACAACAUUGCUAGCAUUUCCUUCUCAUCUGUUGAGAUAAAGCACGGCGGCAAGUAUGCUUGCCUUGCCGAAAAUGAGGCGGGACAGCAGAAAUGUGAAGCUGUCUUAACAAUUCAAGAACCAGCUAGAAUCUUAGAGAAAGCAGCAUCCAUCAGUGUGACUGCAGGAGAUUCUGCCACAUUGGAGUGCACAAUUUCUGGAAGCCCAGACCUCAAAGUGAAAUGGUUUAAAGACGGCAAAGAGAUGAUCAGUGGCCGUAAAUAUAAGAUGACUCUGAAGGACAAUGUUGCCUCCAUGAAGAUUCUUACGGCAGAUAAAGGAGACACUUCAGAGUACAAGAUGGAGGUGUCAAAUAAAGUCGGAAAAGACGAGUGCACCUGCUCAGUCACUGUUAUAGAUCGUGCAGUUCCACCAUCCUUCACCAAAACUCUAAAGAAAGUGGACGGGAGUAUUGGUAGUAAUGUUACGUUGGAAUGCAGAGUUGCUGGAUCUCAGCCGAUGGUUGUUUCUUGGUACAAAGACAAUAAAGAAAUCCGCAGCAAUGACAAAUAUAAGCUUGAUUUCAGUGAGAUUAAAGCCUCUCUGACGAUAACCGGCCUGGAGCAAAGCGAUGGUGGAGUUUAUAAAUGCCGGGCCUCUAAUGAUGCCGGAGAAAAAGAGACCAGUGGUUCUUUGUCCGUCAAAGAACCGCCAGUCUUCACAGUGAAACCUGAGUCCCAGGACACUUCACCAGGAUCAAAUGUUGUCAUAAAAUCAGCCUUUACAGGCUCAGCUCCUCUGGUUGUUAAAUGGUUCAAAGAGGAGAAAGAGAUUUUCACUGGGGGGAGAUGUGUUAUAAAGAAAGAUGCCUCUUCAAGCUCUUUGGAGCUUCACUCUGUGAAACCCAGUGACUCGGCUAAAUACACAUGCCAAGUAUCCAAUGAUGCUGGGAAGAUGGAUUGCACCGCAGCCCUCUUUGUGAAAGAAGCCCCAACAUUUACAAUGAAACUUGAGCCUUCACAGCUGCUGAAAACUGGACAGACUCUGAAGUUGUCCUGCAAAGUGCAGGGCACCCCUGUUAUUAGCAUCACAUGGUUUAAAAAUGGCUCAGAAAUCGCUUCUGACAGCAGACACACGAUGUCCUUCGACAGCUCUUUAGCAACUCUGGAGGUAGAGAACUGCUCUGUAGACGAUAGUGGAGAUUAUGUCUGUACGGCGUCCAGCGAGGCCGGCAGAGAGCAGUGCAGCAGCUCAAUCACAGUGAAAGAACCUCCUGUGUUUGUGAGGCCUUUCGAAUCAUCUGAGCUUGUAAAGGGAUCCGACACUAUCUUGAGAGGAACCGUUUCAGGUUCCCCUCCAUUUGAAAUAUGUUGCUACCUCAAUGAUAAGCUGAUCAGAAACGACAAAAGACAUAAGAUCAGUGUUGAAAACGACACAGUGACUCUUCAAAUCUCAAACUGUGAGACUGGAGACGCUGGGACGUACCAGUGCACUGUUGCAAAUGAUGUUGGGGAGACAUCUUGUUCUUGCCAGAUUUCACUAAAAGAAUCACCAUCAUUUGUUGAGAAACUAGAGGAUAUAACCUGCAUGGUGGGCUCUGAUAUCUCAAUGAAGUGUGUGUUGUCUGGAUCACUUCCCAUGACUCUCUCCUGGAUCAAGGAUGAUCAGGAGCUCACAGAAGACGAGCAUGUUAAGAUGUCCUAUGAUUCCAAAAGUGCCAUGUUGUAUUUGAAAAAUGCUCGGUUAUCACACGGCGGGAAAUAUGUCUGUCAGGCACAGAACAAAGCCGGGACUCAGAGAUGUGCCGCUGUGCUCAUAGUGACAGAACCACCGUACAUUCUUGAAAAGCCUGAAUCCAUGAACGUUUUGCCUGGCUCAAAGGUUACGUUUAAUGUUCGUGUCUCUGGCACGCAACCGCUGACCAUCAGAUGGUUUAAAAACCAGACAGAGAUUUUAUCCAGUGCUGACUGCUCCGUUAUCAAAGACAAAGACUACACAUCAUGCUCACUGGAGAUUUUCUUUGCCAAAGCUUCUGAUUCUGGGGAAUAUGUCUGUGAAAUGCAGAAUGAUGUGGGCUCAACUUCCUGCCAGGCAAUGCUCUUUGUUAAAGAACCUCCUUUUUUCAUGGAAAAACCUGAAGGUGUAUCAGUAGUAAGAGUGGGAGACAGUAAUGUGUUUGAGUGCAAGGUUGCUGGUUCUCCAGCGAUCUCUGUGCGUUGGUUCAGAGAUGGAGCUGAGAUUCACCAAAGUGUCAAACACAAGAUGUCGUUUCGUAACGCUGUAGCCACAUUAGAGAUUUGUCAAGUUAGUGAAAAUGACAACGGGAAAUACUUCUGUGAAGCCUGCAACGAAGCAGGCACAGAGAGUUGCACUGUUGAGCUAGAAGUGAAAGUCCCUCCAAUGUUUGUUAAGAAGAUAGAAAAUAUCUCCACUAUUCUGGGAGAUGUAGCGGUCUUUCGCUGCACCGUGGACGGCUCUCUGCCUCUCUGUGUACAAUGGCAAAAAGACGAGAACUGUAUCGCAGAGGAUCCAACGAUUGAGAGAUGGUUUGAGAACAAAGAGGCCACUCUGAGGAUUCCUGCCUGUGAGGCGACUCACAGUGGGAAAUACACCUGCCUGGUUGUAAAUGACGCGGGGCAGGACAGAUGCUUUGCCACGCUUAAAGUGCAAGAACCACCUAUCAUCCAUGAAAAGCCAGAUGUAAUCAAAGUGACUCGUGGAGAUCCGGUUAGUCUUGAGUGUAGAGUAGCUGGAAGUCCUCAGAUCAGGGUAAGAUGGACUAAAGAAGGCAAAGAGCUCCAGUCAAGCAGGAAACAUCAUCUCUACUUUGAUAACAACCUCAGCAGUCUUAACAUACAGUCGUCUCAGCUAGAAGACAGCGGAGAGUAUCUGUUCGAAGCCACAAACUCUUUUGGGAUUUGCAGAUUGCCACCAAGUUUCGUAGCUGAGCCUGAAUCUCAGGCGGUUGUUCCAAAGUCGACUGUCCUCUUCAGAAGUGUCUUUGAAGGAACACCUCCAUUUACCGUGAAAUGGUUCAAGGAUGACAUCGAACUCAUCUCAGGGCCAUCGUGUACAAUUAGACUGGAGAAAUAUUCUUCCUCUGCAGAGCUCUACUCGGUCGAGACUCUGCAGUGUGGGAUUUAUUCCUGCCAAGUUAGCAACGCAGCGGGCGCAGUGCAAAGUGCGGCAGAGUUGUUGGUGAAAGAACCCCCUCAGUUUGUCCUGAAACUUCCUCCCACUACCUUUGUGAAGCAGUGUGAGGGACAUCGUUUCGAAUGCAAGGUCACCAGCUCACGCUCUCUGAAGAUGUGCUGGUACAAAAAUGACCAAAAGAUAACCGAUGGAGGCAAUUAUAAAGUAAUGUUUGUUGACUCGACUGCGUACCUCCAGCUGAACACCACAAGGUUUGCGGAUAACGGAGUCUACUCCUUCGAGGCUCAUAACGAUGCUGGCAGUGUGAGCUGCAGCACCAUUCUCACAGUCCAAGAGUCCCCAUCCUUUAUCAAAUCGCCAAGUCCAGUAGAGGGCGUUAUAGGGAAAGACGCCAGCCUACACUGUGAGAUGUAUGGCACUCCACCUUUCCAGGUUAACUGGUACAAAGACAAAAGGCCACUGAAGGACAGCAGGAAAUAUAAGAUUGUCAGUGUGGCCAGCUCUGCCACACUUCACAUUAUGAAACUGGGGCAAGACGAUGCUGGUCUUUACGAGUGCAGAGUGUCAAACAAUGUAGAUAGUGCAACCUGUCGCACUACCAUUAGCCUGAAAGAACAACCAGCAUUUGUCAAGAAACUGGCCGACCAGUCUGUGACAGUCGGUCAGCAGCUGACGCUCACAACUACAGUGAAAGGCUCCGAGCCUUUGACUGUGUCCUGGGUUCAAGACAAGGAUCACAUUCUCAGAGACGGUGAUAACAGGAAGAUCACCUUUGAGAAUAACGUGGUCACACUUGUAGUUCCCAAAGCUGACUCGACCACGGCUGGAAAAUACACAUGCCAGCUGAGGAAUGACUCUGGAGUUGUGGAGUCGGUCUCCCAAGUCACAGUUCUAGAACCCGCUGUUAUUGUGGAUAGCCCAGAAUCCUUGAGCGUGAAGUCAGGAGAGAAUACAGCUCUUGAAGUCAAAGUAUCUGGCUCACCAGAACUGAAAACUAAGUGGUUCAAGGAUAACAAAGAGCUCUCCGCCGGUGCCAAGUAUCAGAUAUCCUUCACAAAGAAGAUUGCUGCCUUGAAGAUUCGCUCUGCUGAUAAAGCAGAUGCUGGAGAAUACAAGCUAGAGGUUAAAAACCAUGUCGGUACAUCCUCUUGCAAAAUUAAGCUCUCCGAUCCUGCUCCUUUAACAACUUCCUGGUUCCACGACGGCCAAGAAAUCAAGAGUGGGCCGAACUAUGAUAUUAGCUGCACUGACAAUAACUGCAAGCUGAUAGUUCCAACAAUCAAGAUGUCAGAUUCUGGUAAAUACACAUGUAAAGCUGUAAACGCUGCAGGAGCCAGCGAGACAAGUGCUUCGAUGAACGUGAAAGAACCUCCAUCUUUUGUGGAAAAACCUGAGGCGACGGAAACAUUGCCCGGCAAAAACGUGUCUUUCUCAUGCAAAGUGAAAGGCAGUGCCCCCCUGAAAGUCAAAUGGUUCAGGGGAGCCAAGGAAAUGCAGCAUGGAAGAGGCUGCGAGAUCACAUUGAAAAACGAUGUUGUCACUUUGGUGCUUCACAAAGUCGAAAAGUCACAUGCAGGAGAGUACACCUGCCAGAUCAUUAACGAUGGAGGGAAGGAUAGCUGCCAAGUUAACCUGUUUGUGAAAGAACCAGUCCACUUUGUGAAGAAGCUGAAGGACGUUUCCUCUGAAAAGGGGAAACCUCUGAGGCUUGAGGUCACAUUCGCUGGAACCCCCAGGGUAAAUGUGACCUGGAAGAAGGAUGGUAACCUCAUCUGGGCUUCGUAUCAGUACAAUGUGAUCACCACGGACACCUCCUGCAUCCUGGAGGUUCUUAACUCUGACAGGAUGGAGGCAGCCGGUAGAUACUCUUGUGAGGUAGACAACGGAGUCGGAAGUGACAAGUGUGAUGCACAAGUCUCAAUUCUAGAACGACCAUACUUUGUUGAAAAGAUGGAGCCAGUGGAGGUAACUGUGGGCGAUGCCGUUACCCUGAAAUGCCGUAUUUCAGGAACUCCUGACAUCUCCGUAGCUUGGUUUAAAGCUGACGGGAAGCUGCGCAAGUCCAACACUUGCUCAAUGGACUUCGCAAACGGUGUUGCCACUUUGAAACUGACCAAAACAACUAAGUUUGAUCACGGCGAAUACGUCUGCAUGGCAGAGAACCGGGUUGGUUCAGCUUCUGCCAGCUGUAAUGUGACGGUGAAAGAACCUGUGUGCUUUAUCAAGAAGCUGGAGGACACUACUUUCAUUGUGGGUCAGCCACUGAAACUAGUCUGCUCGUACACUGGAAGCCAGAGGGUCCACGUCACGUGGAAAAAGGAUGGCAAGCUGAUUUGGGCUUCUUAUCAGUAUAAUGUUAGAACUACUGAUGCGACCUGCGUUCUGGACGUCCUCAACAGCGACAGGCCUGAAGCAGCUGGAACGUACACUUGCGAAAUUGACAACGGAGUUGGAAGGGAUGUCUGCCACGCUCGUGUCAGCCUAGAACCGGCCCGUUUCGUGAAAAAGCUGGAAGACACGUAUUUCAGACUCGGUGAACCCUUGACCAUCAAGAGCAUGUACGCUGGAAGCCAGAAAAUGUCCGUGACCUGGAAGAAGGACGGAAAACUAAUCUGGGCAUCAUACAAGUACAACGUCAAGACCACCAAUGACACCUGCAUCCUGGAAGUCCUCAACAGCGACCGAGAAGAGGCCAUCGGAAAAUACACAUGUGAAAUUUCUAAUGCUGGAGGAAGCGAUAUCUGUCACGCUAAUGUCAAACUAGAACCCGUACGCUUUGUCAAGAAACUGGAGGACGUCUGCCACGAGCUGGGCAAACCUCUGCGGCUGGAGUGUACAUACGCUGGCAGCCAGAGGGUUAACGUGACGUGGAAGAAGGAUGACAAACUCAUCUGGGCUUCCUACCAGUACAACGUGAAAACCAGCAACUCCUCCUGCGUUCUGGAGGUCCUCAACAGCGACAGAGCCGCAGCCGCCGGAAAAUACACGUGCGAAAUUUCCAAUGCCGAAGGAACUGACACCUGUCAUGCUCAUGUUAAAAUAGAGCGUAAAGUCCCUCCAACUUUCACCAAGAAGCCGUCUGAGUCCAUGAUGGAUUCUGUGGGUAAGACGGUGAAGAUGGAGGGCCGGGUGUCUGGCUCGCAGCCGCUGACCGUCACCUGGUUCAAGGACAACAGCGAGAUCCAAGGCUCGGACAAAUACGACGUCAGCUUCACUAACAACGUCGCCGUGUUGUGUGUCAGAGACUCCAGCAGCUCGGACAGCGGCGUUUACGAAUGCACGGCUUCCAACGAGGCCGGAAAAGCCUCAUGUCGGGUGUCUCUCACCAUCACAGAAAAGGGCCAGGCUCCGAAAUUCAGCGUUCCUUUGGAGCCGGCGACAGUGAGCGAGGGCGAGAAGCUGAGCCUCAAGUGCCACGUGAUUGGCUCUCCUCCGCUGAGCAUCCAGUGGAUGAAGGACCGGAGGGAGCUGAAGUCCAGCGGGAACACCAAGAUCACGUUUGUUGGCGGGGCAGCCUGUCUGGAGAUCAGCCCGGUCUCAAAGAGCGACGCUGGGGAUUACCUCUGCAAGGCCAGCAACGCCAGCGGCAGCGACUUCUGCAAGGCCAGGGUCACUGUCAAAGAUAAAGGAGUGAAGGCCGCCCCCAGCGAGGCCGCCGCCCAACCUGCAGCUGCUCCAGCCAAAAGGCUCGACAACCUUUUCUUCAUCGAGGAACUCAAAAACAUUUCUGUCACAGAGAGUAAGACUCCCUCGAAGCAGAAGAGUCCGAAGAAAGAAGGAGAUUUGGACAUCGUGGAGUUGCUCAGAGGCCACGACCCCAAAGAGUACGAGAAGAUCCUGACGGAGCACGGUAUCCACGACUACCGCGCCAUCCUGCAGGCCAUCGAGUUCCUGAAGAGGGAGAAGGAGAUGGAGAGCGGGAAAGUGGAAGUGGAGCGUGGCGGUCGUGUGGAAGAGGAAGACAUUGCUCGACUGAUGCAGCAGCUGGAGGGACGCGUCGGCACAGAGCCCGUCUCUGUGCUGGAGCCCAUCAGCGACCAGAAGACGCCGGAGAACCAGACCGCCACCUUCGAGUGUAAGAUCCGCAUCAACUACCCAGAGAUCACCCUGACCUGGUACAAAGGAACGCAGAAACUGGAGAGCAGCGACAAGUACGACAUCGGCCGUGCCGGCGACCGCCACUACCUGUCCAUCAGGAACUGCCAGGAGAAAGACCAGGGCAACUACCGCGUGGUCUGCGGCCCACACAUCGCCAACGCCAAGCUCACCGUCACAGGAGCUGUUUCCGAGUCAGCCGAACAAAUUCAGUUCACUAAACGCAUCCGAAGCAUCGAGGUGAGCGAGCGCCACUGCGCCACCUUCGAGUGCGAGCUCUCCUUCGACAACGCCACCGUGGCGUGGUACAAAGACUCGUGGGAGCUCCGAGAGAGCGACAAAUAUAACUUCAGGACCGAUGGCCGCCGCCACUUUAUGACCAUCCGCAACGUCACGGCCCAGGACGAAGGCGUUUAUUCGGUGAUUGCCCGUCUGGAGCCGAUGGGAGAAGCUCGAAGCACCGCUGAGCUUUACCUGUCGGGGAAAGAGGUUGGGUUAGGAAAGGUUCCUCAGGACGUCCUCGACGCGUCAGUUCAUGUCCCAGAAGCGGCGUCCAUGUUUGUUCGUGAUUCCUCCGAAUUCUAUCACUACGAAGAACAAACAGCAGUGAAAGCUUUCAAAAGUCUGACCGUUGAAGAAGAGACAGUUUCUGUUCGCUUCUCCUCCGUCACAGAAGAGAGAGAAGCCGUUGAAGAAAUAGUAGAGAGGACUCAGAAAGUGGAGAUGAGACAACAAGUCCCUGAAGUACCGGAAGCAAGGAAGACGCAGCCUGAGGUAACUGUCACAGCUCCGGCUCGGCGAGAGGAACCUCCGGCGCCAGAAGAAACUUCAGUUUACACCAAACCAGAACCUGAACAACAGGAAGUGACCAAAAAGGUCACUCCUGAACCUUUUCAACCAAAGCCUUCACCCGAGCCCAAAGUGGCACCUCAGAAACCGGCGGCGCCUGAGCCAAAAACGCCCAAAAUGAAGCCUGAAGCAGCGAAGAAAAAACCAGAAGCCCCUGAAGCGAGAGUGCCAGCUGUAGCCAAACCAGAGGAAGUCGUAGCUCAGCCAAUCGCUGCCAAAAUGACUCCCCCAAAGACUGAAGAUAGUUUACCAAAAGCAGCAGAACGACCAAAGCCUGAAGAACUUGUUCAUCAAGCCAAGGUUACUCCCUCAACACCCGAAUUUCUUCCAGCUAAAGUGCAAGAUGUUCCCAGACCAGAGAGACCUGUAGUUCAACCGUUGACGCCACAGCUUACUCCAACAAAAGCUGAAGCUGUUCCAACUAAAGUAUCUCCCCCAGAGGAGAAGAAACCAUCUGCACCUGCACCAAAGCCUUCACCUCCUCCUGCAGAGAAAGUUCCUCCUCUUGCAGUGUCUCGUCCAGAGGAGAAGAAACCAUCUGCACCAGCAGCAAAGCCUUCAGCUCCUGUUGCUCCUGCAGCCAAAGUCGCUCUUCCUGAAGUGUCUCCUCGAGAGGAAAAGAAACCGUCUCCACCAACACCAAAGCCUCCAGCUGAAAAAGUGGUACCUCCUACAGCUCAAGUUGCAACGGUGGAGAAGAAACCAUCUCCUGUAUCAGAGACAAUCUCUCCGCCUGAAGACAAGGAACCAGUUUCAGCACCUGGACCAACUAAAGUUCCACCUCUUAAGCAAAAGGGUAAGAUCCCAGUUCAGGAGGCAAAAACCCCUGAAUCGCCAAAGCUGAAGAGUAAGUUCCCAAGAGUUCCCAAAGAGAAGGAACCAGAAGCAGAGGUUGUUAAGCUGAAGAAGGUUCCAGUGAAACCUCCCGAGCCUGACAAACAAGUCGUAACUCAUAAAGCAGAAGUGACGAGGCAUCAAGAUCAAGAACUAACGGUUCAUGGACUUCAUGACAGAGAAGAUCGAGAGGUGAUAACGCUCGGAAGAACUGAACGAAUCUUCACUGCAGAGGAGGAAACGGCUCAGUUGGGCUAUUUUGAGGAAGCUGAAAAGAUUGCAGUUGUACAGAAAACAGAGAAAGAAGGAUGGACAAGAACACCAAAACCACAGAAAGAGGAAGAACCUGAUGUGCCAAAUGUAGAUAAAAAGAAAAAAACGAAAUUGCCUAAGGCAGAUGAGCAGAAAGACUCAGUUAAACUAAAACCGUUUGAAAAAUCAGGCAAACCAGAGGAAGAAUCGCAAAAGAUCCAACUAAAAAAGGUGCCAACUAAGCCUAAAGAACCUGAGAAAGAAAUCAUAACUCAUAAAGUUGAAGUGACGAGGCAUUACGAUACAGAAGCGAUGGUUGAAAAGCUUCGCGAUAGAGAGGAUCGAGAGGUACUACCACACGGAAGAACUGAACGAGUCUUUGCUGCAGCUGAAAAGGCAACUGAACUCGGUCAAAUGGAGGAACCUGAAAAGUUGGAGGCAGAAGAUGAGAAAUCAAGAUGGAUAAGAACCCCUAAGGCGCCAAAAGAUGAAGAACCUGAGCCAGAUUUAACUAAAAAGAAAAUAAAGAAAUUGCCAAAGAAAGACGAAGAGCAAGAGCAGGUCAUGUUGAAGCCUUUCAACAAAGUAGCCAAGCCUGAAGAAAAGCCAGAUAAAGCAUCCGAGGAAGAGAAACCAAAGCCUGUGGACACAAAGGUACCCAGUCGAACUCCAAGAGUUGAAACUCCAAGAGAGCCAACGGAACAGCAGCUUAGGAAAGUUGAAAAGACUGCAACACCUAAAAAAGAAGAUGAGAAACCUCAGAAGAAAGAGGAACCAGCUCAACUGAAGAAGGUUGAGCUAAAGAAGACGCCUUCACCAAAAGUUGAUAAGCAGAAACCGAAAGAACUGGAGCAUAUCCCUGUUGAGAAGAAGCCAAGUGCUGAACAGAUUCCCAAAACUGUUUCACCAAAAGACUCUAUUGAAGCUGUUACACUGAAAAAGGUCCCCAAGAAGCCAGCGUCACCAGAUGAGGCUUCCCAACUUGCGAAGCCUGAUGGGAAACCAACAGAGGAGGCACCAAAAGGCAGAGGCAGAGGACUUGGGGCGAGACAAACGCCAUCUCCUGGUGACGCUGGCAAAGGCCGCGGCCUGAGACCCGGUGGAAAAGGCCCGUCACCACCAGAGGAACCCUUCGGAGGAUUUAAGCUCAAAGCCGUGCCUCUGAAAUUCGUCAAAAAGAUUCAGGACAUUGUGCUGAAGGAAGCUGAGUCUAUUGGCUCAUCUGCUGUGUUUGAGUGUGAGAUUUCACCUUCCACCGCCAUCACGACGUGGAUGAAAGAUGGUAGUAACCUCCGCGAGGGGCCCAAACACAAAUUCACAGCUGAUGGCAAAGAUCGCAAGUUGAACAUUAUUGAUGUCCAGCUGUCUGACACCGGUGAAUACACCUGUGUGGGCAAGAACGCUGGCAAGGAAAUAACAUGCACAGCCAAGCUUGUUGUUGAAGAGCUGCCGGUGAAAUGGUUGAAGGAGUUGGAACCAGAGACGUCCUGUAUUAAGACUCAGCCCAUGUACCUAACUUGUGAGUUGAACAAAGAGAGAGAUGUGGUCUGGAAGCGUAACGGUGCCCUCCUGAAGAAAAAGGCAGGAAAAGUGGCCAUUAAUAUCAUUGGUCUGCAGCACGCUGUGACCAUCCAGAACGCCACUGAGGAAGACGCCGGCGCCUACACGUGUGAGGUGGCUGGGCAGGAGGACGUCAAGACGACAACCAACGUCAAAGUGAUUGAAAUCAUCAAAGACUGGCUGACGAAGCCUCUGAGGGACCAGCAUGUGAAACCGAAGGCUAAAGCCACGUUUAAAUGUGAGCUGUUCAAAGACACUCCCAACUGGAAGUGGUUCAAAGGAGACAACGAGCUCGCUCCUUCUGACAAAGUGGAGAUCAACAAAGAUGGAAAGGACGUGACACUCACUAUCAAAAACUGCCAGCCGGACGACGUCUCAGACUAUACCAUCGAGGUGGAGGACCGCAGAUACACGGCCAAACUCACACUCGGAGAGCGCGAGGCAGAGAUCCUGAAGCCUCUCUCCAGCGUGGAGGUGGUCGAGAAGGAGGAAGCUAACUUCAACACUGAGAUUUCAGAGGAGGAUGUAGUCGGGGAAUGGAAACUGAGAGGCCAGGUGUUGAUGAGGUCUCCGACCUGCGACAUUAAAUCUGAAGGCGGGAAGCGUUUCCUGACGCUGAAACACGUGCAGCUGGAUCAGGCUGGCGAGGUGUCAUAUCAGGCGCUGAACGCCAUCACCAGCGCCAUGCUCAGCGUCAAAGAGAUCGAAAUGGGCUUUGUUGAGCCACUGCGGGAUGUUUCUGUGCCUGAAAAGAAACAGGCUAAGUUUGAAUGCACCAUCACCAAAGAGGUGUCAAAGGUCAUGUGGUUCAGGGGGGUGGAGAUUGUCACCCCGAGCCCUAAAUAUGAAAUAAUGGAUGAUGGAAAGAAACACAUGCUGAUCAUAAACAGCUGUGAAUUUGAUGACGAGGCUCAGUACACAAUCGAAGUGUUGGGCCAGAGAUCUAGUGCUCAGCUGGCCGUGGAAGGCAUGAGGCUGAAGUUUGUGCAGCAGCUUCAGGACCAAACUGUGAAAGAAGGUAAAACGGUUCGAUUUGAACUCGAGCUGUCGCACGAUAACGUGCCAGUGGUUUGGUACCGAAACGAAAUGAAGCUCCACGUAAGCCGAACCGUGCUCACACAUGUGGAAGGAAAGAAACACAUUCUAGAAAUGAGGACGUUGACUCUAGAUGAUACGUGCCUGGUAAAGGCCGAGGCCAAAGGGAUUUACUCCAUGGCAAAACUGACGGUCAUAGAGGGCGACGCUGUCUUCGUGACGAAGCUGCAGGAUUACACUGCCACGGAGAAAGACGAGGUGUCUCUGGACUGUGAACUGAGCAAAGACGUCCCCGUGGUUUGGUAUUACGGCGAGAAGGAAGUCAUCGCCUCCAAGACGGUGGUGAUGCGGUCAGAGGCAAUGCGCCGGUCUCUGGUCCUGAAGAAAGUGACGCAGAGCGACAAAGGGAAAUAUACCUGCGACUGUGGGACGGACAAAACCUCCGCCAGCCUCAACAUCGAAGCUCGGGACAUCAAGGUUGUGCGUCCGAUUUAUGGCGUGGAACUGUUUGACGGAGAGACGGCUCGCUUCGAGGUGGAGAUCUCCGAGGACGAUGUGCACGGCCAGUGGAAACUCAACGGAGAAGUCCUCAGUCCUUCUUCUGAUGUGGACAUCAUCGAGGAGGGCGGCAAACACACUCUGAUCCUGUACAACUGUAAAGUCUCAAUGACCGGUGAGGUGGCGUAUGCCGCCGCCAACGCCAAGUGUUCUGCCAACCUGAAGGUCAAAGAACUUCCUCUGAACUUCUUGACGCCGCUGAACGAUGUUCAGGUGUACGAGAAGGACGAGGCGAGGUUCGAGGUCGAGCUGUCGAGAGUUCCCAAGAGUUUCCGCUGGCUGAAAGGCUCCCAGGAACUGCAGAAAGACGACAAGUACGAGAUGAUCCAGGAUGGAAACAUGUUUGUUCUGGUGAUCCGUUUGGCCGCCUAUGACGACGAGGCAAAGUACAUGUUUGAGGCCGAGGACAAGAGGACAGCUGGAAAACUGGUUAUACAAGGUAUUCGGCUGGAGUUUGCCAAACCGAUUAAGGACGUGACAGUGAAGGAGCGUGAAACGGCCGAGUUCAGCGUUGAACUCUCCCACGACAAGAUCUCUGUGGUCUGGUACAAAAACGAUGUGCGCCUGCAUCCUAGCAAGGUUGUGCACAUGGCGGACCACGGGAAGGUGCACACGCUGGCCUUUAAAGAAGUAACCAUCGACGACACCUCCAUGAUCAAAGUGGAGGCCAUGGACAAGACCAUGACCGCCAUGCUCACUGUCAUCGAGGGCGACCUGUACUUCACCACCAAGCUGCAGAACUACACGGCCGUGGAGCGCGACGAGGUGAAGCUGGUCUGUGAACUCAGCAAAUCGGUCGCAGACGUCAAAUGGUUUAAGGACGGGAAGGAGAUCACUCCGUCCAAGAACAUCGCCAUCAGCACAGACGGAAAGAAGCGCAUCCUGAUGGUCAGGAAGGCAGAGAAGGCCAACAUUGGAGAGUACACCUGCGACUGCGGCUCGGACAAAACCACCGCCAGACUCAACAUAGAAGAGCGGGACAUUAAGGUUGUCCGUCCGCUGUACAGCGUGGAGGUGACGGAGACAGAAACAGCCAAGUUUGAGACAGAGAUUUCAGAAGAGGACGUCCACGGAAACUGGAAGCUGAAGGGAGAAGCUCUGCUGCCGUGUCCCGAUGUUGAGAUUAAGGAGGAAGGAACCAAACACCUGCUGAUUCUCUACAACGUGCGCAUGGACAUGGCCGGCAGCGUCGACUUUUCCGCAGCCAACGCCAAAUCCAACGCUCAGCUCCGGGUCAAAGCCCGGUCCAUCGGGCUGAUGCGUCCUCUGAAGGACGUGACGGUGACGGCCGGAGAAACGGCCACCUUUGAGUGCGAGCUGUCGUACGAAGGCAUCGCCGUGGACUGGUUCCUGGGGGGAAAGAAGAUGGAGGCCAGCGAGCGGGUGAAGACCCGUGUGGUGGGGCGAGUUCACACUCUGACCAUCAGAGACGUGAAGUUGUCGGAGGCCGGCGAAGUCAAACUGAGCACCAAAGACUUCCAGACGCAGGCGCAACUCAUCAUCAGACAGCCGCCGGUGGAGUUCACGAAGCCGCUGGAGGACCAGACGGUGGAGGAAGAGGCGAGUGCGACGUUGGAGUGUGAGGUUUCCCGAGAGAACGCCGAGGUUCGCUGGUUCAGAGAGGGACAGGAAGUCAGGAAGACCAAGAAGUACGACCUGAUCGUAGACGGAGUCAAGAGGAAGCUGGUCAUCCACGGCUGCUUGCCGGACGACGCCAAGAUGUACACGUGUGACGCCUCGGAGUUCAAGACUUCCUGUUUCCUGGAGGUCACACCUCCUCACGUGGAGUUCAGUAAGCCUCUGCAGGACGUCGAGGUCAAAGAGAAAGAAUCUGCUAAGUUUGAAUGUGAAGUUUCCCGCGAAUCUGCCAAGGUUCGCUGGUUUAAGGACGGCAACGAGAUCAGGAAAGGGAAGAAGUACGAGAUUGUUGCUAAGGGCAAACAGAGGAUCCUCAUCGUGCACAAGUCUGUGUUCGACGACGAGGCCGAGUACGAAUGUGACGCCCGCACCGCCAAGAGCUCGGGCAUGCUCACCGUCAUCGAGGAGGCAGCGCGCUUCACCAAGAACCUGUCCAACGUGGAGGGGAUGGAGACGGACAGCGUGAAGAUGAUCUGCGAGGUGUCAAAGCCCGUUGCCGAGGUGACGUGGUACCGCGGAGACGAGGAGCUGCCGGAGGGCGGCCGCUACGAGCAGAUCAGUGACGGGCGCCGGAGGAUCCUGAUCAUCCAGGACCUGAGAAUGGAGGACGCUGGAGAGUACAACUGCAGGCUGAGUCCCACCGUGAAGACAUCCGCCACGCUCCGGCUACACGAGCUGGCGGCCGAGUUCAUUGCCCGGCCCCAGAACCAGGAAGCAGUGGAGGGCGAGAAGGCCGAGUUCGCCUGCUCCGUCUCCAAGGAAACGUACGAGGUGAAGUGGUUCAGAGGCGAGACGGAAGUGCACCCGGGGGAGAAGUACAGCGUGGUCAGCGAGGGCAAGAGGAGGGCUCUUAUUGUGAAAAGCUGCGAGCUGAAGGACGAGGGCGGCUACGUGGCGCAGAUCGGCAGCGUUAAGGCCUCCGCCGAGCUCUACGUCAUCGAGAAACUGAGGGUCAUCACGCCGAUUAAAGACGCGGCGGUGAAGGAGGGAAGUGAGAUCGUGUUUAACUGCGAGACGAACACGGAGGGAGCCAAGGCCAAGUGGCUGAAGAACGAGGAGACGAUAUUCGAGAGCAGCAAGUACAUGAUGGCCCAGCGGGACAACGUCUUCUCUCUGAGGAUCAGGGACGCCCAGAAGGCCGACGAGGCCGUCUACACCAUCAGCCUGACCAAUCAGAGAGCAGAGCACGCCAAGAGCACCGCCAGCGCUAAAGUGGCAGAGGAGAAGCUGAGGUUCCUGAGGCCCAUCGAGGACAUCGAGACCCAGGAGAAGAAGACCAUCGGCUUCGUGUGCGAGGUGAACCGUCCCGAGGCGACCGUCCGCUGGCUGAAGGCGGGACAGGAAGUGACGCUCAGCAAGCGCCUGGUGUACCGCGCCGACGGCCUGCGCCACACGCUGACCAUCAAGGACUGCGUGAUGGACGACGAGGGAGAGUACACGGCCGCCGUCGGGGACGACAAGUGCGCGGCCGAGCUGAUCAUCAGCGAGGCGCCCACCGACUUCACCGCGGCGCUCAAAGACACGACCAUCACUGAGUUUGAAGACGCCGAGUUCGUCUGCAAGCUGAGCAAAGAGAAGGCUUUGGCCGUGAAGUGGUACAGGAACGGACGGGAGAUCAGAGAAGGACCCAGAUACCACAUGGAGAAAGAAGGGAAGACGUGCAGACUGGUGAUCAAAGUGUGUAGACCAGAUGAUGAAUGUGAAUAUGCCUGUGGAGUGGAGGAGAGGAGGACCAGAGCCAGGCUCUUCGUCGAAGAGACGCCGGUGGAGAUCGUGCGUCCCCCCCAGGACGCCUUCGAGCCCCCAGGCUCUGACGUGGUGUUCGAGGCGGAGCUGAACAAGGACCGCGUGGAGGUGAGGUGGAUGAGGAACAACAUGAUCAUCGUGCAGGGAGACAAGUACCAGAUGAUCAGCGAGGGCAAGACCCACAGGCUGCAGGUCUGUGAGAUCAGACCCCGGGACCAGGGAGAGUACCGCAUCGUGGCCAAGGACAAGGACGCCAGGGCCAAGCUGGAGCUCGCAGCCGUUCCAAAGAUCAAAACCACGGACCAGAACCUGGUGACGGACGCCGGGAAGCCGUUUGUGAUGAGCGUGCCGUACGACGCGUACCCCCGCGCCGACGCCGAGUGGAUGUACGAGGGCGCCGCCCUGCCGGUCCAGAACAUCGACACCUCGGCCGAUAAGACGGAGUACCGGCUGAAGAGCCCCCGGAAGGAGGACCAGGGCCGGUACCGUGUGGUGGUCCGCAACAAGCACGGCCAGGGGGAGGCCUUCAUCAACCUGGACGUCAUCGAUGUCCCGGGCCCGGUGAAGAACCUGCGUGUGGUGGACACGGCCGACGGCGAGGUCAGCCUGGCGUGGGAGGAGCCCGAGACCGACGGCGGCAGCAAGAUCGUGUCCUACGUGGUGGAGCGCCGCGACGUCAAGCGUAAGACCUGGACGCUGGCGACCAACCGCGCCGACGCGCCCGAGUACUGCGUCAGCGGCCUGCAGAAGGAGAACAAGUACCUGUUCAGGGUCUGCGCCCAGAACCGGGUCGGCAGCGGCCCCACCGUCGCCACCGACGACGCCGUCCAGGCCAAGAACAAGUUCGACGUUCCCGACGCUCCGGAGAAUGUGGCGGUCGGCGUGGUGAACCGGUUCGGCGCCACCGUGAGCUGGGAGCCUCCGAAGCACGACGGGGGCUCGGAGAUCACCGCCUACGUGAUCGAGCUGCGCGACAGAACGGCGGUGAAAUGGGAGGCGGCCAUGGUCUGCGGCGCCAGGGACCGCACGGCCACGCUGAGUGACGUGGUGGAGAACAAGGAGUACAUCUUCAGAGUCCGAGCCGAGAACAAGGCCGGCAUCGGACGGCCCAGCGCCGCCACCAAGCCCGUCAAGAUCAUGGAUCCCAUCGAGCGGCCGAGCCCGCCUCUGAACCUGAACUUCAGCGACCAGAUCAACACGGCGGUGACGCUGACCUGGGAGACGCCCGCCAGCAACGGCGGCAGCAUGAUCACCGGCUACAUCAUCCAGAAAUGUGACGACGGCACCGACAAGUGGCUCCGCUGCAACGCCAGGCUGUGUCCCGAUCUUUCCUACCGGGUGUCCGGUCUGAAGCCCGGUCAGAAGUACCUCUACAGAGUCUGUGCCGAGAACGCCGCCGGCGUCUCCGAUCCAACGGAGCAACUCGGCCCUCUGCUCGCAGACGACCCUCACGUGGGUCCGACCUUUGACCUGAGCGGCUUCAGGAACGGUCUGGAAGUAAUCGUCCCGCAGCCUCUCAUCAUCAGAGUCCCGAUCACCGGGUACCCGACACCCGUCGCCAAGUGGAGCUUCGGAGAAAAGGCGCUGAGCACCGCCGAUGAGCGCGUCUCCAUGGUGACCAAGCCCACGUACACAGAGCUGACAGUGGCGCCGAGCGUGCGCCCGGACAAAGGCACCUACACUCUGCAGCUGGAGAACGACGUGUCGUCCAUCUCUGGAGACAUCGAAGUCAACGUCAUCGCAUGCCCCAGUGCUCCCAAAGACUUUAAGGUGGCCGAGGUGACCCGACACCACGUCCACCUGAUGUGGGAGGCGCCAGAGCACGACGGAGGAAGUCCAGUCACACACUUCCAGAUCGAGAAGAGAGAAGUGUCCCGCAAGACCUGGGCCAAGGUGGCUACCGGCGUCCUGGACCUGGAGCACACUGUCACAGACGUGCUUGAAGGAAAGGAGUAUCUGUUCAGCGUCACUGCCUGCAACAAGUGCGGACCCGGAGAGCCGGCAUACAUCGAUGAGCCCGUCAACGUCUCCUCUCCCGCCACUGUACCUGAUCCUCCCGAGAACCUGAAGUGGCGUGAUAAGAGCGGCAAGACCAUCUUCCUGUUCUGGGAGCCCCCGAAGUACGACGGCGGUGCCCCGAUCAAAGGCUACGUGGUGGAUAAGUGUCAGCGCGGCACCGACAAGUGGGAGCCCUGCGGAGACCCCAUCCCUGAGCUGAAGUUCCAGGUGAAGGGCCUGGUCGAGGGCCAGUGGUACGCCUACAGAAUCAGAGCUUUCAACAAGCUUGGAGCCAGCCGACCGUGCAGAGCCACCGAUGAGAUCCAGGCCGUUGACGCCAGAGAGGCUCCAGAGAUCCAGCUGGAUGUGAAGCUGCUGGCCGGUCUGACGGCCCGGGCUGGCACAAAGAUCGAGCUUCCAGCCGACGUCAAAGGGAAGCCCGACCCCCGCGUAAAGUGGACCAAGGCUGACCAUGUGCUACGGGCCGACGACCGCGUCACCAUCGACACUCAGCCGGGACACUCCAAGCUGUCCAUCGACAAGACGACCAGAGGCGACACGGCCACCUACAUCAUCGAGGCGGUUAACGCCUGUGGACGCGCCACCGCCACUAUCGACGUCAACAUUCUCGAUAAACCCGGCCCUCCGGCCGCUUUCGACAUCUCUGAGAUCACCAACGAGUCGUGCUUCAUGGCGUGGAACCCUCCGAGGGACGACGGCGGCUCGCCCAUCACCAACUACAUCGUGGAGAGCCGGCUGCUGGACAAAGAGGAGUGGGUGAAGCUGUCGGCCACCGUCAAACACACCACGUUCAAAGCUUGCAAGCUCGUCGCUCUGAAGGAGUACGUGUUCAGGAUCAGCGCUGAGAACCAGUACGGCAUCGGCGAGCCCGCAGAACACGUGCCCAUCAUCGCCAAGUAUUCCUUUGAUCCUCCCGGCGCUCCGACCAGAGUCACGCCCUCCGACAUCGCCAAGGACGCCGUAACUCUGACGUGGUUCGAGCCGGACGAGGACGGCGGCAGUCCCAUCACCGGGUACUGGAUUGAGAAGUUCGACCGGGAAGCUGACAAGUGGAUCAGAUGCAAUAAACUGCCCAUCAAAGAUACAACAUUCAGGGUGAAGGGACUCACCACCAAGAUGAAGUACAGCUUCCGUGUUCUGGCGGAGAAUCUGGCCGGACCUGGUAAACCCAGCGUGGAGACGGAUCCCGUCCUCAUCAAAGAUCCCAUCGAUCCUCCAUGGGCUCCCGGUAAACCCGUCAUCAGGGACGUCGGUAAGACGACUGUUCAGCUGGCGUGGACGCGGCCGGAGCACGACGGCGGCGCCAAGAUCGAAGGUUACAUCGUGGAGUUCCAGAAGACGGGCAGCGAGGAAUGGAUCCGCAUCGCCGAGGACAUCACGCAGACGGAGACGCCGCUGACCGGCCUGAUCGAGAAGCAGGAGUACUCGUUCAGGGUCAAAGCCGUCAACAAGGCGGGCCAGAGCGAGCCCAGCGAUCCCAGCCAGCCAAUCGUCUGCAAGGAGAGGCUCUAUCCCCCCUCUGCGCCCCAGUGGCUGGAGGUUUCCAACAUCACCAAGAUCGACGCGGCGCUGAAGUGGCAGGAGCCGAGCAGCGACGGCGGCUCGCCCAUCACCAACUACGUGGUGGAGAAGCGCGACGUGCGGCGGAAGGCGUGGCAGAGCGUGGACACCACGGUGAAGGACCUGAAGUACACCGUGACGCCGCUCAACGAGGGAUCGCUCUACGUGUUCCGCGUCGCCGCCGAGAACGCCGCCGGGACGGGAGAGUUCUGCGAGCUGGAGGACGCCGUGCUCGCCAAAGACACUUUUACGACCCCCGGGCCCCCGUACGCCCUGACCGUGGUGGAGGUCACCAAGAGACACGUGGAGCUGAAGUGGGAAGCUCCCAAGAGCAACGGAGGAAGACCCAUCACCAAGUACGUGAUAGAGAAGAAGGAGAAGCUGGGAACUCGCUGGCUGAAGUGCUGCAAGACUCCGGACAGACAGACCCAGUUCACGGUGACGGACGUGGACGAAGGCUCCGAGGUGCAGUUCCAGGUCCGAGCCGAGAACGAAGCCGGAGUCGGAGAUCCCAGCGAACCCACCGAGAUCCUCACCGUCGAGGACGCAACCAGUGCUCCCUCUCCCCCUCUGGAGGUUUCGGUCCCGGACGCCAGCCGGCAGCACAUCAACGUCUGCUGGAAGCCUCCGGUUAAAGACGGCGGCUCGCCGAUCACCGGCUACCACGUGGAGGUGGCCGAGGCGCGGCCGGAGCUCAAGUGGCUGCGCGUCAACAACAGACCCAUCAAAGAGCUCAAGUUCAGGAUCGACGACGGCAUCAAACCGGAGAAGAAGUACGUCAUCAGGGUCCGGGCCAUCAACGCUAUCGGCGUCAGCGACCCGUCCGAGAUCUCCGACAAAGUCUUCACCAAGGACCCCGACUGCGCUCCCACCAUGGAUCUGGAGGCGCAGGACGUGGUGGUGGUUGAAGGCGAGAAGCUGCACCUGAACAUCCCCUACCGGGCCAUCCCGACGCCCAAGAUGGUUUGGCAGAAGGACACCGUGGAGUGCAAGGCCGACGAGCGCAUGUCGCUGACGGUGGAGAUGAACAGCGCUCAUCUGGAGCUGCUCAAGUGCAAACGCGGCGACGCGGGCGCCUACGCCAUCACGCUGGAGAACAGCCUGGGGAAAGCCACCGGCACCGUCAACGUCAAAGUCAUCGAGAAACCGGACCCGCCCAUCCAGGUGGAGGCUCUGGACCCGACGUCCAAGUCGAUCCGGGUCAGCUGGAAGGCUCCGGACUCGGACGGCGGCUGCCCCAUCCAGGGCUACAUCGUGGAGAAGAUGGAGAAGGACGGCGAGCGCUACGAGCGCGUCACGCCCAGCCUGGUGCCCGGGUUGUUCUUCGUGGUCACCGGGCUGACGGAGGACACGGAGUACCAGUUCAGGGUCCGGGCGGAGAACGCCGCCGGAGUCAGCGAGCCGUCCCGCAGCACGCCGCUCGUCAAGGCUGCAGACCCCGUCGAUAAACCGAAGGUGACGCUCUACGCCCGCGUGCAGUCCGGUUUGUGCGUGAAGAAGGGCGAGGAGAUCCGAAUUGACGCCUACGUCUCCGGUUCCCCGUAUCCCAAAAUCAGCUGGCUGAGGAACCACGAGGACGUCACCAAGGAGCCGAGCAAGAAGAUAGUUCCUAUCGUCAAGAAGAAGAAGAAGACCAAGACCACGGUCCCGGAGCCGGAGGAGGAGUUUGUGACCCCGCUGCGGGAGCGUCUGGGUCUGGACCAGACCCAUCGGGGUCAGUGUGCGCUGAUGAUCCGCGAGGCGGUCCGCGCCGACCACGGAGACUUCACCGUCCAGGUGCAGAACGCUCACGGAGUCGCCACCGCCAGCUGCGUCGUCAACGUCCUCGACAAGCCUGGCGCUCCGCUGAACUUCAGCUUCGAGGAGAUCCGCAGCACGUCGGUGGUGUGUAACUGGGAGCCGCCGCAGGACGACGGCGGCAGCGAGAUCCUCAACUACAUCCUGGAGAAGAAGGACAACCGCAACGACGCGGUGGGCUGGAUCACGGUCACGGCCACGCUGAAGGGAACCAGCUGCCCCAUCACCAAGCUCAUCGAGGGCAAGGAGUACAUCUUCAGAGUCACGGCCGAGAACAAGUUCGGCUGCGGGCCGCCCUGCGUGUCCGAGCCCGUGGUCGCCAAGAACAUGUUCGAUCCUCCGGAUGCUCCCAACACACCCCGAGUCCACGAGGUGACGGCGAGCACCGCCAGGAUCUCGUGGCACGAGCCCAAAGACAACGGCAGCCCGAUCCUGGGCUACUGGAUCGAGAGGAAGGAGGUGAACAGCAAACACUGGACGCGGGUCAACCGCGCGCUGCUCAACUCUCUGGAAGUCAAGGUGCUCGGCCUGAUGGAGGGACUCACCUACAUCUUCAGGGUCUGCGCCGAAAACCUGGCCGGGCCCGGGCCCUUCAGCGAGCCCAGCGACCGCACCGUCGCCAUGGACGCCAUCCUGCCCCCCGGCCCCCCCACUCCGUGGAUCGUGGACACAGGGAAGGAUUCAGUCAUUGUGGCGUGGAAGCCGCCGCUGUACAAUGGUGGAGGGGAUAUCCUGGGAUACCACCUGGAGAAGGUUCUGGUCGGAGAGAAGCAGUGGACUCGCAGCACCGAGUUCAGAUGUAAAGAGCUGACGUACACGAUGACCGGUCUGACCGAGGGAGCCGAUUAUUACAUCCGCGUCAUCGCCAUCAACGACGCCGGGCCCGGAGCUCCCGGCGUGACCGAACCCGUCACCGUCACAGAGCCGCAAGUAACUCCGGCGGUGAGCCUCGAUGCCUCGGUGAGGAACGGCGUCAUCAUCAGGGCCGGCGAGCUGCUGCGUCUCCCCGCCGUGGUGACGGGCCGCCCGCCGCCAACCAUCACAUGGACCAAAAACGAGAAGGAAACGGAGAAGGAGCGGAUGAUCGUGGAGACGGAGGGAAAGAACACGGUCCUGAUCAUCAAGAAGGCGCUGAGGGCCGACCACGGAAACUACCAGGUCACCGGCACCAACAGCAGCGGCACCAAGACCGCCGAGACCCGAGUGGACGUCAUGGACGUCCCAGGGCCGGUGGUGGACCUGAAGACGGUGGCGGUGACCAAGAAGAACAUCACGCUGUCGUGGUCCGACCCGCUGGACAACGGCGGCAGCGACAUCAUCGGCUACGAGGUCCUGAGGAAGGACGCCAAGAUGAAGCUGUUCCGCCAGCCCAUCGAGACGGCGUCCUGCAAGUGUGACGUCCAGGGCCUGCUGUCCGGGGAGGAGUACGACUUCAGGGUCAUCGCACGCAACAAGUUCGGAGAUGGAGCGCCCACAGACAUCGGACCCAUCCUGGCAGAGGAUCCCAAAGGAACCCCGUCUGCUCCGGAGAAGCUGCACUACACCGACAGAAGCCCGACCACCGUCACGCUGGCGUGGCAACCGCCUCGCACUGACGGCGGAAGCCCCAUCGUCGGCUACUACGUGGAGAAGAUGCGCUCCGACGGCACCGAGUUCGAGGUGGCCAACCGCAAGAUGUUCACCGACUGCUGCGGAACCAUCGAGAACCUGUCGGAGAACAACGAGUACCAGUUCAGAGUGAAAGCCGUGACCGAGGUGGGAGACGGGGAGCCCUCCAAGCCAAUCGACGUCACGAUCCAAGACGACCAAAUCGCUCCAGUUAUCACCAUCCUGAAGUUCUUCAAGAACAACGCCAUCAACGUGAAGAAAGGCGCGGCCAUCGACAUCCCAGCAGAGGUGAAGGGACUCCCUCUGCCGACGCUGCGCUGGAUGAAGGACGACGUAGAAAUCCAGCUGCCCGAAGACGAGACGAUGACCAUGGAGACGCAGGAGGUGAACCGUACAACGCUGACGACUAAGAUCGCCAUCCCACAAACCAUCCGGAAGGACAAAGGAAACUACAAGCUGGUGGCCGAAAACUGCUUCGGCAAAGCUGAGCACGUCAUCCCGGUGGAAAUCCUCGACCGCCCUCUUCCUCCGAGGAACAUCGUGGUGUCGGACAUCAAGGCCGACUCGUGCUACCUGACGUGGGACGCCCCGGAGGACAACGGCGGCAGCGAGCUCACCAACUACGUCAUGGAGCGCCGCGACGCCAGCAAGAAGAAGUCCGACUACGAGCUUCUGACCGUCAACCUGAUCGACCGACGAUACGGGGUCUACAAGCUGGACGUGAACGGGCUCUACCAGUUCAGGAUCAAAGCCGAGAACAAAUACGGCGUGAGCGACGGCUGCGACUCAGAGAAGGUGCAGCUGCGGGAUCCGUUCGGCCUCCCGGGACCGCCACGCAACCCCAAAAUCAUCGCCGCCACGGCGACCACCAUGACGCUGACGUGGGACCCCCCGCUGGACAACGGCGGCUCCACCAUCCAGGGCUACUGGCUGGAGAAGCGAGAGCGCGGUGCCGUGUACUGGGGCCGCGUCAACCGCGCGCCCGUCACCAAGCCCUCGGUGAAGGGGCUGCAGUACACCGUGCUCAAGCUCAUCGAAGGCUCCGAGUACAAGUUCAGGAUCGCCGCCUGCAACGCCGCGGGAACCGGACCGCCCUGCGAGGCCACCGAGUGCCGCUUCGCCCUCGACCCCUGCAAGCCCCCCAGCCCCCCCUGCAGCCCCGAGGUCAAAGACAAGACCAAGAGCAGCAUCACGCUGGGCUGGAGCCCGCCAGACCGUGACGGGGGCAGCCCCAUCAGCGGUUACAUCAUCGAGGUGCAUGAGGAGGGCUCUCCUGAUUGGAGGAGGGUGAACCCUGCCGACAAGCUGCACCCGUCCACCGAGAUCACCGUCCCAGACCUGAAGGAGGGCAAGAAGUGCAGGUUCAGGAUCUACGCCGUCAACUCAGCCGGGAACUCUGAGCCCGCCAAGACCGGAGACAUCCUGGUGCAGGACAUCCUGAUCGAGCCGACGGUGAGUCUGGACGUGGGGGCCCAGGAUCUGCUGAACUGCAGAGCGGGAACCACCAUCAAGAUCACCGCCACCAUCACGGGACGUCCCGCUCCCAAAGUCACCUGGACCUUCGACGGCACCGCCGAGAGCGAGAAGAAGAACGAGCUGCACACGCUGCCCGUGGACUCGGAGAUUGUCACCACGGCCACGACGUCGACCAUCGUCAUCCCCGAGUGUAAAAUGAACCACAGCGGCCGCUACAUCCUCAACGUGGAGAACGCCGCCGGACACAAAGUGGUCAAAGUCAGAGUCACCGUGCUCGACCUGCCCGGGCCGCCCAGAAACUUUACAGUGAGCGACGUGACGAGAGGAACCUGCCGACUCACCUGGAAAGCUCCAGAGAGCGACGGAGGAGAGAGAGUCAAGAGCUACUUCAUCGAGGAGAAGACGGUGACCGGCAAAGCCUGGACCAAGGUGAGCCCGGCCUGCAUCGCCCAGUCUCUGGUGGUUUCAGACCUGAUCAACGGUCAGGAGUACAUUUUCCGCAUCCGGGCUGAGAACCGCUUCGGCUUCGGCCCGUACGUCGAGACCGCCGAGGGAACCAAGGCCAGGGAUCCAGUCCGUCCUCCCGACCCCCCCACGCGGCUGAAGAUCAAGAGCGUGAGGAAGGGCGCCGUGAAACUGACCUGGAAGGCUCCGAAGAACGACGGCGGCGCGCCCGUCACACACUACAGCGUGGACCUGCUCUGCUGGGAGGCCGGCAGCGCCCAGAAGGAGUCCUGGAGGAGGUGUAACCGGAGAGACGUGGACACCACCAGCUACCGGGUGGAGGACCUGACGGAGGGAGACGAGUACGAGUUCAGAGUGAUGGCACACAACUCGGUCGGACCCAGCCGACCCUCGACUACCGUCGGACCCGUCGUCGCCCAGAACCAGACCUGCGCUCCGUCCAUCAAGCUGGGGGAGUUCCUGGAGGUGGAGCAGGGCACCGACAUCAGCAUCGUGGCGAAGAUCCGCGGCUGUCCGUUCCCCACGCUCACCUGGUACAAGGCUCCGCCCCUAAAGUCGGACACCCAAGUGGAGGUGCAGUACGACGAGCACAUCAACAAGCUGGUGUCGGACGACAGCUGCACGCUGCUGAUCCAGCAGGGCAAGCGGCCCGACACGGGCAUCUACACGCUGGUCGCCUCCAACAUGUUUGGCAAGGCCUCCAAGGAGAUGAGGCUCAACGUGCUCGGCCGCCCCGGUGCUCCCUCGGGUCCCAUUAAGUUUGAAGAGAUCAGCGCCGAGCGGAUCACGCUGUCCUGGCUGCCGCCGACAGACGACGGCGGCUCCAGCAUCACCAACUAUGUGAUCUGGAAGUGCGUGGCGAGCAGGAAGACGUGGGUGCCCGUCACCACGGAGCCCAAAGAGCGGCUGUGGACAGUGGAGAACCUGAUGCCGGGACACGAGUAUGUCUUCCGCAUCAUGGCGCAGAACAAAUACGGCGUCGGGGACCCGCUGGACAGCGAGCCCGAGGUCGCCAGGAACCUUUACACGAUCCCGGGUCAGUGUGAGAAGCCGACGGUCAGCGCCGUCACGCUGGACUCCAUGACGGUCAGCUGGGAGGAGCCAGAGGACGACGGCGGCACGCCGAUCACCGGCUACUGGCUGGAGAGGAAGGAGACGACGGGCAAACGCUGGGCGCGCGUCAGCCGCGAUCCACUGCGCCCCUCGGGCAUGGGCGAGCAGUUCGUAGUCAGCGGACUCAUUGAGGGGUCGCAGUACCUGUUCAGAGUCACCGCCAUCAACGCUGCCGGACCCGGGCCCGUCAGCAAACCCACAGAUCCCAUCUUCGCCAGGGACCCCAUCUCCCCGCCCUCUCCUCCCACCCCGAAGGUUUCUGAUUGGACGAAGACCUCGGUGGACCUGGUGUGGAUCCCUCCUCUGAAGGAUGGCGGCUCAAAGAUUAUAGGCUACUGGGUGGAGUACAAGGAAGAGGGCACCGAGGCCUGGGUCAAGGCCAAGGAGACGGAAAUCCGCGGCACCCGCUUAGUGAUUGCCGGCCUGAAGACGGGCGGCAAAUACAAGUUCAGGGUGACGGCGUUCAACGCCGCUGGCAACGGCGAGCCAGGAGAAGUCCCCGAGGUGCUGGAGGUCAACGACAGAAGCAUUGCCCCGGGGCUGGACCUGGACGCCUCGGUGAAGGAGCGGAUGGUGGUGCACGCCGGCGGAGUGAUCCGAAUCAUCGCCUACGUGUCGGGCCAGCCGGCGCCGGAGGUCACGUGGAGCCGAGACGGCGCGGCACUGCCUCUCGAGGCUAAAGUGGAGACGACGGCCAUCAGCUCGUCCAUGGUCAUCAAACCGUGCGCCAGGAAGCACCUCGGCGUCUACACGCUGACCGCCAAGAACGCCGGCGGCGAGGUGACCAAGAACAUCACCGUGGAAGUUCUGGACGUGCCCGGGCCCGUGGGCAUCCCCUUGACGGCGGAGAACCUGACCAUCGACUCCUGCAAGCUGAACUGGUUCUUCCCGGAGAACGACGGCGGCUCGCCCAUCAGUAACUACGUGAUUGAGAAGCGCGAGGCGGAGCGUAAAGCCUGGACCUCGCUGUCCUUCACCGCCAGCAGGCAGAACGCCGUGGCGCACGGCCUCACCACCGGGAAGGCCUACUUCUUCAGAGUGGCGGCGGAGAACGCCAUCGGCGUCGGACCCUUCAUAGCGACCGCAGCUGAGAUUAUCAUCAAGGAACCAAUGAGUGUGCCGGACCGCCCUGAGGAACUUGAGGUUACCAAGGUAACCAAAGAUCUGAUCGGCGUCACCUGGAAGGCGCCCAAGUUCGACGGCGGCUCGGAGAUCACCAUGUACAUCCUGGAGACGCGUAUGAUCGGCAAAGACAAGUUCAACCGCGUGACGAAGGAGAAGCUGAUGGAGAGGAAGUACACGGUGGACGGCCUGAGGGAGGGAGACACCUACGAGUUCAGAGUCAUCGCCGUCAACGAGGUCGGACCCAGCAAGCCGUCCUUCUGCACCAAACCAAUCACCUGCAAGGACGAACUGGAGCCACCGACCAUCGAGCUGGACUUCCGCGAUAAGAUCAUCAUCCGCGUGGGUGAGAGCUGCCUGCUGCAGGGCCGCUACACCGGCAAACCCUCUCCGUCCAUCAUGUGGUACCAGGACGACGAGGAGCUGAAGGCCAACGGAAACCGUCCCACUCCUCCGGUCGGCCCCGUGGUGUUUGAGGAGGUGCACCGGGAGUUCAUGGUGAUCUCGUGGAAACCUCCGCUGGACAGCGGCGGCAUCCCCGUCUCCAACUACAUCAUCGAGAAGAGAGACACCAACAGAGACACCUGGACCAUGGUCACGUCCGCCACCACCAAGACCGUCUGCAAGAUCCCGAAGCUAACGGAGGGCAAGGAGUACAUCAUGAGGAUCUGUGCUGAGAACAUGUACGGCAUCAGCGACCCGCUGGAGUCAGAGGAGAUGAAAGCCAAAGACAUCUUCAGAGUCCCCGAGGCCCCCGAGAUGCCAACGGUGCGGGAGGUGUACGCCACCAACGCUCUGGUUCUGUGGAACCGGCCGCGCGACGGCGGGAAGCCCAUCACCAACUACAUCCUGGAGAAGAAGGAGCCCAAGGCCAAACGGUGGUCCCGGGCCACCAGAGACCCGCUGUACCCAGCCACGCAGUACCGCAUCCAGGACCUGGUGGAGGGCUGCGAGUACCAGUUCAGGGUGAUGGCCGAGAACGAGCUGGGAACCGGAGACCCCAGCGAACCCUCCACACCCAUCCUCGCCAAGGAUCCCAUCGUGCCUCCGAGCCCCCCAGUGACCCCCGAGGCCUACGAUAAGACCAAAGACACCGUCAGCCUGAAGUGGAAGCUGCCCCGCCACGACGGGAAGGGCCGUAUCUUCGGCUACCUGGUGGAGUACCAGAAGCCCGGCGCCGUGGAGUGGACGCAGGCCAACGAGACGCCGGAGCAGUGCCCCGACCUGCACUACGUGGUCACGGGCUUGGCCGAUGGACAGGAAUACAACUUCAGGAUCUUCACCGUCAACGCCGCUGGCAAAUCUGACCCUUCAUACGUCAAAAAGACUAUCAAAGUCCACGACAGACUGGAGGAGCCCGAGUUGCUGCUGGACGCCAACAUGGCCCGUGACCACCUGGCCAUGCUGGGCACCGACAUCACGCUGAGCGCCACCAUCAAGGGUGUACCGACGCCCACCGUCAGCUGGAAGAAGAAUGACGGCGACGUUCCUUCUCACAUCACUGUCGCUGUCACCGCCAGCGGCAGCAAAGUCUUCAUCCCCAAGAGCGCCCGGACAGACUCCGGCAACUACACCAUCACUGUGGAGAACGCCGCGGGAAAGAAAUCAGCAACUGUUGCCGUGCUCGUGCUGAACAAGCCUUCUCCUCCCAGAGACCUGGUGAUCUCGGAGGUGACCAGCGAGUCGGCCUACCUGACGUGGAAGGUUCCCGAGGACAACGGCGGCGCCGUCAUCUCCCACUACGUCGUGGAGAAGAAAGACGUGGCCGCCGACCACUGGGUGCCCGUCUCUGCAGCCAAUAAGAAGCCGAGUCUGAUGGCCAUGUACCUGAUGGAAGGAAUCCAGUACAUGUUCAGGGUGGCAGCUGAAAACCAGUUUGGCAGGAGCGACUACGUGGGGACGAAGCAACCAAUCAAGGCUCUCGAUCCUCUCUAUCCUCCUGGCCCGCCCAAAAACCUGCACCACACUGACGCAGAGAAGACAGAGGUGUGGUUGGCGUGGGACUGGCCCGACCGCACCGGCGGUAGUGAAAUUACCGGCUUCAUCGUGGAGCACCAGGAAGAGGGUCAGACCGACUGGGUCACCUUCAAGACCGUCAGCAACGAGCACGCCCACGUCACUGGUCUGGUAGAGGGCAAGACCUACCGCUUCAGGGUCAAAUCUCAGAACGCCAUCGGUGUGAGCAGCCCUGACACCAGCGUCCCCAUCACCUGCCAGGAAAAGACACAGCCACCAACGAUUGAAGUUGAUGUGAAGCUUAUCGAGGGUCUUGUUGUCAGAGCUGGCACUCCUAUUGUCCUUCCAGCCAAGAUGACAGGAAUCCCCAUGCCCACUGCCAAAUGGACAUCCGAUGGCAAUGAAAUUGCAUCUGAGGGCCGCUUUAAGAUUGAGACUGCUGGAGACUCCACUGUCCUCAGUAUCCCUGAGUCCCAGAGAGGAGACACCGGAGAGUACAUCCUACAUGUGGCCAAUCCUACCGGCAGCAAGAGCGUUGCGCUGCACGUCACAGUGCUGGAUCUUCCCGGUCCACCCAUCGGACCUGUCAAUAUCUUGGAGGUCACGCCUGAUUACAUGAUGAUCCAAUGGAGGGCGCCCAAGGAUGAUGGUGGAACGCCUAUCAACAACUACGUUGUGGAAAAGAAGGACGUGAAGAAGCCAUGGGAGCCCUGGUCAGUUGUUAGCUCCAGCGGCAUGAGCACCAAGGCCAAAGUGUCCAGGCUGGAGAAGGGCCGUGAGUACAUUGUCCGUGUCCGUGCAGAGAACCGAAUUGGACUCGGUGCAGGGCUUGAGAGUCCUCCAACUAUUGCAAAGCACAUGUUUAACCCUCCUGGUCCACCUGGCCUGCCAGAGUGCUCUGAUAUCACGGAGAACGCUGUGACAGUGGAAUGGACCCUGCCUGACUACGAUGGAGGCAGCCCCAUCAGUGGAUAUGUGAUUGAACGCAGAGAAAUGACCGGAAAAUGGAUCCGUGUCAACAAAACUCCCGUACUGGACCUCAGAUACAGAGUCUCGGGCCUGUUUGAAGGCAAUAGCUACGAGUUCAGAGUGUUCGCUGAGAAUGUCGCUGGUAUCAGCGGGCCUUCUCUCACCUCUGACCCCAUCAAGGCUACUCGUGCCAUCACCAGACCCGGACCACCUGGCAAUCUUAAACUCAAGGACUGGAGCAAGUCCUAUGCCGACAUCUGCUGGACAAAGCCCACAAGAGACGGAGGCAGUCCAAUUCUGGGCUAUGUGGUUGAGGUUCAGAAGUCAGGAUCCGCCAAGUGGGACAGAAUCAACAAGGAACUCAUCACGAUGUGCGCCUACAGAGUGCCAGGCCUCAUUGAAGGAAUGGAGUACAGAAUUCACGUCAGAGCAACCAACAUUGUUGGAGACAGUGAACCCAGGGAGCUGUCUCAGGCGCUCCUCGCAAAGGACAUCCUGGUGCCCCCUGAAGUUGUUGUUGACGUGUCCUGCCGCGACUCUCUGACGGUCAGGGCAGGUCAGAUCAUAAGUUUAAUCACUAGAGUGAAGGGCAGACCAGACCCAGAGAUCACAUGGACCAAAGAUGCCAGAGCCGUAACCCGGGAGAAGCGCAUUGAGAUGAACAACAACUACCCUCUGUGUGAACUCGUCAUCAAUGACGCAGUCAGGUCAGACUACGGUAAAUAUGCCAUUCUGGCCAAGAACAGUAGCGGACAGGCACAGGCGACAAUUAUCGUCAAUGUCUUGGACAUACCAGGAGCUUGCCAGAACUUGAAAGUGGGUUACGUGACCAAGAAAUCCUGCGUGGUUUCAUGGGAGAACCCUGAGGACAACGGAGGCACUGAGAUCAAUCAGUACAUUGUUGAGUGCCGUCAGCCCAGCCAGAGAACAUGGACUGUCGUAGCCAAUGACUGCACCAAGCGCCUGAUGAAAGCCCCUCUUACUGAAGGCUGCGAGUACUUCUUCCGUGUCAGCGCAGAGAACAAGAUCGGUGCUGGUCCGACCACUGAGACCAAAUCACCUGUGCUUGCUGUUGAUUCUAUUGACAAGCCUGGUGAACCCAAUGACUUCCAAAUCUCUGAGAUCGGCAAGACCUUCUGCUUCCUAAAGUGGAAGAAGCCAGAUUAUGAUGGCGGCAGCCGUAACCUGAGUUACCAUGUUGAGAAGAAGCCAAAGGAGGCAGAGGAGUGGGAGAGGCUUCACAAGGGGGCUAUCAAGGAGACUUACUUCAUGGCUGACAGGUGCAUGGAAAACCAAAUCUACCAGUUCAGAGUUCAGACUAAGAACGAGGGAGGCGAGAGCAACUGGGUGACCACAGCUGAAGUUUUGGUCAAGGAACAGCUCGUGGAGCCUGAAAUCAAGAUUCAACUGGAUGGAACGCUUGUCGUCAAGGCAGGAGACUCCAUUCCCAUCGAGGCAACAGUGAAGGGCAAACCACAGCCUGAUGUCAAAUGGACCAAAGACGAGAGCGAAAAGGAGAUAAGGAAAGGCCCCAGGCAUCAAGUCGAAACUGGUGCUGACUUCUCGAAGCUGCUGAUUACCGGAGCAAGGCGUACUGACAGCGGGGUAUACAUUGUUACGGCCUCCAACAGCGCUGGAACCGGCUCUGCUCGUGCAAAGGUGAAUGUACUGGAUCGACCCGGCCCCAUCAGGGAUCUCAAAGUGUCUGGUAUCACCACCGACAGGUGCCAUUUGGCCUGGGAAGUCCCAGAGGACGAUGGCGGCUGCGAUAUCUACAACUACAUUAUUGAGAAAAGUGAGACCAAGAGGGGAGUCUGGUCAGUCCACACCAACGCUGUCAUCACCAACAAAGCUAACGUCACCCGUCUCAUCGAGGGCAACGAGUAUAUCUUCAGAGUUCGUGCGGAAAAUAAAAUGGGUCCUGGCCCUGCGGUGGAGAGUGAAUCCAUUGUUGCUGGCACCCAGUUCAGUGUACCCGGCGCUCCUGACGCACCAGAGGUCACCAAGAUCGGCAAGGAGGAGAUGACUGUGGAGUGGUCCGAGCCCGAGAAAGACGGCGGAAAGCCAAUCACAGGUUAUCUAUUGGAGAAGAUUGAAGAGCACGGCGUUAGGUGGUCUCCUGUCAACAAGGAUCCAGUCCCUACAACUCGUUUCACAGUUACUGGACUCCUGCCCCUCCACGACUACCAGUACAGAGUCAAGGCGGUCAAUGAGAUUGGCAUUGGCAGCCCAAGCAAGCCUUCACGUGCCAUCACUGCCAAGGACACCGUUGAGCCUCCUGCACCUCCUACCAACAUGAAAGUCCUGGACAGCACCUUGUCCAGCGUCACCCUGGGCUGGACCAAGCCCGUGUCCGACGGUGGAGCUCCCCUCAUCGGCUACGUUGUGGAGAUGAGGGUACAGGGAAGUGCCAAGAAAGGAGACGAAGGUUGGAAGAGAUGCAACGUAGCGGCUCAGCUGGUCGUGUGCGAGUUCACAGUCUCGAGUCUGGACAGCAAGCUUUUGUAUGAAUUUAGAGUGUCGGCUCAGAACCAGGUGGGCAUGAGUCUGCCCUGUGACCUGGGGGCUCCUGUGAUCCCCAAGGAGAUCAAAGAGUCGCCAGAGAUCGAUUUGGACGCCAGCCUGAAGCAGGGCCUGACGGUGAGAGCCGGCUGUCCUAUCAGACUGUGGGCCACCAUCAGAGGCAGACCGCCUCCCACCGUCACCUGGAGGAGGAUGGGCGUCGACAACGUGGUCCGGAAGGGAAAAGUCGACAUCAUUGACACUAUGACCUUCCUGGUGAUCCCCGACAGCACCCGCUACGACUCAGGCAAAUACUGCCUGACGCUGCGCAGCACCGCCGGAGAGAAGGCCGUGUUCGUUGCUGUUAAAGUUCUGGACACCCCGGGACCUGUAGAAAAUAUGGAAGCUACCGACAUCAAGCAGACGUCGGCCAUGCUGGCCUGGACUCCUCCGGAGAACAACGGCGGCAGCGAGAUCACACACUACAUCGUCGAGAAGCGCGCGAUCGACCGCAAGACGUGGGCAAUGGUCAAGGCAGAAGUUGAGACGGAUAAGAUUCCCUUCAAAGUCAGCGGCCUGGCGCCGGGCACCGAGUACUACUUCAGAGUCACAGCGGUCAACGAGUACGGCUCCGGAGUUCCCAAAGUGUCGCCCACUUCCUACCUGGCUUCUGAUCCCGUCAGCAAGCCUGAUCCUUGUGAGAAGAUCGAGGUUCUGGAGAUCACUAAGAACAGCGCUGUAGUCGGCUGGGUGAAACCGGCCAGGGACGGCGGUGCCAAGAUCGAUGGUUAUGUCAUUGAAUACAUCGAGGUGAAACCUCCUCCAGAGCCUCCAGCACCUGUGGAGGUUCCCGAGGGAGAAGAAGCUCCGCCUCCACCCCCACCUCCCCCGCCGCCUGUGGAAGAGGACGAGGACGCAGAACCGGAGAAGGAGGUGUGGAACGCCUACACCACGGUGAAAGGGUUGUCCAUCAGCAUCAGCGGCCUGAAGGAGGGCAAGAGGUACAAGUUCAGAGUGGCGGCCAAGAACAUGAUGGGCCAGAGCUCAUUCACCGAGACCCGGGAGCCAAUCGAAGUCAAGGAACAGAUGCUGGAGCCAAAGAUCGUCAUGCCGGAGACGGUGAGCGCCAGAGCCAGAGCCAAGCUCAGAGUGGAGGCUCUGGUUUCUGGAAAACCCGCCCCGACCUGCAAGUGGAUGCGCGGCGAGGAUGCGGUGGUGCCGUCCAGCCGUCUGGCCGUGCACCAGUCCGGAAACCUGUGUGUCCUGAUCAUCAAAGACGUGUCGAGGACCGACACUGGAGAGUACAGCCUGGUGGCCGAGAACAGCUCCGCAAAGGUGGUCGAGACCGUCAAGAUUAUCAUCAGAGACAUCCCCGGGCCUCCCGAGGGUCCUGUGGUGAUCAGCGACAUCGACGCUGACGCCUGCUCUCUGUCCUGGAACAAACCGCUGGAGGACGGAGGCAGCAACAUCACCAACUACGUGGUGGAGAAAUGUGACGUGAGUAGAGGCGACUGGGUGUCGGCGGUCUCUUCUGGUACGAAAACCAGCUGCAGGCUCGGGAAGCUCGUCCCCGGGAAGGAGUACGUGUUCCGUAUCCGUGCUGAGAACCGCUACGGAGUGUCAGACCCCACGCAGUCUGACAGGAUGGUUGCAAGGUUCCCCUUCGAUGUUCCUAGUGAGCCCCUCAACUGUCGCAUCAACAAGACCAACAAGGACUGCAUGUUCGUGGCCUGGGAUAAGCCCGAGAGCGACGGCGGCAGUCCCAUCACAGGUUACUACAUCGAGCGUAAGGAGAGGAACAGCCUGCUGUGGGUGAAGGCCAACGACACCAUCAUCCGCACCUUGGAGUACCCGUGUGCCGGCCUCAUUGAGGGCCUGGAGUACAUUUUCAGAGUGUCUGCCAUCAACCGUGCUGGCCAGGGCAAACCGAGCAAGAAGACAGACUUUGUCACAGCUAGAACACCUAUCGACACUCCGGGUAAACCUGAUAUUCUGGAUGUUACCAAGAACUCUGUCACUCUGGUUUGGACCCGUCCCAAGAACGACGGUGGCAGCAGGAUCAUAGGCUACUAUGUUGAGUCCCUGCAGCUGCCCGGAGACACCUGGGUACGUUGCAACACCAGCAGCCAGAACUGCCCGAGGGAGGAGUACAAAGUGACCGGGCUGGAGAGAGACCUGCAGUUCCAGUUCAGAGUCAUCGCCAAAACUGCUGUCAACAUCAGCAAACCCUCCGAGCCCACAGACCCCGUCUUAGUCUGCGCUGAGAACGUUCCCCCGAGGGUGGAGGUCAAUGCCAAGAUGCAGAAGGGUCUGAGGGUGAAGGCCGGAUCCACGAUCCUCCUGGAGGCUGAGGUGUUCGGUAAGCCUAUGCCCAGAGUGACGUGGAAGAGAGGCGAUGACAGUCUGAAGUCAGGUGACGGCCAGACCCUCACCCAACAGAGGAAUCACUUCCAGCUGGAGAUGACAGCAGUCACCAAGGAGCAGACAGGAACCUACACCAUCCUGGCCGAGAACGCCAGCGGCUCCAAGACCGCCGAAAUCCAGGUCAACGUCCUGGAUGUGCCCGGUCCUCCUUCCAACGCCAAAUACCUCGAGGUGUUUGCCACGAGUAUUAAGAUGUCUUGGGAGCCUCCUCUGAAGGACGGCGGCGCCGCCAUCACCAACUACAUCGUGGACAAGCGUGAGACCAGCCGAGCCAACUGGGCCCAGGUUUCCGCAAAGAUCAAGGCCGACCACCUCGAGCUCAACGUGGAGAAGCUAAUCGAGGGACGCGAGUACCAGUUCCGAAUCCGCGCAGAGAAUACGUGGGGAGUCGGAGACGCCCUCAUUACCAACUCUGUCAUGGCCAAGAACCCAUUCACUGUCCCUGGCCCCUGCGAGGCCCCAGUGAUCACCAAUGUAACCAGAGAUUGCAUGACUGUGAGCUGGAAGGAGCCUGCCGAUGAUGGCCUGUCCCCUAUCCUGGGCUUCGUGCUGGAAAAGAAAGAGACCAAGGAGCUGAACUGGACCAAGGUGACCAGGAAGCCCAUAACCGAGAGGAGCCUGGAAAUUACAGGCCUCACAGAGGGAGCCGAGUACAGCUUCAGAGUCAGUGCCAUCAACCAGGCAGGGCUUGGCAAACCCAGCGAGCCCUCCGCUGGCACCACUGCACAGAAUCCAAUCACUCCUCCUGGCCCUGUUGUGAACCCAAGUGUGUCCAACAGUUCCAACAGCACUAUCAGCCUAAUCUGGACCGCCCCCGCCAACAAUGGCGGGAGCCCCAUCAUUGGAUACUUGGUGGAGUGCAAGCAGGCUGACACCGCAGACUGGACCCGCUGCAACGUCCCCAGGAACCUGCAGGAGACCAGCUACACCAUCCAGAACCUUCAACACAAGGCCGAGUACCAGUGCCGCAUCACUGCGGUCAACAAGGUCGGCUUCAGCGAGCCAGUUGAAGUUCCCGGCAAGCAUAUUGUCAAGGCCAUCAUCAUUGCUCCUGAGGCAGAGCUGAGUGCAGAGCUGAAGGACGGCCUGGAGCUGCGCGCCGGCUCCACCAUGAGGCUGUAUGCCACCUACAAGGGCACCCCCACUCCCAGGAUCGUCUGGGGAAAGAUGAACAGCAACAUCAAGGACCGCCAGGGUAUUAUCAUUAAAACCACCAACAACGACACCACAGUGAUUGUGGAGAAGGUCAACAGAUAUGAUGCCGGCAAAUACAUCCUGAACCUGGAGGGCGUGGCUGGCAUGAAGAUGUACACCAUCAUUGUCAAGGUCUUCGAUACUCCCGGACCGCCGGCCAACCUGAUAGUGAAGGAGGCGUGCAAGGACAGCGCCUCCAUCUACUGGGACACUCCUCUGAUUAAUGGUGGCCACGACGUCACCCACUACAUUGUGGCGAAGCGUGACACAGAGAGGAAGGCCUGGUCCAUCGUCUCUGACAACUGCCCCAACACAUCGUUCAAGGUGCCAGACCUGAACGCCGGACGCUCCUACUGCUUCAAAGUGGCAGCGGUUAACCAGCUCGGUUACGGAGAGUGGUGUGAGACCGCCGACGCCGUCAGAGCAUCUGAGGAGCCUGGGCCUGUAAUGGACUUCAAGACUCUGCUGGUUACCAAGGACUCCUGCACUCUGAGCUGGAAGAAACCGCUCACCGACGGUGGCAGCCGCAUCAUCUGCUACGUGCUCGAGGUUCUCAUUGGUGACGACAAUUACAAGGAGCUUAUGAGGUCCAAGAACAUGCAGUACAGCGCCAAGGACCUGGUGGAGGACAGAGAGUACACAUAUAGAGUCAAAGCUGUUAACGACUCGGGAGAGAGCGCUGCCAAGGAGCUGAAAGUGGUCGCCAAGGACCUGAUCAUUCCUCCCAGCCUUGACUUGAGGGAGCUGCCCAACAUGUGCUACAUCGCCAAAGAGGGCAGCAUCGUACGUCUAAGGAUCCCGAUCAUCGGCAAACCUACGCCCAAAGUGUCCUGGAAGAAGGGAGACGACGAAGACCUGACAGAUAGCGGCCGAGUGUGCGCCGAAUCUUCUGCGGUCAACACCACCCUCCUGAUCAGAGACUGCCAGAGGAGUGAUGCUUCCAAGUACACCAUCACCCUGAGGAGCAAAGCUGGAACCAAGGAGUCCACCAUCUUCAUCAGGGUGGUGGGUAAACCUGGCGUUCCUAUUGGACCCAUCAAGUUUAAAGAUGUAACUGCUGACGGUGCUACGCUGAAGUGGGUCGCUCCCAAAGACGACGGCGGCUCAGAGAUCACAAACUACAUCCUAGAAAAGAGGGACUUCAUCACCAACAUGUGGGUGACGGUGUCCUCCACUGUGGAGACCAACACCAUGAGGGUGACGGGUCUCCAUGAGGGCACAGAGUACAUCUUCAGAGUCAGCGCUGAGAACAAGUACGGCGUUGGAGAGGGACUCAAGUCUGAGUCCCUCGUUGCUAAACAUCCAUUCAAUGUUCCCGAUGCUCCUCUUCCACCUCAGAUCAUCACCAUGUGCCACGACUCGGCUUACCUGGCCUGGUCUGACCCCAGGAAGACUGGAGGAUCUCCCAUCACAGGCUACCAUGCUGAGUUCAAAGAGAGAAACAGUAUGUUGUGGAAGCGGGCGAGCCCGAACGCCUUGAGGAUGAAGGAACACAAGGUAACUGGGCUGACUGAAGGUCUGGAGUACGAGUUCAGAGUCAUGGCAAUCAACCUGGCUGGCAUUGGUAGACCAAGUGCUCCCACCGACCCACAGGUGGCCCUGGACGCAAUUGAUGCCCCUGGAAAACCUGACGUGAUCAGCAUCACCAGAAGCACCGUGACCCUCCAGUGGACCGAGCCAGAGCUCGACGGCGGCCACAGACUGACUGGCUACAUCGUUGAGAAGCGCGACCUGCCUUCUAAGAUCUGGGUGAAGGCCAACAAUGUGAAUGUUGUGGAGCCUGCAUUCACUGUGACCGAGCUGCAAGAGGGCUGCAAAUACGAAUUUAGAAUCAGGGCAAAGAAUUCUGCCGGAGCUAUCAGCCCGCCCUCCGAGCAGACUGAUACUAUUAUCUGCACAGAUGAAUAUGCUGCACCAACCAUUAUUAUCGAAGCACAGGUUAAGGAGGGUCUGACUGUCCGAGCCGGAGAUACUAUUGUCAUCACUGCCGCAAGCAUUUUAGGCAAACCUGCGCCAACCUCAUGCUGGUCAAAGGGAGGAAAGUAUUUCAAACCCUCUGAUCUUGUAAAUAUUGAGACCACUGCGACUUCCUCCACUCUGUCCGUCAAGUACGCCGGCAGGAAGGAUUCUGGAGAGUACGUCAUCACUGCCAGCAAUCCCUUCGGUGUGAAGGAGGAAACGGUCAAUGUCAUAGUUUUGGAUGUUCCUGCUGCUCCUGGACCCAUCGAAUGCAGUGGUAUUUCCUCCGAAAAGGUCACUCUUACCUGGGCAGCUCCUACCGAGGACGGAGGCUCUCCUGUCAAGCAUUACACCCUGGAGAAGAGAGAGACCAGCCGCCUGCUCUGGACUAUCCUGGAAGACAACAUUAUCGACUGUCACUAUGUGGCCACCAAGCUUAUACAGGGCAAUGAAUACUUCUUCAGAGUCUCUGCUGUAAACCAGUAUGGUGCCAGUGAGCCAUCGCACUCUGAGGCAGUCAAGAUGGUUGAUAGAUUCGGUCCUCCUGGCCCACCAUCUAAACCAGAGGUUGAGAAAGUCAACGGACAUUCAGCCACUGUGACCUGGAGGAGACCAGCUGACGACGGAGGAAGUGACAUCAUAGGUUACUGUGUUGAGAAGAAGGAGAAAAAGGGAAUGAGAUGGGUCAGGGCGUCCAAGAAGUCCAUAAGUGAGCUCACCUUUGAAGUUACCGGUCUCACCACGGGUAUAGAGUAUGAGUUCCGUGUUCUUGCUGAGAACAAAGCUGGCUUUGGAGAGCCAAGCGAAGCAUCAAUGCCUGUCAGAACAAAAGAGGAGGCCUUUGUGCCUGGACCUCCAGUCAAUCCAAGAGUCACAGACACAACCAAGACCACUGCCACUCUAAACUGGGGGAAACCUCUUGAUAACGGUGGACUUGAAGUCACUGGAUAUGUGAUUGAGCACAAAAAGGAAGGAACAGAAGAAUGGGUUAAGGACACCCCUUCAUCUCCACUUAGGAUCACAGAGUUUGUUGUUCCCAAUCUGGAAACGGGUGCUAAAUACCACUUCAGAAUUAGCGCUGUGAAUGCUAUGGGAGCAGGUGAACCUGCUGAAACUCAAGAACUGAUUGAGAUUGUGGAGCGUUCAGCUGAACCUGAUUUUGAGCUUGAUGUUGAGCUGAGAAGAACCCUUGUUGUCAGGGCUGGCUGCUCCAUUCGCCUCUUUGUGCCGAUCAAGGGACGUCCUACGCCUACCGUCACCUGGACCAAGGAAGGCGGUCCUGUCCCACGCGCAGUUAUUGACAGCACUGAGUCAUUUACAAUGCUGAUCAUUCCUGAGAGUUCAAGGAAUGAUGCGGGUAAAUACGAGCUUACCCUCGAAAACUCAGCUGGAAAGAAGAGUGCCGAUAUACAUGUGAGAGUUCUAGAUUCACCUGGACCUCCACUCAACCAAAAAAAAAAAAAAAAAAAAAAAAAUCUUCAGUGGGAGAUGCCUAUGAUCGAUGGUGGAGCCAAGGUCACAAACUACAUCAUUGAGAAAAGAGAAACAACACGCAAGGCUUUUGCUACUGCUAUUACAAAGUGCCCCACCACUUCAGUCAGGAUUGGUGACCUGUGUGAAGGCUGUGAGUACUACUUUAGAGUGUCUGCCGAGAAUGAGUAUGGCAUUGGUGAGCCGGCUGAAACCGUUGAUCCAAUUCGUGCAUCACAGGCACCAUCUCCUCCAGUGAGUAUUAUUCCUACUGAUGUGACCAAGAACUCUGUGAGCCUGGCUUGGACCAAACCCAAGCAUGAUGGUGGCAGCAGAAUUACAGGAUAUGUCCUUGAAGCCCAGAAGAAGGGAACUGAUCAGUGGGCACAUGUUACAACAGUCAAGACCAUGGACUUCACAGUUAAGAAUCUUAAUGAGAUGGAGGAGUACAUUUUCCGCGUAAUGGCUGUCAACCACUCGGGUAGAAGCGCUCCACGUGAAAGCAAACCCAUUGCUGUCAGGGAUUCUACUUCCCUGCCCGAGUUUGACCUCCGUGGUGUAUGUCAGAAGACUAUUAUUGCCAAGGCAGGAGAUGACAUAAAGGUUGAAAUUCCAGUUAUGGGACGUCCUAGACCAACUAUCUCUUGGCAAAAGGAUGGCUCAGCCCUGAAGCUCACACAGAAAACCAAUGUGGAAACUACUUCUGCUACCGUUAUCCUCAGCAUCAGUGAAUGCACCAGAGCUGACAGUGGUGUCUACACCAUGACUGGAAAGAACAUUGUUGGUUCUGUGACAGACAAUAUCAUUGUCAAAGUACAUGAUGUACCUGGGCCACCCAAGGGACCGGUUACCAUCAUGGAGAGAUCUCGUACCUAUUGUGUCUUCGCAUGGGACACUCCUGAGAAUGAUGGAGGGGUUCCAAUCAACAAUUAUGUGGUCGAGAUCAGAGACACCACUUCCCAAACGUGGACAGAGCUGUCUUCCACUGUCAUCCGUACCAUGUUCAAAGCCAUUCGCUUAACCACUGGAUCAGAGUACCAGUUCAGAGUAAAAGCUAAAAACAGAUAUGGUGUUGGGCCUCCCAUCACCUCAGGGGCAGUUGUGGCUGCCUAUCCAUUCAGAGCUCCUGGACCUCCUGGUACUCCUGGUGUUGUUGCAUUUACCAAGGACUCAAUAACAAUUGGCUGGAACGAGCCUGUGGCUGAUGGUGGAAAUGAAGUCAUUGGUUAUCAUGUUGAGAGGAAAGAAAGAAGCAGCAUUGUCUGGCAAAAGAUCAGCAAGUCUCUUGUGAAAGGAAACAUCUUUAAAUCCACUGGGCUUGAAGAUGGAAUUGCCUAUGAGUUCCGUGUGAUGGCUGAAAACAUGGCUGGAAUUGGUAAGCCAAGUAAGGCCUCAGAAGCAAUAUUGGCCUUGGACCCUGUAGACCCACCAGGUCAGCCUGUGCCAAUAUUUGUCAACAAGAAUGUUAUCACCAUUGAGUGGACAAAGCCUGAGUACGAUGGUGGUUUCAAAAUCACUGGCUACACAGUGGAGAAGAAAGAAUUGCCUGCUGGCCGCUGGAUGAGAGCCAACUUCACCAACAUCACUGAGACGGCAUUCACUGUCAGUGGACUGACUCAAGAUGCCUCCUAUGAGUUCCGUGUUAUAGCCAGAAACUCUGCAGGUGCAGUGAGCGUGCCCUCUGAGCCCUCAGAUCCAAUUACCUGCAAAGAUGACAUUAUUGAGCCACGUAUUAUGGUUGAUGCCAUCUUUAAGGAUGUUGUUCUAAUAAAGGCAGGAGAGUCAUUCAAGCUUGAUGCUGACAUUGCUGGUCAACCAAACCCAUCUAUGGUUUGGACCAAGAACGGAAAGGAGGUUGAGAACACGAUGAAACUGCAGUUGAAGUUCACAGAACUGACAACCACUCUGACCAACAAGGACUCUGUCAGAACAGAUGGAGGAGAAUUUGUUUUGACUGCCACUAAUGUUGGUGGAUUUGCAAAGCACAUCUUUAAUGUUAAAGUGCUUGACAGACCUGGACCACCAGUUGGACCUCUUGACGUGUCUGAUGUCAACGCUGACAACUGCUUGCUCACCUGGGCUCCACCUGCAGAUGAUGGAGGUGCCAAGAUUGAAGGAUAUGUGAUUGAGAAGCGCGAGUCAAGCAGGCUGGUUUGGACCAAUGUGGUUUCAGACCUGCAAGUUACACAAUUCAAGGUGACCAAGCUGCUCGAAGGAAAUGAAUACAUUUUCAGAGUUAUGGCAGUAAACAAAUAUGGACUUGGUGAGUCUCUUGAUUCACUACCCACUAUUGCAGCCAAUCCAUAUGUGGUUCCAGAUCCUCCAGGGAAUCCUGAGGUGACAGCGAUCACCAAAGAUUCAAUGUUUGUUAUGUGGCAAGCACCUGCGAGCGAUGGUGGAACUCCCAUCACCAACUACAAUAUUGAAAGGAAAGACAGAAUAGGCCUACGCUGGGUCAAAUGCAAUAAGAGGAAGGUCAAAGAUCUGCAAUUCAAGGCAACAGCCCUUGUUGUUGGACAUGAAUACAAAUUCAGAAUAAUUGCUGAGAAUGCUGCUGGAGUGAGUGCACCAAGUGCUUCAAGUCCAUUCUACAAGGCCACUGAUGUACUGUACACGCCAGGGGCCCCAUGCAACCCAAGAAUCUUGGACACAACCAAGUCCUCAAUUACUGUCGCCUGGAACAAACCUGUAUACGAUGGUGGCUCUGAUGUCACUGGCUACAUUGUGGAGACCUGUAUCCCAUCUGAAAAGGAAGAAGAGGAGGAAUGGACCAUUGUGACACCCAAAGAAGGACUCCUUGCCACCUCAUUCACCAUUAUUAACCUGAAGGAGAACCAGGAGUACAAGAUUAACAUAUCUGCUGUCAACGGUGAAGGAGUUGGAGAGGCAGCAUCUGUACCUGGCAAUCCCAAGGCAGAGGACAGGCUCCUCCCACCUGAGAUUGAUUUGGAUGCUGAGCUCCGCAAGGUUGUUAAUCUUAGAGCUUGCUGCUCACUUAGACUGUUUGUGCCUAUCAGAGGCAGACCUGCUCCUGAGGCCAAAUGGACCAAAGAAGAUGGUGAGCGUGUUGAGAGGGCAACCAUUGAAAGCACAACAUCAUACACGUCUCUUGUAAUUGAAAAUGUCAACAGAUUUGACAGUGGAAAGUAUAAUCUCACAGUUGAAAACAGCUCUGGUUCCAAGACAGUUACAGUCCAAGUCAAGGUGCUUGACACACCAAGUGCCCCACAGAAUCUCAAGAUUACCACUGUAACAAAUGAAUCGGUCACUCUGACAUGGGAUCCACCAGUAAAUGAUGGAGGAGUUAAGAUUAACAACUAUAUUGUUGAAAAACGUGAGUCCACAAGGAAAGCAUAUGCUACAGUCAGUGCUAACUGCCAUCAAACCACCUUCACAGUAGACCAGCUCUUGGAAGGAUGCAACUAUUACUUCAGAGUUUUGGCUGAGAAUGAAUAUGGCAUUGGGCUACCCAUUGAGUCUGGGGAAUCAAUUAAAGUUUCUGAGAAACCACAGCCACCUGGCAAAAUCACUCUUAAGGAUGUUACCAAGAAUAGUGUCACCCUCUCCUGGGAGAAGCCAGCACAUGAUGGUGGCAGCAGAGUGGGCUGUUAUGUUGUUGAGAUCCAGCCUAAAGGUGUUGAUAAGUGGACACAGUCUAUGAUUGUAAAGGAAACAGAAGCUACAAUUAGUGGACUUAAUGCAGGUGAAGAAUACAUGUUCCGUGUAGCAGCAAGAAAUGAGAAGGGAACAAGCGACCCACGUCAAAUCGGUGUGCCUGUGAUCGUAAAAGAUCUUGUCAUUGCUCCUGUUGCCAAAAUGUUAUUCAACACAUUCAGUGUGAUGGCAGGAGAAGACCUGACAGUAGAUGUUCCUUAUGUUGCACGUCCCAAAGCAAAUAUCUCCUGGGUAAAAAAUGGUGAGCCUCUGAAAAGAACUACCAGAGUCAACUUUGCUGCAACUGACACAAUGCUGAACCUCAAAAUAAAAGAGGCUACAAGAGAUGAUGUUGGAAAAUACAUUAUUACUUUAAGCAACACAGCAGGAGAGACAACAGCAGACAUUGGCAUUGUUGUACUAGACAAACCCAGCCAGCCGGGUGGUCCAGUUAAGGUGGAGGCAGUUACAUCUGACAGUGUAACCAUGUCCUGGAACCGACCAGAAUAUGAUGGUGGUUGCACUAUCAAACACUAUAUCGUGGAAAAGAGAGACACAUCCGCAAAUACCUGGGUGGUUGUAUCUCCUAACCUUGCAAGGACCAAAAUCAAGGCAGGCAGACUGAAGACUGGCUCUGAGUAUCAGUUUAGAAUCACAGCAGAAAACAGAUAUGGAAAAGGCCCAGCUCUUCUCUCAGAGUGUAUAGUGGCUCAAUACCCAUACAAGCUCCCAGGACCCCCAGGAACACCCAACAUUCCAGUCUGCACCAAGGACAGCAUGGUGGUUGCCUGGAAUGAACCUGUGAAUGAUGGUGGAAGCACUGUAUUGGGUUACCAUAUUGAACGCAAAGAGAGAAACAGCAUCAUGUGGGUCAAACUCAACAAGUCUCUUAUUACUGACCAAACCUUCAAGACCACUGGUCUGGAACCAGGAAUGGAGUAUGAAUACAGAGUGUAUGCUGAAAACAUUGUCGGAAUAGGCAAAAUGAGCAAAGUGUCUGAGGGGUGUGUUGCUAGAGAUCCUUGUGAUCCCCCUGGCACCCCAGAGGCAACAAAGAUCUCUAAGGAUUCUGUGACCAUUGUAUGGGAAAAGCCUGAAUAUGAUGGUGGUGCGAAGGUUACAGGCUACGUUGUGGAAAAGAAGGAGCUUCCUGAAGGUCGUUGGCUCAAGGCUAACUUCACCAACAUCAUUGAGACAGAAUAUGUUGCAACUGGACUUGUGCAGGACAAUCAGUAUGAGUUCCGUGUCAUUGCCAGAAAUGCUGCUGGUGUUUUCAGUCUGCCCUCUUACAGCACUGGUCCUAUCACAGCCAAGGAUGAGAUUGAACCACCACGCCUCAGCAUUGACCCAGAGUACACACAAACUCUUGUGGUUAAUGCUGGAGACAACUUCAAGAUUGAUGCAGAUGUUCAUGGCAAACCCUUGCCCUCUAUCCAUUGGAUGAAGGGAGAGCAGGAACUGGGCAAUACCAUUCAUAGAGAAAUUAAAAACACACCCAUCAAAGCUUUUAUAUCUGUAAAGGAAGCUAAACUUUCUGAUGGAGGCCAAUACACUCUGCUACUGAAAAAUCCAGGAGGAGAAAAGGCUAUACAGGUCAAUGUAGUUGUUCUAGAUAAACCUGGAGAACCAGAGGGACCUCUUGUUGUUACAGGAAUAAACAAAGACAGAUGCAGCCUUUCAUGGAAACCACCUCUACAAGAUGGUGGCAGCAAGAUCUCACACUACAUAGUAAAUAGAAGAGAGACAAGCAGGCUUGCCUGGACUGUUGUUGACUCAAAAAUUGAGAAUACUUGUUUAAAGGUUACUAAGCUCCUGGAGGGAGAUGAGUACAUCUUCAGAGUCCAAGCUGUCAACCAAUUUGGAGUGGGUGCACCACUUGAGUCUGCUCCUGCCAUAAUCAAAGAUCCAUAUGCAGCCCCUGGAACACCCAAGAGCUUGGAAGUUUCAGAUAUUAGAAAGGAUUCAAUGGUGCUCACCUGGGAGGCACCUGCUGAAGAUGGAGGCAGUCCUAUCACUGGAUACAUAAUUGAGAAACAUGACAAAGAAGGUGUAAGAUGGACCAGAUGCAACCGAAAAACAGUCACUGACUGUACUUUCAAGGUCACUGGACUCAUGGAAACCCAUAUUUAUGAAUUCAGAGUAGCAGCUGAGAAUGGUGUAGGUUCCGGUGAACCAAGCACCCCGACUGUAUUCUUCAAAGCUCUUGAUCCCAUCUUCAGGCCUGGCCCACCACACAAUCCAAAAGUAACUGACACAACUAAAACAUCAGUAUUCCUGUCAUGGGGCAAGCCUGUCUGUGAUGGAGGUUGUGAGAUUCAGGGAUACAUUGUUGAGUGCUGCCCUACCACAGAGUCAGCAGUGCCAGCUGAGGCCCCUGCUGAAGCCCCAACUGAAGCCCCAGCUGCAGAAGCAGCUGUUACAGAUGCCAUUACUGAGGAAUGGACAAUGUGCACACCACCAACAGGUAUCAAGAAGAUGAACUUUGAAGUUGCUAACCUGAAGGAGAACCAGGCAUACAAGUUUAGAGUAUGUGCUAUCAACAAAGUUGGAGUUGGUGAGCAUGCUGAUGUAUCUGGAGCUGUUGUUGCCCAGGACAGGGCAGAAGAGCCAGACCUUGACAUUGAUCCAGAACUGAGGAAUAUUGUGACCAUUAAAGCUGGAACGUCCCUAAGACUGUUUAUUCCCAUCAAAGGAAGGCCCACUCCUACCAUCAAGUGGGACAAAGAUGAAGCUGCCCUUAAAGAGACAGCUCAGAUCGAGGUGACCAGCAGUUACACAUCCCUUGUAAUUGACAAGAUGAGCAGAAAUGACAGCGGAAAAUACACUAUCACUGCAGAAAACGCCAGUGGAACCAAAUCUGCAUUUGUUGUUGUCCGUGUUCUCGACACACCUAGUGCCCCUGUUAACUUGAAAGUGAAGGAAAUAACCAACCAGUCGGUGACACUGGCAUGGGAGCCACCUCUGUUAGAUGGUGGAUCAAAGAUCAAGAACUACAUCAUUGAAAAAAAAAACAGAGAAAACAAAAAAAAAAAAAAAGCCGGUCGAAAAAAAAAAAAAGACGGGUGUGGGGGGGGGGGGGGGCCCCCCCGCGGGGGUUGUAGUUACUACUUCAGAGUCCUUGCUGAGAAUGCACAUGGUGUUGGCCUGCCUGCAGCAACUGCAGAUCCUCUUAAGGUCUCAGAGGUGCCCCAAUCUCCAAAGGCCUUGAUUGUUACAGAUCAAACCAAAACAAGCAUCUCUUUGGCAUGGGAGAGGCCUGAAUAUGAUGGUGGUAGCAGAGUCAUGCAGUACCUGCUCGAGGUGCAGCUUAAGGGCCAGGAAAAGUGGAAUGGUGUUAACACAUUUAAGACAAUGGAGGCUACUGUUUCCAAACUGAACCCUGGAGAGGAAUAUCUGUUUAGAGUCACUGCAAUCAAUGAUAAGGGAAAGAGUGACCCCAAAGUCCUUUCUGGUCCUGUGAUGACCAAGGACUUAGUCUUUGAACCAGAUAUUCGACCAGCAUUCAGCAGCUACAGUGUCAAAGUGGGCAAAGACAUGAAAGUUCACAUUCCCUUCUUUGGACGACCUAAGCCAUCAAUCUCAUGGAGUAAAGAUGGAGCUCCUUUGAAGUUCACUACCAGAGUUAACAUUAUCAACACACCAACACAUACAACACUGAGCAUUAAGGAGGCAGCAGGUGAUGAUGGUGGAAUGUACAGUAUAAAUGUUGCUAAUGCAGCUGGAAAGAAGGACACAACAGUUGAAAUCAUUGUCCUUGACAAGCCUGGCCCUCCAUCCGGCCCUGUGAGGUUUGAUGAAAUCACAACACAGAGUGUCACACUUUCAUGGGAUCCACCCAAGCACAAUGGUGGCUGCCAGAUUUCAAACUACAUUGUACAAAAGAGAGAUACUACUACAACAACAUGGGAAAAUUUCAGCAUUAACCAUGCCAGAACAACCAUCAAAGUGCCCAGACUGAAGACUGGAGCCGAGUAUCAGUUCAGGAUCAUUGCUCAGAACCGCUAUGGCAAGAGUCAAGGUCUGGAUUCCUCUGCCGUGGUAGCUCAGUACCCAUACAGAGAGCCAGGCCCACCAGGCACUCCCUUCAUCUCUUCUCUCUCAAGGGACCACCAGAUUGUUGAGUGGCACGAACCUGUCGCAGAUGGAGGCAGUGCUGUCCUUGGCUACCACCUUGAAAGGAAAGAGAGAAAUAGUAUUCUCUGGGUCAAGAUCAACAAAACGCUUCUUCAUGAGCCUUGUUUCAAGAGUUAUCCCUUGGAGGAAGGUAUUGAGUAUGAAUACAGGGUUUAUGCUGAAAAUAUAGUUGGCAUUGGCAGGUGCAGUAAGAUCUCAGAGGGCUGUGUUGCCCGUGACCCAUGUGAUCCUCCUGGCACACCAGAGGCCAUCCAUGUAAACAAAGAUACCAUUGUCAUCCAGUGGACUAAACCAGAGUAUGAUGGUGGCAGUAAUAUAACUGGCUAUACUGUGGAGAAGCGUGAUUUGCCAGAGGGAAGAUGGGUGAGGGCGAACUUCACUAAUGUAAUUGAGACCCAGUUCACUGUCACUGGUCUGACUGAAAAUGCACAGUAUGACUUCAGAGUCAUUGCUAAAAAUGCUGUUGGCACCAUCAGUAAGCCAUCCUACAACAGUGGACCAAUCACUGCAAGUGAUAAAUUGGAGGCACCCAAAUUCUCCAUUGACCCCGCAUUCACCAAGACCAUUAUCAUCAAUGCCGGAGAGACCUUCAAGCUAGAUGCCGAUGUCCGUGGCAAGCCUCUCCCUACAAUUCAGUGGUUCAGGAAUGAAAAACCAAUCGAGAAUACACUCAGACUAGAGAUAAAAGACACUGAAAACCAUGCAAUGAUUGUCAUUAAGGACGCUGUUAGAAUUGAUGGUGGAGUGUACACUCUCCAGCUGACAAAUGAGGCUGGCCAAGAAACAAUUCCAUUCCAGGUUGUGGUUCUAGACAAGCCUAGCCAAUGUGAAGGACCCCUCUACGUCACUGGAGUAGCUGAAGAUAGAUGCACACUGGUAUGGCGUGCCCCACUACAUGAUGGAGGUAGUCCUAUUAAACACUACUUUAUCGAGAGAAGAGAGACCAGCCGUCUAGCUUGGACUGUUGUUUCAAACAGCUGUGAAACCACAAGCUUCAAAGUCACCAAAUUACUUGAAGGCAAUGAGUAUAUGUUCCGUGUCAUGGCAGUAAACAGUUAUGGUGUCAGUGAGCCACUGGUGUCUAGCGGAGUGAUAAUGAAGACUCCAUUUAUUCCUCCUGGUCCACCUCAUAUUGAGGAUGUAUCCAACAUUGCUCAUGAUGGCAUGACCAUCACUUGGUCAGCCCCUCAGACUUGUGGAGGCAGUGAGAUUACCAAUUACAUUAUUGAAAAGAAGGACAGAAAUGGAAUCAAAUGGACCAGAUGCAACAGACAGAAAGUCACUGAUCUUUCGUUUAGAGUUACAGGCCUAACCACCGGCCAUGAAUAUGAGUUUAGAGUGGUUGCUGAGAAUGUAGUUGGAGCAGGAGAGCCAAGCCUUCCAAGUUCAUUCUUCAGGGCCAUUGAUCCCAAGUACAAACCUGGUGCCCCAGCAUAUGUGAAUGUGAUUGACUCUACAAAGAGUUCUAUUACAUUGUCAUGGGGUAAGCCUCUGUCUGAUGGUGGCAGUGACAUUCAAGGAUACAUUGUUGAAGUCUGCAAGGCUGAGGAGGAGGAAUGGACCAUGGUUACUCCACCCACUGGCCUGCGUCUCAACAAAUAUGAAAUUACCAAACUUACUGAGGGUCAGGAGUACAAGAUCCAGGUGUGUGCUCUGAAUAAACUAGGAGUGGGUGAGCCAGCAGCUCUGUCUGGAACAGCUAAGCCAGAGGAAAGGGUGGAGCCACCACAGAUCCAUCUGGACUCUGAUCUAAGGAAGGGCAUCGUUUUGAAAGCUGGUGGAUCUGUUAGAAUACAUAUUCCAUUCAAGGGUAGGCCAACACCUGAGAUUAAGUGGACUAAGGAUGAGGGAGAAGUGUCUGAAAAAGCAGUGAUUGAGAAAGCCCUUAACUUCACCCAGUUGUCCAUUGACUCAUGUGACAGGAGUCACUCAGGAAAAUACAUCCUGAGCCUGACAAACAGCAGUGGCACUGUGUCUGAGUUUGUUACUGUUAAAGUCCUGGAUACACCUGGUGCCCCACAGAAACUUGUGGUUAAAGAAAUCAGAAAGGACUCCAUCACUCUUGAAUGGGAUGCUCCACUGGUUGAUGGAGGUUCCAAAAUUAAGAACUAUGUCAUCGACAAACGGGAAUCAACCAGAAAGACUUUUGCUAAUGUGUCCACAAAAUGCACCAAGACAACAUUCAAAGUAGAGAACCUGGUUGAAGGAGCUAUGUACUACUUCAGAGUCAUGGCUGAGAAUGACUAUGGAAUCGGCCAGGGUGUUGAAACAAAGAUGGCUUCCAAGGCAUCCGAGGUACCACUGCCUGUUGGAUCAAUCUUCCUCACUGAUGUCACCAAAGCCAGUGUCUCACUGGCCUGGGAGAAACCUGAGCAUGAUGGAGGCAGUAGAAUUGGUGGAUACCUAAUUGAGAUGCAACCCAAAGGUACAGAUAAGUGGGGCGUUGCAACAAAUACAAAGACAUGCGAGGGCACUGCCAAAGGCCUCACAGCAGGAGCAGAAUACCUAUUCCGUAUCAUUGCUUACAAUGAGAAGGGAAAAAGUGAGCCAAAGGCACUUGCUGCACCCGUCAUUGCCAGUGACAUGACCAUAGAGCCAAGCAUUAAAAUGCAAUUUAACACCUACAGUGUAUUAGCUGGAAAAGAUUUGAAGUUGGAGUUCCCUGUGAUUGGCAGGCCCAAACCUCAAAUCACCUGGAAUAGGGAUGGUCAGUCUUUGAAAGUGACAUCCAGAGUCAAUGUGAUAAACACUCCAACAACAACUGGAAUUCAAAUAAAUGAGGCAUGCAAGGACGACUUUGGCAAAUAUUCCAUUACAGCAACCAAUAGUGCUGGCACUAUAAAUAAGGAUGUGUCUGUCAUUAUCCUUGAUAAGCCUGGUCCACCAACAGGUCCAGUCAAGGUUGUUGAAGUGAGCAACACCUUUGUUCAUCUCUCCUGGGAGCCACCAGUGUACAUGGGUGGAUGCCAGGUAAAGAACUAUAUAGUAGAGAAGAGAGACACCACCACCACAACAUGGCAGGCAGUCACCACACAGCUCGCUAGAACAGCUUUUAAGGUCACCAAGCUGAAGACUGGUGCAGAAUAUCAGUUCAGAAUCAUUGCUGAAAACAGAUAUGGAAAGGGUGCAUCUCUGGACUCCAAGGCCAUCGUUGUCCAAUAUCCCUACAAACCACCAGGGCCUCCAGGAACACCACAUGUCAAAUCUGCUACGAAGGAAAUGAUGAUCAUUGAAUGGAAUGAGCCAGUCAAUGAUGGUGGUAGUACAGUGAUUGGGUACCAUCUUGAAAACAAGGAGAGAAGCAGUAUUACAUGGAACAAACUGAACAAGUCUCUUAUCACUGAUACUGAGUUCAAGAUCUGCAAUCUUGAGGAGGGGGGUGGAUAUGAAUUCAGAGUGUAUGCUGAAAAUAUUGUUGGCAUCGGCAGAUGCAGUAAAGUGUCUGAGAACUUUGUUGCUCGUGACCCAUGUGAUCCUCCUGGUGCUCCUGAAGCUGUGUCUAUUUCUAAGACCAUAAUCAAGAUUCAGUGGACUAAGCCUCAGUAUGAUGGUGGCAGCAAAGUGAAUGGAUAUAUUGUGGAAAGGAAAGAUCUUUCCUCCCCUGAUGGGCGCUGGGUAAGAGCUAAUUUCACAAAUAUAGUUGAGACUCAGUAUACCGUCACUGGCCUAACAGAGAAUGAGCAGUAUGAAUUCAGAGUUAUUGCAAGAAAUGCAGUCGGAACCUUCAGUGAGCCAUCCGAUAGCUCUGGACCUAUCACUGCUACUGACGAAAUUGAACCACCAAAAGCCUCAAUGGAUCCCAAAUACAAGGAUGUCAUUGUUAUCAAUGCUGGAGAAAACUUGCUUCUUGAUGCAGACAUCUAUGGAAAACCAAUUCCUGAUGUUGCCUGGCUAAAAGAAGGCAAGGAAAUGGACAAAGCACUGCGCAUAGAAGUGAAAACUACACAGAAACGUGCAGCCAUUACUAUUAAAGAUGUAACCAAGCUUGAUAGUGGCCACUAUGACCUCGUCCUCAAAAAUCUGGGUGGUAUAAAAACCUUCCCUAUCACUGUCAAAGUCCUUGAUAAACCAGGUACACCCACUGGACCCAUACAAAUAACAGGAAUCAUGUCUGACAGGUGCACCCUUUCCUGGUCUGAACCAACUCUGGAUGGUGGGGCUAGUAUCACUCACUAUGUUUUGGAGAAAAGAGAGACUAGCAGGUUGUCAUGGACAGUUGCUGCACCAGAUAUCAAGGGUAUGUUCUAUAAACUAACAAAUUUGCUACCUGGAAAUGAAUACAUUUUCAGAGUCAGGGCAGUCAACAAAUACGGUGUAGGUGAUUAUCUCGAAAGUGAACCCGUAAUUACACGCAAUCCUUACAAGGUGCCUAGUGCUCCUGGAACUCCAGAAGCAAGUCAGAUCACAAAGGAGUCUAUGGUUUUGUCAUGGACCGCUCCAGAACAGACCGGUGGAGCUGAAAUUGAAACUUACCACCUUGAAAAACGUGACAAAGAUAGUGUAAGGUGGACAAAAUGCAACAGACAAAAGCUAACUGACAACCACUUCAAGGUCACAGGUCUCAUGACAGACCACUUCUAUGAGUACCGUGUUGCUGCUGAGAAUGAGGCUGGAAUAGGAGACCUUAGUGAAUUGUCCCUAUUCUACAGAGCAUGUAAUUCCACAACACCACCUGGACCUCCACACCAUCCUAAGGUGACAGACUACACAAAGUCUUCUGUUUCUCUGUCCUGGAGUAAACCUGACUUUGAUGGCGGUGCCUACAUAAAGGGCUACAUUGUUGAAACAAGGGAGUAUACACCAAUGCCUGAAUUAACAGAGGAGGCAGAAGUAGCUCCAGCAAUAGACGCACCAGUUGAAAAAGAAUGGACCAUGUGCACUCCACCCACUGGCAUUCAAGCCACUAAACUCACUAUCACAGACCUGAAGGAGGGUGGAGAGUACCAGUUCCGUGUCUGUGCUAUCAACUCUGAGGGAGUAGGGGAGGCUGCUAACGUCCACAGCACUGUGGUUACUUCUGACAGGGCAGAAGCACCAGAGAUUGAGCUGGAUGCUGAUCUUAGAAAGGUGGUAUCUGUCCGUGCUGGUGGAACUCUGCGUCUGUUUGUUGCCAUUAGAGGAAGGCCGGAACCUGCUGUGAAAUGGGAGAAGGUUGAUGGUACUCUCACAGAGCGUGCUGGAAUCGACACCACCAGUUCAUACACCAUGCUUGUCAUUGACAACGUUAACCGCUUUGACAGUGGUAAAUACUCACUUACACUGGAAAACAGCAGUGGUUCAAAAUCUGCUAUUGUUGCAGUGAGAAUUUUGGAUACACCAAGUGCACCACAGAACUUUUUGGUAAAGGAGCUCAAGAAAGAUUCAGUGCUUCUUGCGUGGGAUACACCACUCACUGAUGGUGGUUCUAAAAUCACAAACUACAUUGUAGAAAAGAGAGAGUCUGUCAGGAAGGCCUAUACUACAGUCACCAGCAACUGCUUGACCAACUCAUUUAAGAUUGAAGAGCUUCCUGAGGGUGGCAUGUUCUACUUCAGAGUAUGUGCUGUUAAUGAAUAUGGCCAAGGACAGAUGGUUGAAACCAAAGAAGUCAAAGUGUCUGAGGUACCGCAACCACCAAGCAAAGUUCGCGUUGUAGAUUUGACAAAGACCAGCGUGACACUGGCAUGGGACAAACCUGCUCAUGAUGGUGGAAGCAAAGUAAUGUGCUACAAUGUGGAAUUUAAACCCAAGAGUGGAGAUAAAUGGGGCACAGCAUGCACAGUAAAGGUUCCUGAAGCAACUAUUCCUAAUCUGAGUCCUAAUGAAGCAUAUUUAUUCAGAGUUGUUGCAAUCAAUGAGAAGGGGAAGAGUGAGCCAAAAGAUCUUGGCUUGCCUGUGAUUACAAAAGAUGUUGAAAUUGAACCAUCUGUCAAUUUACUGUUUACUACAUACAGUGUGAAGGCUGGAGAUGACCUCACUCUCGAGGUUCCAGUAAGAGGCAGGCCAAAGCCUGUUGUAUCCUGGAAAAAGGAUAGCCUUCCUCUAAAGCAAACAUCCUCAGUGACCAUCUUAAACACACCAACCUCAUCCAAAAUUAUAAUUAAAGAGGCGAGCAGAGAACAUGUUGGCAAGUAUGAGAUCACCCUAGCAAACACAGCAGGAACAGUCAAUGCAGAUAUUGGAGUGGUUGUCCUUGAUAAACCAGGUCCACCUAAAUGCGUUAAGGUGGAUUCUGUGACGUCAGACAGCAUCACACUGUCCUGGUCUCCACCAGAUUAUGAUGGUGGCUGCUGCAUCAGUAACUAUAUUGUGGAGAAGAGAGACACAAACUCACAAGAAUGGCAAAUGGUAGGGAGUAACGUGGCCAGAACGUCUUUCAAGGCUGGCCGCCUGACGCAUGGAGCUGAGUACCAAUUCCGUAUCUAUGCAGUCAACCGUUAUGGAAAGAGUACAUACCUGGAUUCACCUGGAAUCACUGCUAAGUAUAACUUUAAACAACCUGGACCUCCUUCCACACCUAUAGUGAAGUUGGCCACCAAGUCUUACAUGUUGGUGACUUGGAAUGAGCCAGUCACGGAUGGUGGUAGUCCUGUUCUGGGCUACCAUCUGGAGAGGAAGGAGCGUUCUAGCAUUCUUUGGACAAAGAUGAACAGAGGAAUGAUCAAAGAUACUGAAUACAAAGUCAAUGGAGUUGAAGAGGGUAUGAUGUAUGAAUACCGUAUCUAUGCUGAAAAUAUUACCGGUAUCGGUAAAUGCAGCAAGGCCUGUGAAGCUGUAGCAGCCAGAGAUCCAUGUGAUCCUCCAGGCACACCUGUGGUCACUGCUGUUACCAGAACAACCGUCUCGUUGUCUUGGGAUAAACCUGAGUAUGAUGGUGGAGCCAAGGUUACUGGUUACACCAUUGAACGCAGAGACCUUCCUGAAGGACGCUGGACAAGGUGCAAUUUCACCAAUGUGCCUGAGACCCACUAUGAUGCGACAGGCCUUACAGAGAACAGCCAGUAUGACUUCCGCAUCAUUGCUAAGAAUGCAGCUGGAGUGUUCAGCGGUCCAUCUGACCGCACUGGUCCCAUCACUGUCAAGGAUGAUGUGGAACCACCACGCAUUAUGAUGGAUGUCAAGUUCAGAGAGACAUUGCUUGUGAAAGCAGGAGAAACUCUGAAGAUUAACGCUGACCUUGCUGGACGUCCUGCCCCUGUCAUUUCCUGGACAAAGGAUGGCAAAGAGAUUGAGCUGAGAGCCAGAAUCCAGAUUGUUUCAACAGAUACCAGUACUUCCCUCAUUGUGAAGGAUUGCAUCAGAAGAGAUUCUGGACAGUAUGCCCUAACUUUACAGAAUAUUGGUGGAAAAGUCUCCAUGCCAGUACACUGUUUGAUUCUAGAUAAGCCAGGACCUUCAGCAGGACCGCUUCAGAUCACAGGUCUCACAGCUGAGGCAUGCACUCUGUCAUGGGGUCCUCCUCAGGAGAAUGGUGGUGCUGACAUCACACAUUACAUUGUUCAGAAGCGUGAGACCAGCAGCUUGGCAUGGACAGUGGUUAAGGCAGACGUCACAAACACAUACCACAAAGUCACAGGACUAAUGAAGGGGAACGAAUAUAUCUUCAGGGUUAUGGCUGUCAACAAGCACGGAGUUGGUGAGGUUCUGGAUAGUGAUGUUGUAAAGAUUACAGAUCCAUACACUGUUGCCACUGCUCCAACAAGUGUUGAUGUCACUACCAUAACUGGAGAUUCAAUGACCCUCACCUGGUGCAAGCCAGCCAAUGAUGGAGGCAGCCCCAUCAUUGGAUAUGUGAUUGAGCGCCGUGAGAAGACAGGUAUGCGCUGGGUCCGUGUGAACAGAGAUCCAGUUGUUGAAUGUACAACAGUAGCAACCAAACUGCGCAAGGGUUGUGAGUAUGACUUCAGAGUUUAUGCUGAAAAUGAAGCUGGUUUGAGUCCUCCAAGUGAACGAUCUGCAACAUUCAGAGCAUUGGAUGCUCUGGUUGUUCCUUCUCGCCCAACAAAGCCAAAGAUUGUCACUUCAACCACAGGCAGCGUGUCCAUUGUCUGGAAACCACCAACCAAUGAUGGUGGUGCUUCAAUCCUUGGAUACAGUGUAGAAUACAGAGACUACAUUGAAAAACCAGAGCCAGAGGUUGAGGGAGAAGAGGAAGAAUAUGAGGAAGAAUAUGAGGAUGAGGAGGAAGAGGAGAUUCCUGAAUCACCUGAAGAACUAGCAAGAUGGGUUGAAGCUAUCCCUCUUACCAAGAGCUUGGAGUUCACAAUUACUGGACUUAAGACAGAUGCAAAAUAUGAAUUCUGUGUCAAAGCAAUAAACAAAGUUGGCAGCAGCACGCGUAGCCUAUAUUCAGAUGCUGCUGCAGCAAUGGACAGAACUGCAGAGCCAUCGUUUGAUGUUGACAUUGAAAUGCGUAAAGUACUUAUUGUCAAGCAUGGCACAGCAUUUACUCUCAAAGUACCAUUCAAGGGCAAACCUGUGCCAUUAGUGGAAUGGGCCAAGGAGGGCGUGGAUCUAAAGGUCAGAGGAACUAUUGACUCAACAGAAUCCAGCACUUCACUGACCAUUGAGAAGUCAACCAGAAAUGACUCUGGAGAAUACAGUGUCACCAUUGAAUCACCGUUGGGAAAAGCAACAUUGCCCAUGGUUGUCAAGGUCCUCGACUCACCAGGACCUCCUGUCAAUGUUAAAGUAUCUGCAGUGACCAGGGAUUCUGCAACCCUCACUUGGGAAGCUCCAGAGAAUGAUGGUGGUGAUGCAGUAAAGUCCUACCAUGUUGAAAAACGUGAGGCCAGUAAGAAGGCCUGGGUGUCUGUGACCAGCAACUGCCACGCACUGACUUACAAGGUGGAAGACUUGCAGGAGGGAGCCAUGUAUUACUUCAGAGUUAUUGGAGAAAAUGAGCAUGGAGUGGGUGUUCCUGAGGAGGCCAAGAGUGGGACAAAGAUAACAGAGGUACCAAGUAUGCCCAUGAAACUUGGAGUUGCAAAUGUUACCAAGGACAGCGUUACCAUUGCCUGGACAAGACCAGAAUACGAUGGUGGCAGCAGGGUCACUGGUUACCUGAUUGAUGCCCUGGAGAAGGGACAGACCAAGUGGGUGAAGUGUGCCACUGUGCGGACCAUGACCCACACUAUCAAGAGCCUGAGGGAGUGUGCAGAGUAUUACUUCAGAGUCCGUGCUGAGAACCAUGCUGGACUCAGUGAACCGAAGGAGAUGAUCGUACCAGUCAUUGUCAAGGAAAUACAUGAGGCUCCAGAGUUUGACCUGAAGAACUACCCUAAGAAUACAGUUUAUGUGAGAGCAGGAGCCAACCUGACCUUUGAGAUUCCUCUCACCGGCAGACCCAUGCCUAAGGUGACUAUGUCCAAGAACAACGUUGUCAUCAAGGGAUCUAAGAGGCUGCUAACAGAAGUAACCCCAGACAGUUUAUUCAUCACCCUGAAUGAAAGCAUUGCAACUGACGCUGGCAAAUAUGAAGUCACUGCCUCAAAUGUGGGAGGAACUACCAAGAUCUUUAUCAUCUUCGUUGUACUGGACCGACCCGGACCUCCGAUUGGUCCAGUCGAGAUUGGAGAGAUCGGAGAGACCUCAGUAUGUCUGAAGUGGGCUUAUCCAGAAUAUGAUGGUGGCAGUCCUGUUACCAACUUCAUUGUUCUGAAACGUGAAACCAGCACUCCUAACUGGUCAGAGGUGUCGACUAGCAUUGCCAGAAGCUCAAUCAAGGCGACAAAGCUGACCAAGGGAGAGGAGUAUCAGUUCAGAAUCAAGGCUGAGAACCGCUUCGGGGUCAGUGACCAUAUUGACACCAAGCCAGUCAUGAUAAAGCUUCCAUACACCAUUCCUGGACCUCCGUCCACACCAUGGCUCAGCUACGUCUCCAGAGAGAGCCUGACAGUCUGCUGGAACGAGCCGGUCAACGAUGGUGGAAACGCUGUGAUUGGAUAUCAUCUCCAGAUGAAGGAGAGGAGCAGCAUCCUUUGGCAGAAGGUCAACAAAACCGCAAUCUCAGGGAACCAGUGGCGAGUCACAAACAUCUGCCCUGGCCUUAUCUAUGAAUUCAAGGUGGCCGCUGAAAAUGCCGCCGGUAUCGGAAAGCUGAGCAAGACCUCCGAAGAGGUGCUUGCUAUUGAUGCCUGCGAGCCUCCAGCAAAUGUCCAUAUCACAAAAGUCACCAAGAACUCGGUCAGCCUGGCCUGGCAGAGGCCUCCGUACGACGGUGGCAGCAAGAUUUCCGGCUACAGCGUGGAGAGAAGGGACGCUAACAGCAACAGAUGGGUUAAGGCCAACUUCACAAACAUCAUCGACAUGGGCUUCACUGUCUCUGGACUGAACCAGGACGAGUCUUACGAGUUCAGAGUAUAUGCCAAGAACGCUGUCGGGUCCGUUAGCAACCCAUCUCUCAUUGCUGGCCCAGUCACUUGUGUGGACUCAACUGGCUCCCCAACCAUUGACCUCCCUCCAGAGUACCUGGAUGUGGUUCAAUUCAAGGCCGGAGCUUCAGUUAAGCUCAGAGUCGGAAUCAUUGCCAAGCCUCUGCCAACCAUUGAGUGGCUCAAGGAUGGAAAGGAGCUAGUAUCAAGCUCUAAGCUGUCUGUUGAAAGCACAACAGACUCUUCUGCUGUUCUGAUCAAGGACGCAGCUCGCUUUGACACUGGCUCGUAUGAGAUCAAGAUCAAGAAUGUUCUGGGCUCAGCAUCUGCAACCAUCAAGAUUGAAAUCCUAGAUAAACCUGGACCCCCAGCAGGCCUCAUUAACUUCAACUCCAUCACAGCAGACAAGAUAAUGUUCAGCUGGGAGCCUGUUCCUGAGUCUGACCAGGGAGGUUUCAAAGUGACCCACUACAUUGUUGAGAGGCGCGAAACCAGCCGAGUAGUCUGGUCGACAGUUUCAGACCAUCUGGAGGCGACACACGUCACCGUCAGCAAGCUGUUGCGUGGAAACGAGUAUGUCUUCCGCGUCAUGGCCGUUAACAAGUUUGGAGUUGGAGAGCCACUGGUGUCGGAGCCAGUCAUCGCUAAGAACGCCUUUGUAACUCCUGGGCAGCCUCAUACUCCUGAGGUAAACAUCAUCACCAAAUCCACCAUGGUGGUAGAAUGGGGCAAACCAGGCGUAGACGGAGGAAGCAUGGUCACAGGCUACUACCUGGAGAGACGCGACAAGAAGAGCCUGCGCUGGAUCCGAGUUUACAAAGACCCAAUAACUGGCAUCAAACAGACAGUCUACCAUCUGACAGAAGGAAACGAGUACCAGUAUCGCGUCUGUGCCAUUAACAUGGCCGGAGAGGGACCGUUCUCUGAAGUGUCAGACUACUACAAGGCUGCUGACCCAGUUGAUCCACCAGAUGAGCCUUGCAAGCUGAAGGUGGUGGACUCCACCAAGACGUCCAUCACUUUGGGCUGGUUCAAGCCCGAAUGGGAUGGAGGCAGUGAGGUCACCAGCUACAUGCUCGAGAAGCUUGUUGAGGGAGAGGAAGAAUGGGCUAUGAUUACCUCUAAGGGAGAGGUCAAGACAACAGAAUACACAGUUCACGACUUAAAACCAGAUGUCAACUACUUCUUCAGAGUCACUGCUGUCAACUGUGCCGGCCCUGGAGAGCCGCUGGAGAUGACCGAGCCUGUGCAAGCUAAGGAUAUCCUGGAGGAGGCCCAGGUUGACUCAGAUGUGGCCAUGAGAACUCACUACAUCGUGAAGGCUGGCAAGGAUGUGGAGCUGUCUGUUCCUCUGAAGGGCCGCCCGGCUCCCAGUGCUUCCUGGAGUAAGGGAGAAGAAUGCAUUGAUCAAGACCCAAAAUAUGAGUUCCACCACUCCGACACUACCACAGUCCUUGUUAUGCGUGAGGUGACCAGGCUCGACACCGGAAAGUACACCGUGAAGAUAGAGAAUGGUGUGGGAGAGCCAAAGACGCUGACGCUGUCCGUAAAGGUCCAGGAUACUCCAGCUCAGUGCAGGAACCUGGUCCUGAAGGAGGUGACACGUGGAAAGGUAAUUCUCAGCUGGGAGCCUCCACUCCUCGAUGGUGGUGCCGAGAUCACAAACUACGUUGUUGAAAAGAGGGACUCGUCCAAGAGAUCCUUCUCUGCAGUUACAAGCAAAUGCACAGAAACAACUUACACCAUCGAAGACCUCUCAGAGAAGACAUCCUUCUUCUUCCGCGUGUUAGCAGAGAAUGAGAACGGUAUUGGUGAUCCGUUGGAAACACUUGAUCCUGUGAAGGCAACAGAGACUCCAGGACCAGUCAAGGAGGUUUCUAUGAAGGAUUCGUCCAAAACAUCUGUCACUCUGCAGUGGCUGAAGCCCGAUUAUGACGGGGGCAGCAUUAUCUCUGACUACGUCAUUGAAAAGAAGCUCAAGGACGAGGAAUGGUCAAUGGGAGGAGCCAGCAGAACGUGUGAGUUCGAGGUCAAGAAACUCAAGGAGCACUCGGAAGUGUUCUUCAGAGUUGCCGCCAGGAAUGAGAAGGGAAAGGGAGACUUUGUUGAGAUUGGGCCUAUCAAGGUCAUCGACUACAUUAUCACACCUGAGGCGAGCCUUGCAGAGUACCCAGAUGGCUGCAUCAAAGUUCGUCUGGGUCACAACGUGCACAUCGAGCUGCCAUACAAAGGUAAACCCAAACCUUCUGUCCUGUGGCUAAAGGACAACCUGCCUCUGAAGGAGAGCGACCAAAUCCGCUUCAAGAAGACAGAAAACAAAGUCACUCUGAUGAUUAAGAAUGUCAUAAAGGAGAACGAGGGUAAAUACACCCUGACGCUUGACAAUAAGGUCAACAGGAGAUCCUUCCACAUCCAUGUGAUCACACUCGGACCACCAUCAAAGCCUGUUGGACCCAUCCGUCUGGAUGAAGUGAGAGCGGAGAGCAUCAUGAUCUCCUGGGACGAACCUAAUGAUUAUGGCGGUGGAGACAUCACCUGCUACAGUGUAGAGAAGCGUGACACCUCGCAAUCAGACUGGAAGAUGGCGUGCUCCAGUGUACAGGAUACUGAGUUCAGGGUCCCCAACCUGAUCAAGGGUGUCCAGUACCAGUUCAGAGUGUGCGCUGAGAACAGAUACGGCGUCAGCGAGCCUCUGGUUUCACAGUCGGUCAUCGCCAAGCACCAGUUCAGGCCUCCAGGACCACCAGGCAAGCCUUUCGUGUUCAACGUCACAAACGAUGGCAUGACCAUCCAAUGGGAGCAGCCCAUUUAUGACGGCGGGACGCCCAUCCAGGGCUUCCAUGUGGAGAAGAGGGAAAUGAACAGCAUCAUGUGGCAAAAGGUGAACACGGUGGUGGUCAAAGGAACAGAAUACAGGAUCUCAGAGCUCAUUGAAGGUCUCGAGUACUCCUUCAGAGUCUACGCACAGAAUGAUGCUGGCUUCAGCCGAAUGAGUGACGAGAGCAAGCCAACCAUGGCUGUCAGUCCUGUUGAUCCUCCUGGCCAGCCCGACUACAUCGAUGUGACUAGUGACUCAGUAACACUGAAAUGGGAUGCACCCAAACGUGAUGGUGGUAGCAAGAUUACGAGCUACAGCAUUGAGAAACGCCAAGGAAAAGGCCGCUGGUUUAAGGCCAACUUGACUGAUGUACACGACUGCCAGUACACUGUCACUGGGUUGGCAACAAAUGAACGCUAUGAGUUCAGAGUGACCGCGAGAAAUGCCAUUGGUGUCGUCAGUCCUCCCUCCAACUCCUCUGGCUUGAUUGUGGUCAGAAGUGAGAACGCUUGUCCAAACAUUGAGUUUGGCCCAGAGUACUUUGAGGGUUUGACAGUCAAGGCGGGAGACAACAUCCGGCUGAAGGCGACCAUCACUGGACGCCCUGUUCCCAAGGUUGUCUGGUACAGAGACGGUGUUGUGGUUACCAAAAAGAUGAUGGACAUUAUCAACGUAGCUGGAUCCAGCACGCUGUUUGUCAGAGAUGCUGAUCGUACACACAGCGGCCUCUACACUGUGGAGGCUACAAACGGAUCUGGAAGCAAAAAGCAGGACAUCCUUGUUCAAGUCCAAGACACACCUGGGGAGCCAGUAGGACCCAUCACUUUCAGCAACAUCUCCGAGGGUAAGUGCACUCUGUCCUGGAACCCACCAGAGAACGACGGCUGCUCAGAGAUUUCGCAUUACAUCAUUGAGAAGCGCGAGACUGCCAAGAUCUCCUGGGCUUUGGUGUCUGACGAAUGUCAGGAGUGCACUUUCAACGCGACUAAGCUUAUCAAGACCAAUGAGUACCAGUUCAGGGUCUCUGCUGUGAACAAGUUUGGAGUUGGCAGACCUAUGGAAUCCAGCCCCAUCAUUGCACAGAUGCAAUACACUACUCCUGACUCUCCAGGCACUCCUGAUGCUACCGAUGUGACAGGAGAGAGCAUCACGCUGUCCUGGACUCCUCCAACAUCUGACGGAGGAAAUCCCGUUCAAUAUUACAUUCUGGAGAAACGAGAAAAGAAGACUGUCAAGUUCUACAAGGUGAUCACCAAGAAGCCCAUCAUCGAAUGUGCUCACAAGGUGCUCAACUUGACAGAGGAUAUGGAAUACGAGUUCCGUGUCAUGGCCGUGAACGACGCCGGUGUUGGAGCUCCAAGCAACGUUUCUCUACCCAUCAAAGCCGCUGAGCCAAAGGAUAUUCCUUGUGCUCCAUCUGUGGUCUGCGUCUCUGACUCCACCAACACCUCUGUCAGUUUGGAGUGGUCCAGGCCUGCGGACGAUGGAGGCAUGGAGGUCCUAGGCUACAUUAUUGAGAUGGUGAAGGGAGAAGAUACCGAAUGGAAGGCUGUUAGGGAGGAGCUAGUGGCGGAAACCACUUACACAGUGACUGGUCUAGAGACAGGAGCUGAGUACAAGUUCCGUGUCGCAGCAGUUAAUCACAUCGGUAGAGGCGAGGAGAAGGAGAUUGCAGAACCGGCUCAGGCUGUGGACAGGCUAACACCGCCACAGGUGGAUAUCGAUGCAAAUUUCAAGCAAACACACAUUGUCAAGCCUGGAGGUUCAGUGUGCUUGUGCGUCAACUUCAGAGGAAAGCCAAUUCCCACUGCCAUCUGGGUGAAGGAAGACGGAGAGCUGGGUGUUAGGUCUGAGAUCAUAACUACAGAUGAGUACAGUUCUUUAAGCAUUGAAGGCUGCUCGAGAAACGAUACAGGAAAAUACACGGUUAACCUAGAGAAUUCUAGUGGCAGCAAAGCCGUUACGUUCAACGUAAAAGUGAUGGACACUCCUGGGCCUCCACAAGGUGUCGCCUUCAAGGAGGUGUCCAGAGGCACGGUUACACUUAUCUGGGAGCCUCCUUUGAACGAUGGCGGAGCACGAAUCCAACACUAUAUUGUCGAGAAGCGGGAGGCUAGCCGCCGCACUUGGCAGCAGUCUGGUGGAAAUUGCAAGCAGCAUAUCCUGAAGAUCCAGGACCUGCUGGAGGGAGUGCCGUACUUCUUCAGAGUCUCCGCCGAGAACCAUCACGGCGUGGGAGAGGCAUUUGAGCUGAUCGAGCCUGUCAUUGCCACCGCAGAGCCCGCAUCUCCAAAGAGAUUGGACAUAGUUGACACCACAGAUAGCUCUGUGACGCUGGGCUGGCUGAAACCAGAGCAUGAUGGCGGCAGCCGCAUCCAGGGUUACUUCAUCGAGGCUAAACCAAAGGGUACAGACAAAUGGAUAGUGGUUGGUAACACCACUAAUCUUACAUAUGUGAUUGAAAAGCUCAACAAGGGCGAUGAGUAUGACUUCCGUGUCAAGGCAAAGAAUGAAUCCGGCUACAGCGUGCCCAAGGAAACUCUGGCUCCUGCGCUGGUCAAAGAGCCUCACAUCGAACCAGCUGCGGACCUCCGUGAGAUUACCGACCAGCUUAUCACAUGCAGAUCUGGCAGUACGUUCACCAUUGAUGUUCCCAUCAGUGGUAGACCUGCUCCAAAGGUCUCCUGGAAGCUGGAAGAGAUGAGGCUCAAGAACUCAGACAGAGUCACCAUCAAAACAACGAAGAACAGAACCAGCAUCUCCGUCAAGGAGGCCAUGAGAGGAGAUGGCGGUAAAUACUAUCUGACGCUGGAGAACGUGGCAGGAACAAAGACCUUCACUGUUGAAGUUAACGUCACAGGUAGACCCAGUCCUCCAGUCGGACCCAUCGAAAUCUCAAACAUCACCGCAGAGUCCUGUGUCGUUAAUUGGCAACCACCGGAGGAUGAUGGCGGUACAAAAAUCACCAACUACAUCGUGGAGAAGCGUGAGUCUGGCUCCACUGCCUGGCAACUGAUCAACUCCAGCGUGAAGCGCACAUCUCUCGAUGUUGGUCACCUGACCAAGUACAUGCAGUACACAUUCAGGGUCUCUGCCGAGAAUAUAUUUGGUGUCAGCAAGUCCACCGAGUCUGAGACAAUCGUAGCAGAGCAUCCCUACACACCUCCUGGUCCACCAACAAGGCCCACGGUCUUCAACGUUACUGCUAACUCAAUGACCCUGAAGUGGGAGGAGCCCUACCAUGAUGGCGGAAGCAAGGUGACAGGCUACUGGAUCGAGAAGAAGGAGAGGAAUAAUAUCCUGUGGGUGAGGGAUAACAACAUUCCUUGCUUUGAGUGCUACUGCAAGGUGGAAGGCCUGGUUGAAGGCCUGCAAUACCAGUUCAGGGUGUACGCCAUGAACAGCGGCGGCCUGAGCAAAGCCAGUGAGGCCUCCAAGGGAGCCAUUGCUCAAAACCCAGUUGAUCCACCAAGUAAACCAGAAGUCACAAAUGUUACAAGAAGCACCGUGUCCCUCAAAUGGUCGUCUCCACUGAACGAUGGAGGCAGUCCGAUCGUGGGCUACAUCAUUGAGCGCAAGCCGUACACUUUGACCGGCGAGGGCCGCUGGCUCAAGUGUAACUACACCAAUGUGACCGACACUUUCUACACUGUCACUGCCCUGGGAGAGGGAGAGCCCUAUGAGUUCAGAGUCAUUGCCAAGAAUGCCAACCAGGUCUUCAGCAUGCCGUCAGAGUCCACUGGCUCUGUGCAGUGCAAGACCGACUUCGAGCCUCCAAAGGCUUUGUUGAACAGCAAACUCCUGUCUGAAACUGUCAUGGUCAGAGCUGGUUCAGACCUGGUUCUGGAUGCUGCAGUGGGAGGCAGGCCGGACCCCAAGGCUCACUGGGCAAAGGGCAACAGGGAUCUGGAGUUGUGUGAAAAGUACCACCUGCAGUACACCCCCACCAGGGCUAUGGCCAUCAUCAAGUUCUGCGACAGAGAUGACACUGGAAAGUACAUCCUCACAGUCAGGAACGUAAGCGGAACCAAGACUGCUGAGGUCAACGUCAAAGUUCUCGACACCCCCGGUAUAUGCGAAGGCAGCAUUGAGAUCAGCAAGAUCACAGAGGAGUCGUGCACACUGAGCUGGAAGCCUCCUCUGGAGGACGGCGGCGACGAGGUUACCCACUAUAUCGUGGAGAGGCGCGACACCAACAGACUCACCUGGGUCAUCAUGCACGCUGAAUGCAAGGAGCUGACCUGCGACAUCACCGCACUGUUCAAGAACACCGAAUACCUGUUCAGGGUCCGGGGCGUCAACAAGUACGGAGCUGGAGUCUACCUGCAGUCAGAGCCCAUGAUCGCCAGAAACACUUUCACUGUGCCAUCUCAACCUGGCACUCCAGAGAUCCUGGCGUCAGGAAAGGACUUUGCCACCAUCGAGUGGCUGAAGCCAGAAAGCGAUGGCGGCAGCCCUCUGAUCCACUACCUGGUGGAGAGGCACGAGAGAAAGAGCGCCCGCUGGGUGAAGGUGAACAGGGACGGAGCUCACCUGGACACCAUGCUAAAGGUUUCCGGUUUAACCGAAGGCAACAUCUACCAGUUCAGAGUGACGGCCAUUAACAAGGCUGGAGAAAGCGAACCCAGCGAGGUUUCUCUGUAUGUCGUCUGCAGACCACCGAAAUGCACCCCUAGUUCUCCUUCUAUCCCUCGUAUCACCGACACCCACGCUGACAGCAUCAGUCUGGCCUGGUCGCGUCCUGUGGAGGACGGAGGCGCUGAUGUGAUGGGCUACAUCCUGGAGAUGCAGGAAGCCGGUGCAGAGGAAUGGAAGAAGGCUCACGAAAAGACCCUGCGUGCUGCAGAGCAUGUGGUGACUGGACUUUCUGCAGGCAAGAAGUACUGCUUCAGAGUGGCUGGCGUCAACAUUAACGGUACUGGAGACUUCAGUGAACCGUGUGCUGAGACGGAGCCAGUGGAGAGAAUCGAAACUCCUGACUUUGAGCUCCACGAUGAUCUGAAGAAGACCAUCUGCCUGCGUGCCGGUGGAUCCCUCCGCCUGUUCGUGAACGUCACCGGUCGUCCCGCUCCUGCCAUUACUUGGAGCAAGCCUGGUGUCGACCUCCACAACAGAGGCUUCAUUGAAGUCACCAAGUCAUCCACCCAACUCAUCAUCGACCGGGUCCACCGCUACGAUGCUGGCAAAUACACGCUGGUGGCCGAGAAUCCUGCCGGGAAACAGGAAGUCAACAUUCUGGUCAAGGUCUACGACACUCCUGGACCACCUGGAGCAAUCAAGAUCAAGGAGUUGACCAAGGAGUCUGCAACCAUUUCCUGGGAAGCCCCAACCGUGGACGGCGGUGCUCCAGUCAACAACUACAUCAUCGAGAGGCGCGAGGCGUCCAUGAGAGCCUACAAGACCGUCACCUCCAAGUGCAGUAAGACGUCUUACAAGAUUGACGGCCUGAUGGAGGGCAUGCUGUACUACUUCCGGGUCCUCCCAGAGAACAUCUACGGUAUUGGCGAGCCCUGCGAGACUCCCGACGUCAUCCUGGUUUGUGAGGUGCCUCUGCAGCCACACAAGCUGGAGAUGAUCGACGUCACCAAGAGCACCGUCACGCUGGGCUGGGAGAAGCCCGAGCACGAUGGUGGCAGCAGACUGACAGGCUACGUCAUUGAAGCCUGCAAGUUCGGCACCGACAAGUGGAUGAAGGUGGCCACACUGAAGACCACUGACUUCGAGCACACCAUUGAGAAGCUGAACGAGGGCGAGCAGUACUUGUUCAGAAUCAAAGCAGUCAACAGCAGAGGAGCCAGCGAGCCCAAAGAGCUUGUUACUGCCAUCACUGUACUGGAACAGAGAGUGAUGCCUGUGGUGGACUUCUCCAGUAUUCCUCAGAAGGUGGUGAAUGUCCUGGCCGGAAAGACUCUGGAUUUGGACCUGCCCAUCGUCGGCAGGCCUCCUCCUGUCUGCUCCUGGUACUUCAGCGAUAAUAAGAUGAAAAACACAGACCGCAUCAAGAUCAAGAGUACUGGCAAGUUCUCCAAACUGACCAUGUCAGACACCACUAUCAACGACUCUGGUGACUACAGCCUGGAGGUGAAGAACGCCGUUGGUGUAAUCACCGAGAUCAUCAAAGUCGUCAUCCUCUCUAAACCUGAUGAACCAAGCGGACCCAUCAGGUUUGAUGAGAUCGAUGCUACCACCGUCACCUGCAGCUGGGAUCCUCCAGCCAGAGAUGGCGGAGCUCCCAUCAGUGGCUACGCCGUGGAGCAGCGUGAUGCUCACAGACCCGGCUGGGUGCCCGUCUGCGACUCUGUUAGCCGACCAACCUUCAAGUUUGAGAACCUGAUUGAGGGAGAUGAGUACGUCUUCCGUGCAGCUGCCAUUAAUAACUAUGGCACCGGAGAGUUCCUGCAGUCUGAGAUCGUCACCUGCAAGAGCAUGACAAAUGUGCCUGGACCUCCUGGCCGUCCAACCAUCUUUGAUGUUUCUCGUGACGGCAUGACCGUGGCUUGGAACCCGCCAGAAGAAGACGGUGGCCUUGAGGUUUCUGGAUACAUUAUCGAGCGUAAAGAAGUCAGGUCUGACAGAUGGGUGCGUGCCAACAAGAAUCCCAUCACUAUGACGAGAUACAGGUCGACAGAUCUGAUUGAGGGCCUGGAGUACGAACACAGAAUCACUGCCAUCAAUGCCAGAGGAAUGAGCAAACCAAGUCUGCUGUCCAAACCUGCGGUGGCAACAGAUCCCAUCGAUCCACCUGGCUGUCCUCAGAACCCGAGGAUCACCGAUACCACAAAAUCCUCUGUGUCGCUGGCUUGGAGUCCUCCCGACGAGGAGGGAGAUGCAAGGGUGGAUGGCUACCUGAUAGAGAUGCAGAAGGUGGGCACCAUGGCCUGGAUCAAGUGCAACACCACACCGUCUCUGAUCUGCGAGUAUACGCUGACCAAAAUGCCACAAGGAGAGGAGUUCAAAUUCCGUGUGAUGGCCUGCAAUGCCGGCGGCUCCGGAGAGCCUGCUGAAGUGCCUGGAACUGUCUGUGUGACUGAGAUGCUUGAACCUCCUGACUAUGAACUGGAGCUGAAAUACAAAGACGUGUAUGUGGUACGCCAAGGAGGCGUGGUUAGACUCUCUUUGCCCAUCAAGGGUAAACCUCACCCAACCUGCACAUGGUCAAAGGACAGCGGUGCAAUCUCCGCUGCGGCCAUGAUCGCCUCCACAGAGGACGCCAGCGAGUUGGUGAUCAAAGGAGCCGAGAGAAGUGACUCUGGAGUGUAUGACCUCCUGCUGGAGAACAGGGUUGGCAAGAAGAAGGCCCAGAUCAAGGUGAAGGUCAUCGGCCGCCCAAGCGCUCCAGAAGGACCACUGGUCUUUGAGGAGAUCCAGGCCAACUCUGUCAAGGUGUCCUGGAAGACGCCCACAGAUGACGGUGGCUCGGAGAUCCUGGGUUACAUCGUAGAAAGACGUGAGGCGGCCAGAAACGCCUGGUACACCGUGGAUUCAAGAGUGACGGACACUCAGCUGCUUGUCAAGGGCCUGAGGGAGGGAACAGAGUACCACUUCAAGGUCACCGCUGAAAACUCCUUCGGUAUCAGUACCUCUCUGAAAUCAGAGCAGCCACUGGUGCCAAAGACUCCUCUCUGUGCCCCUGAGCCUUCAAGCACCCCACCAGAGAUCAUGGACGUCACCAAGAGCUCCGUGGCGUUGGCCUGGUCCAGACCAAAAGACGACGGGGGUUCUACUAUCACCGGCUACUUUGUUGAGUACAAGCUGGUGUCCGCUGAGACGUGGUCCCGCCACCAGACCAAGAUUGCCUCCACCAUGUUUACUCUGCCUGGACUCACCCCUGACGCAGAGUACCAGUUCUGCAUCGUUGCUGUCAACAGCAUUGGCGAGAGCGAGGCUGGUCCUGUGUCUGACCCGGUCACAUGCAAGGAUCCAUUUGACAAGCCAAGUCAACCAGGCGAGAUCGACACAGUGAACGUGACAAAGAGCGCCAUCGCCAUACGCUGGCAAGCUCCAGAGUGCGAUGGUGGAAAGCCAGUCCUGGGCUACUGGGUGGAGUACAGGAAGUCCAUUGAGAGCACCUGGAAGAAGUCCAACAAACAGAGACUGAAGGAGAAGGAGUUCACCAUGCCUGGCCUGGCAGAGGCCACCGAGUACGAGUUCAGAGUGUUUGCUGAGAACGAGACUGGAAUGAGUCGACCUCGUAGGACCGCCACAUGCAUCAGGACCAAACUGAGUGUUGAAACUGAACCAGGCCUGAGAAAGGAAAUGGAUGAAGUAACUGUCAAGCUUGGCCAGCCUGCUGUCAUGAAGUGCCAGAUUAUUGGUAGACCCAUCCCUGACAUCAAGUGGUAUCACACCGGCAAGGAGAUUGUUGAGUCUCGCAAGUACGAAAUGAGCUCUGACGGCCGCAACCACUCUCUGUCCAUCAUGACGGAUCAACAGGAGGAUGAGGGAGAGUACACCUGCAAGGGAAUUAAUGACGCCGGAGAAGCAGAGACCACAGGCGUUCUCGUGUUGGAGGCCCCUGCGUCCUUCAAUCCAGACUACCCACUGAAGGAAACCUACUACGCCGGCCUGGGAUCCACUCUGCGCAUCCAUGCUGUCUACAUUGGCCGUCCUGAGCCAAAGAUCAUGUGGCUGCAUGGGGCAAAGACCCUUGAAAACACAGACGAUCUCAGCAUUGAGACCACAGAGCACUACACACACCUGGUGAUAAAGAACGUGCAGCGCAGACUCCACGGAGGCAAAUACAGAAUCAGACUGCACAACCACUUCGGCAGGUCUGAAGCUGCAUUCAACGUUGAGAUUUAUGACAAACCUGAUCUGCCUCAGGGUCCAAUUGUGCUGGAAGCCCUCCUGAAAAACUCUGUCAUCAUCAGCUGGAAGGCUCCCAAAGAUGACGGAGGCUGCAUGAUCACCAACUACAUUGUGGAGAAGCGUGAGGACAAGGAGGGCACUGAGUGGGAACUGGUGUCUUCAUCCAUCAAUGGCAUAUCUUGCCGUGUGCCCAACCUCAUUGACGGUGCCGGAUACUUCUUCCGUGUGUAUGCCCAGAAUCGCUAUGGCAACAGCGAACCACUGGAGCUCACUUCCCCUAUCCUUAUCAAGAGCCAACUGGAGAAACCAUCACCUCCUCUGUCGCCAGUUGUUUCUGGAAUCACCAAGGACUCCUGCGUGGUUUCCUGGAAGCCUCCACUCAGUGACGGUGGCUCCAAGAUCAAGUGCUAUUGCCUUGAGAAAAAGCAAAAGAAGGACAAGAAAGAAUGGGGUGAAUGGACUCCGGUGACCAAGGACGAAAUCAAACAGACGGUGUUCUCCGUCAAGCGUCUGACCGAGGGUGUUGAGUGUAUCUUCCGUGUGAAGUGCGAGAACCUCGGGGGACAGAGCGACUAUAGCGAAGAGACGGCUCCCAUCGUUCCAGCCACAGCCGUCGAUAUCCGUGCUCCUGCCUUCAAGGAAGAACUGAGGAACAUGAGCGUCAAAUACAAGAGCAAUGCUACCAUGGUCUGCAAGAUCACAGGGCAGCCCAAGCCUGUGAUUAAAUGGUUCAGACGAGGAAAGGAGGUCCACUCUGAUGGAAAGAAGAUCAAGAUACAGGAAUUCAAGGGGGGUUACCACCAGCUGGUCAUCACCGAGGCUGAUGAGGAAGACUCCACUGUGUACCAGAUCAGGGCCACCAACCAGGGAGGCUCCAUCUGUGCGACCAUCUCUCUGGACGUUGAAAUCCCUGCCAAGAUCAACCUGCCAAAGAACCUGAAGGACAAGGAAGCCAUCCCUGCCCUGCGUGGAGAAGUAGUCAAUAUCAAGAUUCCUUUCACCGGCAAACCAGAUCCUGUCAUCACAUGGCAGAAGGGACAAGAUCUUAUCGACAGCAAUGGCCACUACCAGGUCAUCGUCACUAGAUCGUUCACUUCUUUGGUGUUCACCAAUGGAGUGGAGAAGAAGGAUGCUGGUUUCUACAUCGUCUGUGCCAAGAACAGAUUUGGCAUUGAUCAGCAGACAGUUGAGCUGGAUGUAGCUGAUGUUCCUGAUCCUCCACGUGGUAUUAAAGCCACUGACGUCUCCCGAGACUCAGUCACACUGAACUGGGUGGCCCCAGCAAAUGAUGGAGGCAGCAGGGUCAUCAACUACAUCAUUGAGAAGUGCCCGACCACUGCUGAGAGGUGGGAGCGUGUUGUCCAGUCCCGUGACACCCACUACACUGUUACCAAUCUUUUCGGAGGAACCAGCUACCAGUUCAGAGUCAUCGCUGAGAACAAGUUUGGACAGAGUGCUCCAUCGGAGACCAGUGGACCUGUGAUGACCAAGGAGGACAAAUCAAGAGUUCUGCUCUAUGACAGGGAGGUUGACGAUACUGGACGUGUCCCCAAGGGCAAGGUUCACUCCGAAGCCAAGAAUAUGCACAACAAAUAUGCCAUUGCAGAGGAAUUGGGCAGAGGUCAGUUUGGCAUUGUCCACCGCUGUGUUAGCAUCAGCUCUGAGAAGACCUACAUGGCUAAAUAUGUCAAGGUGAGAGGCGCUGAUCAAGCAAUAAUCAAGAAGGAAAUUGCAACACUGAAUCUCGCCAAACAUACCAACUUCCUGCUCCUGCAUGAGUCUUUCGACAGCCCAGAGGAGUUGGUGAUGAUCUAUGACUUUAUCUCUGGCUCUGAUAUCUUUGAGCGCCUCAGCACAGCCGAGUUUGAGCUCAAUGAGUAUGAGAUUGUCAACUACAUCAGGCAGAUCUGCUCGGCUCUUGAGUUCCUGCAUGAAGAGAGCUACGGACACUUUGAUAUCAGACCUGAGAACAUUGUGUACACAACUAGAACCAGCUCUAAUGUGAAGAUUAUUGAGUUGGGCCAGGCUAGACACCUGACUCCUGGAGACCAAAUUAAGGUCCAGUACACCACUGCCGAGUAUGCUGCGCCUGAGAUCCACCAGUCUGAUAUGGUUAGCAGUGUCACAGACAUGUGGUCAGUUGGUGUCCUUGCCUAUGUCCUUCUCAGUGGAUUAAAUCCAUUCACCGCUGAAACCAACCAACAGAUGAUUGACAACAUCUCCAGUGCAGCCUACAGCUACGACGAUGAGUCCUUCAAGCAGGUCAGUGUUGAGGCGUUGGACUUCACAGACCGCCUGAUGACAAAGGAACGUAAGCAUCGUAUGACUGCAGCUGAGGCUCUGGCGCAUCCUUGGCUGACCAAGCCUGCAGAGGAGAUCAGCACCAGAGCGAUCCAAACCAGCAGGCAUAAGAGAUACUACCAGGCAAUGGUAAAGAAAGAGUGGAAGACUGUUGUCUCCGCAGCUCGUGUGGCCAGCGGUGGCUCCAUCAGAUCCCAGCGUGGCGUCUUUGUCGCCAAGGUGAAGAUUGCUCCGUUUGAACACGGUCCUGUUGGAGGCCAGAUUGGCCACCACGUGGUGAACGAGGGAGACAACGUGAAGUUCACCUGCAACAUUGAGAACUAUGACAGCACAACUGAGGUGACAUGGUACUGUGGUGUCAGGCAACUUGAAGCUGGUGACAAAUAUGAAAUUGAGUACGAAGAUGGCCUGGCUGUGAUCACCAUCAAUAAGGUCACUAGAGCAGAUGACGGCACGUACAGAUGCAAGGUUGUGAACGAGUAUGGUGAGGACAGCGCCUACGCAGAGCUGUUUAUCAACGGUGUUAGAUCUUACCGCGACUUCUUCACCACUCGUGUGGUCAAGAAAACAAAGCGCAGAGUCGACACUGCCAGAAUGCUUCAGAAGCCACCAGAGUUCACCCUUCCUCUGACAAACCGUACAGCCUACAUUGGCGAGGAUGUGCGCUUUGGCGUAACCAUCACUGUUCACCCGGAGCCUCGUGUCGUUUGGCACAAAUCAGGACAGAAGCUCAUCCCUGGAUUUGACGACAAGAAAUACACCUUCAUCAGCGACAAGGGCCUGUACCAGCUGAUUAUACACAAACUCGACGACGAGGAUGAUGCAGAGUACAGCGUUGUGGCCCGUAACAGGUACGGGGAUGACAGCUGCAAGGCUCGUCUUACUGUUGUUCCUCGACCUAAACCAGCAGACCUCACCCUGAGGCCCAUGUUCAAACGCCUGCUUGCAAAUGUCGAGUGCAGAGAGGGCCAGAACGUGCGCUUUGAGAUCAGAGUAUCCGGACAUCCAACACUGAAGUGGGAGAAGGAUGCCCAGCCUUUAGCCUUUGGACCAUCUAUUGAGGUCGUCCACGAGGGUCUGGAUUACUACAUCCUCCAUGUGAGAGACACUCUGCCUGAGGACUCAGGUAUAUACAGAGUUACUGCUACCAACUCUGCUGGAUCUGCCAGUUGCCAGGCCAUGCUCAAAGUAGAACGUUCCACUCAUGUAAAGAAGGAAUAUGAACCGAGCGAAAAGGAGAAGAAAGAGAUAGCUGGAAAGGAGGAAAUGGACAAGAAGGUGAGGCUGUCUCAAAUUCUGGCCGACACUGUGUUUACACCUCUACCACCCUUAGCAGUACAAGCUGUCAGGGAGGCAGCCACCAUGUUCAAACCUGCUGUGACGACUAAGAAGGGUGAGAAGACCGAAGCUGAGAUUCAGAAAGAAAAAGAGGAGAGGAAGAAGCGUGCGGAUGAGAAGAGGCUGCGUAUGCCCUACGACGUCCCCGCUCCUCGUGUCGUUAACCCAGCUGCUCUUGAGGAGGAUGCGGAAAUUAAACACUUCCAGCCACUCUCCGACAUGAAAUGGUACAAAGUCCUGCGGGAUCAGUAUGAGUUCCCUGAGCCUAUGGAUAAAAUCAAGCAGAAGAGGAUGAAACGUAUUCGCCUCUCCAGAUGGGAGCAGUUCUACGAGGUGCCAGUCAGGAUCAAGGACCAGUACAAGCCUAAGUGGCGACUCCCAACCGUGACUCAGGACGACUUGGAGACUGUGAGGCCUGCAAGGCACCGCACACCUUCCCCUGAGAUGGAGGCUUACCACAGGAUCAGGAGGAGGUCCUUGGGUGAUCUGUCGGACGAGGAGCUACUGCUGCCUGUGAAUGAGUACCUGUCUAUGAAGAGAACAGAAGAGGAAAGGCUUCGUCUGGAGGAAGAGCUGGAGCUUGGUUACUCUGCUUCUCCACCAAGCCUCAGCCCAGUUCGCUUCGAACUGUCUACCCUGCGUCCCUCAUCUCCCAAAAGAGUCUACAGUGACGACGAAGAGGGAGAAGAAAUCCGCAGAUAUGACUCCUACCGAAUUCCAUCUAAAUACGAGGCUGGCCCGAGUUUCGUUGACCUCCGUCAGCGUCACGACAAAGCCACAUACAAAGCCCCGAGACAGAAGCAGAGGGUUUAUGAAGAGAAAGAAGAUCACGAGCUGCUGCGCCCACACACAACUGUUCAGAGAAUGUCUACUUACAAGAGUCAACUCAAGCGCAUGGAGUUUGAGGAAAAGACUCGAGUCUCCAAAAAGGAAACAACUGUCUCUGUUGCGACAGUUUCUGAGAGCGUUGAAUCUGAGCACCUGACUGCUUUCUCCUCAGAAUAUAUUCCUAAACCGAUCAAGAAGCUCCCAACGUCUGAACCUUUGAGGAGAUCUACCCCAGAAAGAGCUGCCAAGACUGAAGUGACCUUUCCUAAAGUUGACUUUGCCUCCAGGUAUGAGGAGAGAAAGCAAGCUCUGAGAUCAGAGAGAAGAUCAAUGGAGAGGAAGAUCGAGGUGGUGACACAGGCUCCCUUCAGCCUUGACCACGCCCCACGUAUUACCAUCAGGAUGCGAUCUCACCGCGUACCGUAUGGCUGCAGCACAAAGUUCACCAUGAAUGUCCAGGCCAAACCCGAGCCUGAGGUCAAAUGGUUCCACAAUGGAAAAGAGAUUUCUCAGACAAGCAAAUACUACAUGACCAACAUCAGUGGGGUUCUUACUCUCAAGAUCACCAACUGUGUGACGGAAGAUUCUGGCACUUACCGCGUGGUCUGCAAGAAUGCCAAAGGAGAGACUUCUGACUAUGCCACAUUGGAUGUAGCAGGAGAAGAAUUUGCUGCCUACUCCUCACUCCGCAAAGAUGAGGAGCCUCCAUCCUCUCACCUGCCAGAAAUGACAAAAACAGAGGUGUAUCACGUCUCCUCCUCUAGAACAACAGUAAAGGAAAGUGUGACUGAAAUUGUGAAAGAGACCACCAUUGUUUCUGAGAGGAAAAAGGAGAAGGAAAGUGUUCCUGCCAAGAUCCUGACCAAACCAAUGUCCCUGACUGUAGAGGAGGGAGACAACGCCAGGUUUGAGUGUGAUGUGGAUGGCGAACCAUCGCCUUCUGUGACCUGGCUGCGCGAAGGACAAGCUAUUGGUUCCUCUGCCCGUCACCACAUCGUCUCUACUCAGUACAACUCCUCCUUCGAGAUCUCUGCUGUUGAGAUGUCGGAUGGAGGCAGCUACUCUCUGAGGGUGGAAAAUGCCGGAGGCAAACAAGAAGCCCACUUCACUCUGACAAUCCGCAAGUCUGAGUCCAAGGAGAAAGUGGUCACCAGAAUCACCUCCCCAGAGGCCAAGUCCCCUGAGCCAAUCAAAUCUCCUCAGAGAAUCAAGUCCCCUGAGCCAAUCAAAUCUCCUCAGAGAAUCAAGUCCCCUGAGCCAAUCAAAUCUCCUCAGAGAGUCAAGUCCCCUGAGCCUAUCAAGUCACCUCAGGGAGUCAAGUCCCCUGAGCCAAUCAAAUCUCCUCAGAGAGUCAUGUCCCCUGAGCCAAUCAAGUCACCUAAGGGAAUCAAGUCCCCUGAGCCAAUCAAGUCACCUCAGAGAGUAAAGUCUCCUGUCUCGCCAAAAUCCCCAACACCAAAGUCCCCUACUCCCAAAUCCCCAACUCCAUCAGCGAAAGAAUUAUAGAAAGUAGAGUCGACAACCUGCACAGUCACUGUACAAGGCUCCAAAACCAAAGCUGAACUGAACUGACUCUGAGGGCCAACAUCUCUGAGGCUUCUUGAUGAAGGAGGGCGACGGCACAGCGUACACCCUCCGACUGUCCACCGACUCUGCAACUGUCAACGUUCACAUUUGCUCCAUGUAAAAAAAAAAAAAAGCUAAUUUAUAUCCCCGUUUCCCUCUUCCAGAAACUUUUAUUUAGUGAAUUAGCAACGAUAAUCUUACGUGAUAAAGAUCUGGAUUUCUGUUCUUGUAAAUAUGAACUAUUUUUGUACCAAACUUGACAUUAAUUUAUGCCAAACUAGACUAAAGUCUAAAGUUGUUAUAAAAUGUGCCAUAUUGGACAAUUAUGACCAGACCCAAACGGAAUCUGUGGAUUUUUUUUUUUUUUUACAGUUUCCAGCAGUGAUCCAGAAUGAAAAUCUGAGGAAUUUAGCGGACUGUUUUUCUGCUUGAAGUGAAGAUGUGUUACCAUUCUGAGUUUUAUUUUAAAUUUUGUUUAAAUUUGUCUAAAAUCUGCACAAAAUUCUGCAUCCACAGAUUCCGUGUGGCCCUGAUUAUGACUUAGGAUUUUUGAACCACUUUUCUGUGACAUGUACAUAAUGUAUAUAGCCGAAUUUAACGGUUAUGGGAAAUGUAUGCAUUGUUAUUUAUGACACGAAUAUUACCUGAAACAAAAUAACAAUUAUUUUAACAGGAGAAAGUUUCACCAGGAACGAAUACCCUGUCGAACCGAGAAACUAAACUCUGUGCCUCAACGAAAAGUUGAAGUCUUAAGAUUGCCUCAGCAGGUAGAGAGGCUCCCUGUUGACGUUACGAAACAGAAAGACAAAUUAUUGUUUUGGACACGCAUCUGCGUGCGAUAUUACAGUUUCCUAUGAGUUGUACCGUGAGCGUAAGACCCUGAGUGCUGUUUGCAUAACCCUCAUGUAAGCAGCAUGAACCGGCCUUGUGCUCAGACCGACUGCGUCGUACCACCACGAUUUAAAGACCAGCGCAGAGUGCUAGCGGCCUGCACUCUCAGCGUUUAGAUCAUUUUAUUUUAAAAAAGAGCGCUGUUUCUGCACAGGAUGGCCGCGCCGGCUUUCUAAAAACGUAACAUCUCCUGGCAAUGAAUAAAGAGGAAGCCGCCGUCGUCUCUCCUGUGCAGGCGCAGCGCCGUCUCUCGGAGGAUAGCUAGCUAACGUGUUUGUGUGUUGGAGUGUUUGUAGCUUUUAGUGAUUUCACCUUGUCGUUAUCAGGGUCUUCUUCAUUCUCCACAGAGACUCCAUCUCCUGUGAGAGAGGAAAGAACAUUCAUGUUUUACCCUGCACUUUGAUUUAAUUGAUCUGUUGAUGUAGAACGAUAUUUCAUCCUCCUUGAGUUUUAUGCAUUUCUGAUUUAAUAAAGCAUGAUUUCAGCACGA